Molecule: messenger RNA, 92423 nt
Organism: Pelobates cultripes (western spadefoot toad)
Lineage: Eukaryota; Metazoa; Chordata; Amphibia; Anura; Pelobatidae
Source: the annotation of a GenBank genome assembly
GGGAGACAGGGAUAGAGUGCAGCACAUAGACUGCUACUGGGAGACAGGGAUAGAGUGCAGCACAUAGACUGCUACAGGGAGACAGGGAUAGAGUGCAGCACAUAGACUGGCUGCAGAGAGACAGGGGAUAACCAUAUCAUUAGAGUGCAGCACAUAGACUGCUACAGGGAGACAGAGAUAGAGUGCAGCACAUAGACUAUUAUCAGAGUGCAGCACAUGCUCUGCACAGAGACUGUUAUAGGGAGACAGGGAUAGAGUGCAGCACAUAGAUUGGCUGCAGAGAGACAGGAGAUAACCAUAUCAUUAGAGUGCACACAGACUGUCUAUACAGGUAGUAAAUGUAUAUAUUGGAUGAGAGUGCUGCACAUGUUCUGAAUGCAGAGAGCUGGGCUGCAGGAUACAGUAUCCCGCUUCUAAUACCUGGUCACUGGUAACUGGGGAGAUUAGAGUGCUUCACAGCAUCUACAUCCCGUUCACUGGCUCUCUUAAACUGUCACUAGAGAGACCCCCUCACUCACCCUUAUUGUGACUGUCUCCUAUCACAGGAUGGACCAGGCUCCCUCUACCAGGUGAGUCUCAUUUUCCUACAUUACAAGAUGCUCUAGAGACAAUGAUGGCUUUAAUUCAUUCAUGGAAAUGGAAUAGCUCCAGGUUCCCAGCGAUGAUGGACUCCAAAUCCCAGUAUGCUGAGGCAACCAUGUUAGUGCCCCCCUCAUAUUCCAACUCAGUUGCAGACUAGAUAAUGGUGUUAUCAGUUAAUGGUGAUAGGGGUUAAUUGGAUUGCCCCAGCCAUGUGCUAUUGUUUUAUUGUAUGGUGGCUGUGCUAAAUGGGAGUUUUAGUGCAAACAUCUUGAUUGCCUGGAGUUAUCCAUUUCUUGUAAGCUGGCUGUGCAGAAUGGGAGUUAAACCCCUCAUCAACUUGUCUACCACUGUAGCUCAGGUUGUAGUAACGCAUAGAAUCUUGUUUGCAGGGGUCUCCUAUUCUUGUAUCAUUAUAAGCUGGCUGAGCCGAUGGGAGUUGCAAUCCACAGCUUCUUGAGUGACAUAAUUAUCUCUACUUUAUCUUUAACGUAGGCUCUCAGAGCAUGAUGAGAGUUGCAGUGGAAAAUACACAGGGCUGGCAUGAGAGAUCUAAUUCUACUUGUAGGUUGGAUGAGAGUGAUGGGACUUGCAUUCUAAAAUAGAUUGAUAUAUCAGAAAGUGUGAUUACUGCUUUGUUGCCAUAGGGUUCAUUUCUUGGAACGAUUCUAAAGAUUUAUGGGAAUUGUAGUCUGAAGUCACCCGUGGGUCUUGUCUGCAAAUCGUUUUUAGAGUCAUCUGAGAUAAGUGGAAAUGUUAUGAUAAGACUUUUAUCAGGAUAAAAUGAAAGUAAAUCCAGACAUUGAUUGAAAGAGUUAUUAAUGAUCAAUGUACUGCUUUUAGCCAUUGACAUUCCUUGCUUGGUUGUACCAUGUUAAUUGGACUGUUUAAUAUAUGUACACUGUGCAGAAAACCUGCAAUAUGGAUUUUAUUAAAUGCUUUGCAAUUCACAGUUUGUAUUGGUUUUGUCUUUUAGUUUUUAAAACAGUUCUACGCCCGUUAUAAAAAUGGCUAUUUACCAGUCAUUAGGCUUUUUAAUGACCGUUACAGUUCUUAAAUAUAUAAUGUGGCUUUUUUCUUCUUAAUUAUCAUUUGAGCAUCAAUGUCUCUUGUAAUGAUAUGUGUUUAGUUAAACCAACAUGGAAAGGGUUAAUUAUCUAGGACUGAUGUGAGUGAUGACCACUCCUGUAUUUCAAUAGAAUGGAUCAAUUACAUGUUUGGCGAGGGGCAUUUCUGGAUUACAACACCUACAACUCAAUGCCAGCCUCAGACUGGGGGCCCAUAAACAGUUUAGAGGGACACUGGUGUUCGCUCAUUUAUUGAACUCGUCAUUAUCAAGAAAAGUCAAUGUCUUGGUCUAAGAUUCUUCUGAUGCUCAGCCAGCCAGCAAAGCAGGGUCAAAUGCAUGUCACAGUCAACCCAAAAUUCUGUCUGUACCCAUGUGGUUUGUGCGCCUGACUUCCUUCUGGAAGGGUAUGAAAGCUUUAAAUAUUCAAAAGCCAUUCCAUGAUAUUAUACUCUAUUAAAUAACAAUUUACGUGUCCCAGGGUCUAGUAAUGGCUGCCUUAUUUGGCUAAGGAUGCUGAGGCUUGCAUUCCCGAGCAGUUAUCUAGUAUCAGAGGUCAGCAAGGACAGGCCAUUUUCUCUGUCUCCCCAUCUCCUGCAAAUACAUAAUAUUCCAGAUAAUGAUCUGGUUUGGUGCCAUGAUUCGGAUACAUUGUUAAAUGGUUUAGAUUGUCAGCUUUCUGCCAGGCUAAGGCUCGAGGCUUAUUUCAGUGUAUAACGAAUUGCACAGAGCAGGGUGUAUUGGCACGUUGUCCGCCAACUAGAAAUGUUUCCCUGAUGCCAGCAGCGCCUGCCAAAUUGCUAAUCUACAAUCGGUUGCCUUGUCCUGGACAUGGAAAAUUGCUUUUCCAUCAAACCCGGCUUUUAUAUAUUCCGCAGGAUAUAUUAUAGGGCAUCGAUUCAGCGCAUCCGUUAUGGACUACAUUAACAUUCCGCCCAGCCAGCUAAUUUCGUAGGCUGUGUAUCAGUUGUAGUCCAAUAUCGGACAUUAUGUAUUGCGUGAAGUUCAUAUUACGCAAUCUCUAGCAAUUCUAUUGCGCAGUAGCUGAUUUGCCUGUUUUUCCCAAUCGUGGCUGAGUGAUUUAUCUGUUCUCUAGUAAUCACUGUCUGCCAGUAGGAGUUCUGUGUUACACUUGCCGUCAGUAUUCUGUGGAAUUCUAUCCUAGAACGUGAAGAAAGUGCUCUCAAAAUAUCCGGUAUAUUGACCUCAGUGGAGAAUAGCAUGGUAAAUCAAAAUACUAGGGGGGGGAUUUAAUAUCGCGUAAAAUCAGAUUCCACUCUUAGCUAAUGUGCUAAAUAAGGAGCAAUCACCAUGGAAACCAGUAGAAUUUAUCAAUCUUUAGUACUUUGCACCAACGUAGCAAUUGUUUGCCUAUCUAAAAACCUUCAUCUAAAAAUCUUUUUAGAUGUGCAGAGCGUAUUUAUAUAUAAUGGGUGAAUUGAGCUAUUCUGACUAGGUAAAAGUCAUUUUGGUGAUACUUGUCUACAAUUCCAAAUUAAACGGUACCCACUAUUGAGAAGUAAGCUUGCUUGGCACCAUAUCUGGCCUGGCAUGAAGGGUUUACUAAUUAAAUGCUUGGUUUCCUAAAAUUAUGCAGGAGUUGGGUACAUUUUGGCUCCAAAUUGGUUAAAUGUUGACACACCUUUUCUCCCCAUUGGCAUAGCCCCCCUUCGAUUCUCUCAUUGACUUUAUCGAGGACAUAGUGUAGAAGUUUAAUGUGGGCUCAAAGCAUACAAGGUGGAGGUUAGGAUUUCCUGAGCCUGGAUGCUUGGCAGCUUCCAAUGAGUCUUUGCCAAGGGAUUCCACUGAGAUUCUCCCAAACUGGAUUAGUGCCAGUGUUUGUGAGUGUUUAAUCAUGGUUUUCCCUUGGCACCAAGGACUACUGUGUAGGUGGUCUGCUGGCUGAAGAAUCAGAAGCUGUGCAGCCAUUUAAUCUUAUCCAGAACCUUGAGAAAACUCCUUAUAAAUCUUAUCCAAUCAGCAUGAAAACAACCUGAAUUCAUUUAUUUGGCAGAACUUUGCCCAUUGAGUUUACAGAACUUUUUAUCUGGUAUCAAAUUCUAUAUGAAUUAAAGAAACAAAUAAUGCUGGUGGCAAACCCACAUUGUUUUAAUGCAUUGUAUAUAAUACAUAUCUAACGGCUAGUUUUAGCUCUGACAAAAUGUGUGCUUGUUAUGGUGGGUCGGUUAAAGUGUUCCUUCAGUCCAGAGUUCACCACUUUCUACUCAAACUAGAAUACAGUUACACUUUGUUAAAAUAAUGUAUUAAAUUUCCCAGGGGGUGGGAUAUUAAAGGGGCAGUGUACACUGAUCUGCAAUGGUUAUUUUACCCAGUGUGUCUGUGCACGAUUCCCUGGUUUAAUGCCAAACAUUGGGCCGAGUUAUAGGAUUGGCAGCAUGUAUAAUGAAAAUUCAUCUAUGCAUUUACUAACAAUAUGUCUAUUACACUAUAUAUCGACAUCGUGCUAGUUGUGACACGUGUCAGAUAUGAUUGUAACGGACCACCCGGCACCCUGACUUGGUACCUCUGUUGAAGGAUGCUCCUAGCGCUUUCUGAGGGCUCCAAGCACUCCAGCCAACACCAUAACCACCAUAGACUCCUUCCGAGAGCAAGACAGGAACAAGCUCUUAAAAGAGCUUAGAAGUGAUUAUCCAAGAGAGCAUGUAGAGCAUAGCAAUCUCUUGUAGUGAUAUAGCAAUUCCCCUAAUAAGAGACAGGACUCUAGAUCGAGGGUGAAGAAGAACUGUCUAAAACUUUAUUUUACUUGGGACUAGCCCAUAUGGUCUUUACAUGAACAUUGCUGUGAAAAAUCAAUAAAAUUACAAACAGUCAAAUCAUAGCAGGCAACAUACAGCGAUUUAUUAUAACACAAAGAGGUGGGGGAGACAAUAAUUAACAGAAAAUAUCUCACGUGCCUGCAGAAUUAGCAAUAUGCAAAUCUACCCGAAUAUGCAAAUGAACUAGCUAUUGAGGUAGUGCAUAUUGCUGUUUCUACCAACAGAGAGCACUAGACAAGCUCCAUAGCCAAAUCCACCUAGUUGGUAGCAAACCUCAGCAGUACAGGAGAGCAGGCAAUACAUCCCAGGGGCCAGUGUCACAUGGCAGGAGGCUGGCAAUCAGUCUUCUCCAAUGCCCAGUGGCGAGGCUGGUUCCGCCACAAUGAUGAGUUGAUUAACGUGACAUAGUUCUGUUUUUAUGUGAAGACACACCCUUGCUUCUCCCAGAAUCCUCUACCGUCCAAUGUAUUGCUUUGAAAUAGGUUAUACGAGAUACAUUGGUGGAGCUCAGCUAGCGCAAAGCGUGGAUACAGUCAAUUGCCGAUUAAACAUGUCUCUACAUGUUAUGUACAAGAUUAAAUUUGAUGCAUGUCAUACUUGACUAUAUGUUAUUUUAGUGUGGAAAUAUUCAGACAAAUAAUAUAUGUGGGCAGAGUGCCUGGUUACUGUGUUUCUGAAGAGAAACAUCUAUUUGUAAUAAAACUUUUUUUUGAAUGAAUAUGAUUUUAUAAGGAUAGCACAACAACGAUACAGUACAUACCAAGUGUCCCGAUCCAGGCCGGACAUUCCCAUCUGAUACAUGUAUUACACCAAAAGUCGUUUCAGUUCCCUGAUUGGGACAUGUGUAGUGAUAGUAUUAACAUCCCAUAUACAUGUGGUAAUCACAGACGGAAUCCCAUGAUUGAAUUAUUUCCCUCUGGCAGAUUAUAAUUUAUACACAAUUCUGGGCAGCCUGUUUUACGUACUGUUCAAGAAACUGAAGGAAAUUAUAACUAUGUAAAAAAAAAAGGCCAAUCUGGUAAAUUGAAGUUUUUUUGUUUUUUUUCUUAGGAAAGGUCACACUAUUGAGUGAUUGUGUUUUGCACAAAAACUACAACUGUACUGUUUAUUUGUUUCCAAAAAUGGAACUUCGACGUCUUGUAAAACGAAAUCAUGGGCUAAUAUUAAUAACCGUUCUAGGUGCCAGUCACUACCGUCAUGUAGCAAUGUCAUGUAGCAGACAAUUCACUCCAAUAAUAAGGUUGUUCCAUAGCAUUCUACUGUAGGUUUUUUCCAGAGUCCAGCCUGGGCAUGCAGCCCAAUGAAGGCCUAAGGACAGUGAUGGCUAACGUCACUGCAGAUAUUUCUGAACUACAUGUCCCAUAAUGCUCGGCAAGCCUUGUGCCUAUCUAUCACUCCUUUAAAGAGAUCCAUGUACCACCAUAUUGCCCUUAUUUAUUAGUGAAUUAUUAGCCUGUGUUCUGGGGUAAAUUUGGGAGGAGAAGCAUAAGUGAGUUCUAUGUCUAUGUCAAGCGUAGUCAAAUUAUAUUUACCUCCAGAAAGCAUAAAACAAAUCCAGUCCCAAUCUUAGCCAGGUCAGGACAUACAUGCAUUUAAAAUGAAAUUUAAUGGAUUGCAUUUGGGAGGAAAGGAAUGCCCCUUUUAUUAGUCGAUCAGAAACCUGAGAAUGAGAUGUUAAAUGAUAUAUUUACAUUCUUUAACAGCUGCCACCAAAAUCAAAUAUUUCAUUAAACUGGCACUUCUAUGACCAUUUUCCAUAAUCAUUCUUUGAUUUACCCUGAACAAUGACUAUAUCCAGUUGCAGUCAUAUAGCUGCCGGUUUGCAUAUAAUGAUUGCUCCGUGUCAUGGCAUUUGACAGUUUUGCCUCUCGAGUUUAUACAUUGCGCUUUUUAUGUCUGGCAAUCAAACUGUGGGCUGUGAAAGCUGUAAUUAGCCUUUUUUUCGUUUGAGGAAUGAUCUCUGCUGGGGUCGGAACACAGGCUCCUAGAGUCAACACAUAUCUGUGUCGUAAAACAGCAAAGGGGCUGAUAGAUUCCUAAAAGCAAGACUAUAGAGAGAUGCUCUCAAUCAGGGGGGGUGGGGGGGGGGUGCUUGAUUGUAAAUACUUGGAGGCUACAUAAAUCAAGCUGCCAUUAAAAAGGGUUGAUUCACAUCCUUGCGGACAGAAGCUUAAGAAAUAGAGAAAUUCUGUUGAAUUCUUCUGCUAUGCCUUCAUAACCACUGUGGCCAUAGGGUUCUGGAAGACAAGUAGGGUAAGAUAUGGCCAAAAUGCAAAAACUGGACUGGUCAUGAAAGCUGCCACUUUAAUUUUACAACAUAUGUCACCAGCAAGUGUCAACAUUCUGAAAGAAAUGUAUUUCUAACUUUACCGUUCUGCGCCAGUGAACCGUAUCUCACUAACUUUAUAGGCAACAAUUGUCCAUUGUGCGGAAUAAUGUGGUUCUAACUGUAAUUUUUAUGGGAACAAACAUGAUCGUAUCUGCUGAAUGAGGAACUGUCAUCUUUGAUUUGGUGGCUAUUUUCUUUUCCCUACACCUCAGUAGGCACUGUGUAAUCUGGACGUUCAUUGUGUCCUGCUUUGUUAUCAGUGGUGGACAGCCUUGCCCUAUCAUGCAGUGCGUGUACACGCUUGCGACAUUUUAGGAAUAAGGUUACUUUACACUGGACGCCGCGCAGUGCCACACAUUCAUUGUAAAUGGAAAACCAAUUAAAGUAACCCUACUUCCUCUGUCUUGGAAUUUUACUAGGAAUGCAGUAAAAAAUUACUAUAUUCUGUGAAACAUUACAUAAUAACCAGGAAAUCUAUUAAAACUAAGUUUUCAUUUAAUUUUUCCAUCAGGAAAAAAUAAUAAUUCAGUUUUCUGUUCAUUUAUGUUAUGAACGAUAAGAUUCAAGGACCAUCCUGAUAUAUUGUUUCUUUAUAACAGGAGUUCCCAACCCAGUCCUCAGGUACCCCCCAACAGUCCAGGAGUUAGGGAUUACCCAGUCGUGUCUAAAGUGUUUUUUCUAAAAACACCUUAGACACAACUGGGUAAUCCCUAAAUCCUGGGCUGUUAGGGGGUACUUGAGGACUGGGUUGGGAACCACUGCUCUAUAACGUUAUCUAUCAUGAAGGGGUUAAAGCAAUAUCAAAUUGUGUGCGAAAUGUCUGAUAAACUGUGCAAGUUUGUGAAUGCUCCCUUAAUACAAUAUAACAAUGUACAAGCAUUUGUUUUCUGUCACUCGAUAGAGAGUGGAUAUUUCUAUAUUUCAUAAUGAUAGUACAGUAACCAUUUAUGUUCCCGUACCCGUUAAUUAUAUCACCUGGUAUGUACUCUAUACUUUACCCCUCUCGAGUAAUAUGGACUGAUUUCACGAACAGUGGUGCCACGUGUUUUAGAUGCUUACUGCUCUAGAACGCCUUGUUGCAAUUGGAUAGCGGUCCUGUCAUUUUAACCCCUCUUUGUAAAACCGUGCCAUUUUGUAAAGGCUACAUACACCUCUAGUGUAUUUCUGACAACCACUGUUGGCAUUUCUGCUGUGAGAACCGAGUAAGAGUUGAUCCUGCAACCAAAUCCUGCUCAUAGAAGCACGUGAUUGGAGGACUGCUGUGUUUUGCCAUGAACGUGUAUCUCAUCGAGAUUGCGGAAGAGUCUCCAAGCAUCCUGGUGAAGACAGAGAGGUGGAGCGGGCAGCUGCAUUGGAGGUAUCUCAACUCUGGAAAUGAGGUAAGUAAAAAAUAUUUAACUGAACGUUUAAAAAAAUCAAGAGGGGUUUGACAGAGAUCUCAGCAACAGAAGGGAACUUAUAGUCAUUAAAAAACAAUAGCUAUUUUUGGGAAUAUAAGUUCCUUGUCAUAUAUUCAUUUCAAAAUGAUAUGUAAACAUAUAAUAUUGGAGAAAUUACUAAUUUAACAUUUUGAUGUCACAUGAUUUAUAGAUAUUUAAAUAUUAAUAUUUUUAUGCAGUAUAAAAGUUAUACCUGUAGGACAUGCCUUUUUCAAAGGCACUGCAAGGCAUUUCAUGUAAAUCUCUUAUUUUCUGUGCUUCAAUGCAAGAAGGCCUCUGGGAUAUUCAUUCAAGUUUACUUUUAAAUAUCAAAUCAAAACAGCUAAAUUGAAUAAACAUAUUUUUACAGUUUGGCUAUUUCCCCAUAAACUUGAAAAUUACUUUGAAUUACCUAAAUUUCCCACUUUAACAAAUAACUUGUCCUUCCUGAAUUCAGAUCUCCAUCAUAUUCUCAUAUAUUUAAUGUUCUAAGCUCUUCAAACAAAUGGACCUCAGAAAUGAAAACAGGGUAAAAGGGACCUGCACCCCUAAAGAAGGCACUGGGUUGUCUGCAAUCUCUGAUUUCAAUGCACUUUGUUGCUUUAUAUAAGGUCUUAAAAUCUUUCAUAAUUCUUCCCAAAGUGCCCCAUAGCUCUGCCUUUUAAUUGACUAGCACUUUUUCCACUGUAAUUAUAUUGGCACGUGCAUGUAAUUAAAACAAAAUGCAUACGCUUUUAAAAAGACAUUAAUGAUGAACUUUAAAUAUCGCUCCAGUAUUUGCACUUUUAAAGCUGUCUCUAAAUAUUACACAGCUAUCUUUAUACGCGGGCCAGUCGCUGCAUGGAUAAAGUCUGCAAUAUUUAUUUAAUCCUAUAACAUCAAUCACUGACAUUUUUUUUAUUUUAAAAUAUAGACUUUUAUUUAACGCUCACUAAUAAAGUAAGAAUAUUUGUGAAGGUAACAGGGAAAUUUAGAAAACUUAUUAAAAUGAAUUGUUAUUGGUUAGAGUACAUAUUUAAAAUUAUAAUUAUAAUUUUAAUAUGAACCAAUUGUUUUAAUGCAUACUGUAGAAUUUUUCUUAUGAACUAGAAUUUUUAACUGGGGUUCAGUAAUUAGUUGUUUUAUUUUGUCAUUAAAGAUUUUAUUGAACUUUUCAGAACACAUCAAUCUAUAAUGAUUGAAGCCUCGAACAUUAACAAACGUCAAGACACAAUGAUUGGUUGUCGGCUUUGGGAGUCAAACCGUUCAUUUACAGUUUAACUCCUUCAACAAGUUUAUUGCCAAGUUAAUUGAUGCUGGUGUGGUACCCAGAUUGCCUCUCUAAAAUUCUCUAUAGACAUGUAGCUUUUGUAUUCUUCAGAUCAGAGAAGAUGCUCUGACAAAUGACUGAUUUUGUCCCAAAAAUUGUCCCAAUUUUUGAUGAUAGAAUCUAGAAUAAAAACAUCACACAAUAGAUUUAUGGAGUAAAAAUAUUACUUUUAAACACAGCUUUUGUAUACUUCAAAAAUACUCAACUAUAGUGUUUAUCAAUAGGAUGGGAGACCAGAAGUCAAUGUAAAAGGAAAUAAUCAGUAUAAGAAAAAAGAAAACAUAUUUGGCGAGCAAUACUGGAGAGAUGAGCAACAAUGAUGAGCAACAAUCUCUGUACUUGCAUUACCACCGAUACCAUAUACUUUUGAAUGCCCAGCUAGACUUCCAGUGACUAGCUAUGACGGGUUUAGCCAUCAAACAGACAUUACACCCAGUGCUAAACAAGGGUGGAUCCAGAAUCUAAUUUCAGGUGGGGCACUAGUAAAUUAUGUAAAGGAACAGCACAAUAAAUAACAAUUAAUUAAAAUAUUAAAAAUAUUUUAAUUGAAAACAAAGUAACUACCCUAAGGAAAAACUAAAGUUAAUUCCACACAUCCAAGAACCCAGCCCCGGAUGACCUCUGGUGUCACAGCACGUUUUUGAAAAUGGAAAUAUUUGGGUAAGAGGCUUUCAUGUGCAUACAUACACUGCCCUUUUGUAUAGCAAUAGCUGAGAACAAUGCAGCAAGACAGGAAAAGGUUGAGCAAAUGUGUUAAAAAUAUUAAAACACUAAAAUAAAUAAACAAAUAAAAAGUAGCAAAUAUAAAUGUCCAAAGUCAGUGUGUAAACUUGCAAAGGUAGCAGCCAAAUCCCAUAAAGGAGUCUUUUCGUUUUUUUCUAUAAGGAUACCGAAUCCAAAGUUUCUUGGGAACCGUAUAGAUAUACAAAAUAAAACAAAGAAGAAAGCCAAUAGUGCAAUAUGUUCCAAUAUUUUGUGGUAAUUUUAAAGUCCAAGUACCUUAUAUGGUCCUACUCACAUUUUUUAGAGCUAAGACCAGCUCUAGUUGUGAACAUAUAUAAGGUGAUCUUGAGGUGGCACUUGGAUCCAGCAAAACUUAACUGGGUCUCUCCAGACCUCUCACCUGCUUGUUAUAGGGGCUGUGUAUGAAUCAGAACAUUCCUCCACAUGUGAUGGACAUAUGUGUACGUCACGGUGUUCUGGAAUAAGGUGUUGCUAUUAAUUUUGUGACCAACUUUGAGUCCAGGUGCAAUGUUGGAGCAUCUCUCCCUGUGACCUUUGCCCUAGCCUAACUAGACCACAACUUAAAUUAUGCUACAAGAGAUGAAUGGUUUCCUGAUGGUGCUUGGCAUACAGAUGGAAAAUUACUAUACUUGAUUUUGAUAUGGUAACAAGAUAAAUUACCUUUACUUGUCAAUUAGAGGAGAUAACCUUCAGACAUUUCACAAUCAAGUCUGGUCACCUUAUAGCAUUUACUUAGAUUCCAGAACUAAGUGUAGAUGGUAAGACUGGUUCAAUAGGCACAUUCUAUAAUUCAGGACGAAACUUGGCGGGACUUUGAAUGGAAUUUUAUAUGGCUACUCCUAAGUCUUCCAUUUAUCUACCUAUUAGUCUUACAUCUGUCCCUAGUUAACCCUAGUUUUGGUAUGUAUGGACUUAUUUAUGGUGGUUUUGCUAUCACAGAUUCUUUCAUUAUGAUGGACUCGCAAAAUACAUCCCUGAAAAUUGGAGAGCAUUGCCUUAGUGCUGUGUGUGUCUCAUUGGGCACUGUUGCGUGACAAUAUGUGAUACCUUGCCUGAUCUCACAGACAUCUCUGCAUGUGCCAACCAUCCACAUCUUCCCACAUCCCUCACAGUCAUAAACACAUGUGCCCACCAUGCACGUCUCCCUAUAUCUCUCACAGAUAUCCCCACAUGUGCCACCCAUCUCCUCCCCAAACUCACGCCUUUUUUGCUUAUAAUAUAUUUUGGUGUUAAGCUGGGGUUUUGUUUUUAGAUAUAACAUGUUUUGUUAUAUGUUUUUGUCUUUAAAACUUGUGCAUAUGAUAUGUUAUGCAUAUUGAGGACUGUUAUGUGUACAAUGUUUUGUCUUUUGUGUUCGAUGUUGUUAGUUUAUGUAAUUUUACUUGUAUUUGUUUACCUGCAAAAAUGCCUCUAAAAUAAUAGUGGUCAGUUCCAUACUUCAAAACAAUAUAUACAAAUUAAAAAAGGGAGGAGAGGCUGGGCCAUCCCAGCAUGCCGCAUUGUGCUUUCAUCAAUGUUAUGUCAGGAUUACUAGUGGAUCCAGCACGCAGAAUUGUGUCACACCUAGGACUAAAGGUAACGUCUUACCAGGCCUUAGAAUGGCUGGACUUAACGUACCAGAGAAUAGUCAGAAUACUUGCCGAGGUCAGGGACACAGAAGGAGACACAACGACGAGGGAAAGCCAAAAGUCAAGGAUACCAGAAUUCAGGUAAAUUGGGUUUAAAUAACCCUCCUAGAGCUGCAAUUGGCUUAUAUGUGAUCUCUCACCCCAAAACGUGCUUGCACGUCCAUGAUGCGACGCCGCACGCACACAUGCGCCAUCUGUAAUAUGGGCAAGGGGUAUUUCUUUAAUAGAAUUGGAACCGCAGCGGCCGGCGUCUCUUUGAUAACGCCGCUCAUGCCGGGAACCAAGAUGGAAAGAGGUCGGGUCUUGAUCUGCUGCGGGUGAAGUGCCGAGCAAAGUUCUCCACGAUGCUCUCCACGACCCGUCCACCAUCAUUGCUUCUCUUUCUGAGGUCCAGUGCCAAGCAAAGUUCAUCACGAUGCUCUCCACGACCCAUCCACCAUCAUUGCUUCUCUUUCUAAAGUCCAAUCAAAUACGUCUUAUAGAGAAGCAUCUGAUCAAGUUGAUCUUUAGGAAUCAGAGUGCCUGUGCACACUCUUAGUCAGGAGAGGAAAGAAUGAGGGAGCGUGGGGUGGGCAGGUAGAAGGUUCUUCUUGUAGGUUUGCUCCCAGCACUGCCUGCAGGUGAAAAAGCUUAUUACGCCUAUUGCCAGCUUGCUGUGCGUUUAUGACAGACAUAAUUUUUCUGUGCUGCCCAUGUCAUGUGUGCCAAGGGUGCAACUAGCCCCCAGCACAAAAUUUGCAAAUAUCUCUGUGCAGAGGUCCCUUUUGGGCACAGAAAAUCGAGAAAUGAUGUUUCCAUAACUAGUUCCCAGCUUGACAUGUAAAUGAGCACAGCCAGGCAUUAUGUUUCAGGCUUCAUAUUGCAUUUGUUCAGAUACCCUCAGCAAUGGACACUAUUUUAAACAUAGCAUGGGCUCCAGUGACCAGAAACCAGCCAUGGACUGUAUUUAUUUUUGUCCCUGUGGGUCUCAUCAGCAUUGCACCGGUUCUGGUGUGUGUAUAAUUUACACACAUAGUUGUUGUUUUUUUCAAAUUGUAUUUUAUUGGGUUUUUCUUUUUUUACAUCAGACACAGAUAAGGUAAGAAAAGAAGAGGAUGAUAAAUAAAUAUCACACCAAGAUAAGAUAUUUAGUAAAAAUAUUUAAAGGUUGCUUAGGUAUGCCGAGAAAGUACUUUUAGGGUCUGGUAUUAUCCUGUGCUAAACCAUGUGGAAAAUCUCUUCAAAUCAAAUCAAUCAAUAAUAUUGAUAAAAUGCAUGUCUAACGUUUUUAAUGUUCUCCCGUUGGGCAGUCCAGGAGUUUCUGUGCAAUUUUAAAAGUCAGCGUUAAAGUGAAAAUUGGUAUUAUAUCCAAACCUUUGUGUUUGACGGGAUACUUUCUUUUUGUGUGGAUGUUUGUAGUUUGUAGUUUGCAAUUUACUGAAACCAGAAAUAGAUUUCCCGAGCUUUAAGGAUCAACUUGAUGGACCUCUUUAAAAGACCAUUUCUGCAAGAAUUGAUUUUCUAUAUUGAUCAAAUGGUGAGCUGCAUGGUACUCCAUCACACAGCAAUGGAUUCAUUCUAAAUUAUUUCUUAUUUAAUUAUAAUAUGGCUGAGUUAUCUAAUAUUUAGAUUCCCAGGCCAUGUAGACUGUCAAGUCAUCAUGGAAGGCCAGUUACCCACCUGUUGGCCGACACUGCUCUGUGGUUUCUCCAUUGUCUUCUACAGUAAAAUAUUGCCAGUACCUGUGAACAAUUGGUGGAUAAAAUUAUCACUGCAGAUGUCUGUAAACUACAUUUCCCAUGAUGCUCAGCCCACCCAUCUUAAAGGGACACUAUAGGCACGAUAGAAUCAAUGCUUAAAACUAUAAAAAAAAGCGAAUUAGUCCUUUUUGUUCUUUUGUUAAAGUGUUAUUUAGUGUAGCAGCUGGAAAUACUUUGUGGGCACUCCAACACAACCCACCAAAAAUACACCAAAUCUGAAAAGUGCACUUAAUGUUUAGGUGAUACACCCCUAAUACAUAAAGUCUGAGGCUCCAAAAAAGGUGAGCACUGCUGUUGAUAAUUUGUUUUCUCACAUUGAUAUUAAAAUACUAUACCCAGAAGAUUGUUCUUCCUCUUUUCCUGUUGUUCUCAAAUUCAUAUAUCUUAUUGGGAGUUGCAGAGUGAAAUAUUUCAGAAGAAAGGUCUAUUGCUUGGAGCUUAGAGUCUAUAUUGUGAAAAGGCUCUAAUACAUGUGAGUUAAUUUUCACUCACUUUUUUGGUUAUUAUAUUUUUAUAAAAUACCACACUAUAUUUUAUAUUUUUAUGUUUGUUAUCACAUGUAUUGACUAUUUACAGAAGGGGUAAGUCCCUAUUUUCUUAAGUGCACUUUUUAGAUUUGAAGAAUCAGUGCUUUCCUAUGGGGAAGACCUAAUGCGCACGGCACUCAAAUAAGGUAAGUGAAAAUUCGGUUUUUCUUUAACCCUUUCAUAGCCGUGGCAGCAGGGGCCGAGGGGCACUAGAGUGCUAGUAAUACAGCUUUGUAUACCAAAUACAAUAUAACAUAGCACUUGUAUUCAAUAUAGCUCAUAUACAUUAUUUACUGUUCUGUUUGUAUUGAUAUACAGCUUUGAAUGCCUAACACUAUAGUGUUCCUUUAAUGUCAUAGGGGAUGUACUUCAUAAACAUCUGUAGCACCAAAAAGAGUCAGUACUGUUACUGACAUUACUAAAAGUCUCCUCAAACCAGUAAAAAUUCUCCCCUUUAAAGGAUAAAAGAAUGUCACCCACCAUGAUCAUGGCCAAAACUGCUAUAAAGAGGGCAUUGUUUGGAGUUAGUGUCUCUGAGUAACAUAAUGUGUCAGGAAUGUGAAGAUUCCCCAGUGUUCUAAUCGGAUGUAUAACUUUCACACAGCUCCAAAAUAUACGACGGUCCGUGUCCUUAUAUGCCCUACAGUCAUAGGACCAGCACCAGAUGGUACGUAUCCUUAUAUGCCGUACAGCCAUGCGGUGGGCUCCAGAAAACCAUACUGUUACUGUUAAAAAAAAAAAAGAACUUGAGGCCCUUCCCUGAACUUACCCAAAGGUUUGAGAGCCACAAUUGUCCAGAUCUCACACAAAAUCCCAAGCGUUCUAUCUGAAACCCAGGAUCUGACCGUAUGAGAGCUGCAUUAUCUCUGCUCUCACAGCAAAAGUGCCCCCAAAACCAUGGGUUGCAGGGUCAAAAUCCUGCUUGCCCUACCCAAAUGGCGGCUCUGCAUUCUGUCAAGCUUAGGAAGCCAUUUAACUGAGGAUAGAAUUGAGAUGCAUCACUGAGCAGUGUCAUGGUAUAUCAUGCUUAAUCCCUUUCAUCAGAAAUCUAAAAAGUUCUAACUACCGUUUCUAAAUCAAUACUAAUACAUAAUUUAACAAUUGUGAGAAGAACAUUUUAAUUUCAGUUAAAUAUUGAUGUUCUGUUUAAACGCACACUCAUGUAUUCAAUAUUAAUAUAAGAACAUUCACAUGGAAAAAUAACAAAUCCAGCAAUUGAACCAAUCGUGGAUUGCUGUCUUCUCUGCAAAAGGGUUAACUGGCAUGUGGCUAUUCAAACCAUCUGCCGAGCUAGUUACACAAAUAUAGGGGCUUUAAAUUCCAACAUGUAAUGUCACGUGAGAGUCUGUUGCUUAGAAAUUCACUAAGUAAAUAUGUUUCUCUGUAUAACAGACAUUAAAGAAGAGGAUGGGUGGAGACAAUGUAAUAUGGAGACCAAUUAGGGUCACCAAGGGGAAGAUCUGGUUUUGGCUAAUUAACCAGAUUAGAUGUUAACGUGUUUUUUGACAUCUUUGAGACAAUUAUGAUUAGGCAGCUUUAGGUGUGAAACCUGUUAAGUGUUAUUAGAUGCGCUGUGGAUAUGAAAUAUUUGUUAAAAUUAUUUUUCAAAUUUUCUGGAUUCUCCUUCGCUGGUACCAUUGUGUGCUCCAAUUGCUUGUUUCAUCCAAAAUACUUUUUAUUCAACCACUUCACGUCACAUUCUCUUGUUUUAUCCAUUAUAAUUACCACCUGCUUUGUUAAGUCUCUUUGCAUGUUUGUGUGACCACCAUAUCUACAAAUUUGUUUGGUUUGGAAUACAAUUUUUGGCGGUGCUACUAAAUUGGUUUACCCGUACAGAUCGGUUACCUGUCCUUUUGGGGACACGCUUACACUCAUUGAAGAAGGCAGUUUUUUGAGUUUUUGCAAGGUAAAUAUAUUUAGGUUUACAAUGGGAUUUAGGCGUAAUGAAAUGCAGAGUAAGGUUAUGGUGCAAAAUGUAGCUAGAUUUAAGGAGGUUGAAUAACCUAGGGUUACUUUCAGUGUUAUAUAUGGGAUUAGAUCAAAUUUGAGGUUAGGUUAAUUAAUCAAUCCGUAAUCUUAAUCUUAACACUUACCUUAACCUAAACGUCAUCGGUCUCAAUGAUAUAGUGCAGUGCUCCUCAACCCUCUGCUCAAGGAACACUCAACAGUCCAGGAUUUAGGGAUUACCCAGAUGUGUCAAAAAUAUUUAAAAAACAAACAAAAAACACACACACAAAAAAAAUAAACACCUUAGACACUAAGGUGUUUUUUUCCUUUUACUAAACACGUUAGAAACACCUGGGUAUUCCCUAAAUCCUGGACUGUUAGGUGUGCAUCGAUGAGUGGGUUUAGGGGCAUUGCUAUAGUGAACUCCCUAACAUUAACUGUCACUGUAACCCUAACGUCACUGUAACCUACUUACCUUGCAGCCCUUUCCAGUCAGUGUGCGCAGUUUCCCUAGAGACCGGCGGACCAGCUUUAGCAGUGCUUUUUUAAUUAUACAGUGAUAUAAAAGAGAAAGCGAUUGACAGACAAUAUAAUAUUGACAAAUAGUGAAAAAGUGAAGAUGGCCUCGCUCAGAUAACAAUCAAGGAGAACUGGGGGCUUUCUGAGCCUGUUUAGUGUGUACAAAUUCCCACACAUAAGUUUAUUUUUGGUUUACUGUAUCCUCUGGGAAUACGGAGACUAUUAGAAUUCAUUCCUACAGCUAGUACUGUAAAUAGGGAUUCACGGGCCGGGAAAUUCAAAUGGACCCAAUUAUGAAGAAGUCCCCAUCUUCAUUAAAAUAAAAUUUAAAAUUGAUGAACCUUUAUUGAAAGACAUUUAAUAAUUAUUAAAAAAAAAAUCGAGUGAUAGACUGAUGAGGCUAAAUAUAUACUACACUACACGAUCAUUUCUGGAUAUAAAAAUGCAGCAAAACAAGCUAAUAUCUGUUAUGGCGUCUCUGUGCAGGUAAGUAGACAGUCCUGUAGGUAAAGUCGUGAAUCAACUCAAAGAUCGUGAAUAAAAACAUAAAGAGAGGGGAAACAUUUCAAUUAUAAAAUGUAUAAAAUAUUUAAAAUAUACAGUUGUGAAGGCAAGAGUAAUAUUGUAACUUUAUGUAAAGUUAUAUCUUAUAUACCUUACCAUCCAGUGCUGAUGGAAUCCUACGAGAAUUAAUUAAUGGUGGAUCUGUACUUCACCCUCUCGCCUUCUAUACAACAUACACAACAUGGAUGUGCAAAACCCAGAUUUUCUUCAAAUAUUAGGAUUUGGGGGACUGAUGGACUGACUUCGGAACAUCUUAUUGAAUGGCCAUGGGGCAAUUUUUUUCUCUGACCAUUUUGUGUUUAAUUUUUUUCCCUAUUCAGUUAUUCACUUCAAACCUCCAUUAAAUCUCUAUAAUUGUAUCCUCCCUCACUAAUUAAUUUUAUUUCUAAGAUUCCAUUGGCACUGGAUGUUAAUGGAUGUACAGAAUGGUACACUCUGCCUCCCCUCAUAUAUGCACAUCACAAUUCACACAUGCAUAGCACCCCUCACGCACAUACAGCAACCCUCACGCACAUACAGCACCCCUGACACACAACACCUUUCACACACACACAGCACCCAUCACACACAGCACCUCACAGACCCACAUAGUAAAAGAAAGUAGAAUAGAAAAUAGAAAAGAAAAAAAAAGAUAAAUGUAAGUACAUAUUUAAAAAAAAAACCCUCCUUUCUAAAAAAAAAAAAAAAAAUACAAUAUCGCAAUUGCGCUACAAAAUGAGUUACUGCAGCACUGGUAGGCGGUAAGGAAAUUUUAUCAUCAACAAAGAUACAAAAGUGGGUGGUAGGUAUUAAAAGGUUGACUACCCCUGUUUUAGAUAGACAUGCCCUAAAAAGGACACUGCCUAAAUCUAUUUUUUCCCCUCUCACUCUGUUUUUUAUUUAGGGUAUUUCAGCUGAUUCACAGCUUUACCUACAUUCACAGAGAGGUCUGCUGGGAGAGCUAAGGGAGCAAUGAGUCAUUGCCUAUAGAACUUGGGCCCAAGGAAUCUAUAGUAUCAGUUACAGAACAGAGAGGGAGGGCAUACCGCCCAAGUGUCCCUGUUUAGGAAGGACUACCAGCAAUAAAUGUGUUUAGAAAUCAGUCUGUGUAAAUAAGAUACAUUGUUCUUGUUCUAAAUUAAAUUUUAAUUGUAUAAAUUAUUAGUAAGUCACCUAAAAUUUCUCAACCCACCCAUGGUCACCCCCACUCACAACCCCAAAAUUAAACAGUCGCUCUUUGUCCCAUGGGAUGUUGGGCGGUACUGAUUGUGUGCAAUGGGCAUAGAGCAUAUGUCAUAUGUGACAUACAGGUUUGUAUAUACAGAACCAAAGCUACAUGUGUUUUAUCCAUUGCCCAGUUCAAUAAAAUGAAAUAUAAGAAUCAGACGGAUUGGGCUUGUUCUAAUUUGUGGGCCUUGCGCUACAAGUCCUACAGCCCAUGACUUAUUCUAUCCCGGAGUAAAGCACCAGUUAUUGGCAUAAUCUUAGUUCACUAACUUGUGACAUCUCGCUCAUUUCCUUCAAAUCCAUUUUUAAACAUUUGAAGCAUUACAACAGAUUCCCAUUUUCAGUCAUCGUGGCAUAUUAAAGAUUAGUGUACCGUAGACCCGUCAUACAAUGGUAUCCGGGUGUAAGGGAAUAAACCAGCUCUGCUGGAGCUAAGGAAACUCAAUGAACAUCUUCCUCUAACAUUAUAUUGACAAAUGUAAAAAAUGAACUCUGUUAAUUUCCUACCGACUCUUCUUCUCUGUCAAAAGAUCUCACAACUGUGAGUAAAGAAUGAGUAUAGCUUCACAUCUAAAUUUAGUUCAUUAGGUCUUCUUUAAUUAAAACCUAAACACACAUAGAAACAUAGAAUGUGACGGCAGAUAAGAACCAUUCGGCCCAUCUAGUCUGCCCAAUUUUCUAAAUACUUCCAUUAGUCCCCGGCCUUAUCUUAUAGUUAGGAUAGCCUUAUGCCUAUCCCACACAUGCUUAAACUCCUUUACUGUGUUAACCUUCUACCACUUCAGCUGGAAGGCUAUUCCAUACAUCCACUACCCUCUCAGUAAAUAUACUUCCUGAUAUUAUUUUUAAACCUUUGUCCCUCUAAUUUAAGACUAUGUCCUCUUGUUGUGGUAGUUUUUCUUCUUUUAAAUAUAGUCUCCUCCUUUACUGUGUUGAUUCCCUUUAUGUAUUUAAAUGUUUCUAUCAUAUCCCCCCUGUCUCGUCUUUCCUCCAAGCUAUACAUGUUAAGAUCCUUUAACCUUUCCUGGUAAGUUUUAUCCCGCAAUCCAUGAACCAGUUUAGUAGCCCUUCUCUGAACCCUCUCUAAGGUAUCAAUAUCCUUCUGAAGAUACGGUCUCCAGUACUGUGUACAAUACUCCAAGUGAGGUCUCACCAGUGUUCUGUACAAUGGCAUGAGCACUUCCCUCUUUCUACUGCUAAUGCCUCUCCCUAUACAACCAAGCAUUCUGAUAGCAUUUCCUGCUGCUCUAUUACAUUGUCUGCCUACCUUUAAGUCAUCAGAAAUAAUCACCCCUAAAUCCCUUUCCUCAUAUGUUGAGGUUAGAACUCUAUCAAAUAUUCUGUACUCUGCCCUUGGGUUUUUACGUCCAAGAUGCAUUAUCUUGCACUUAUCCACAUUAAAUGUCAGUUGCCACAAUUCUGACCAUUUUUCUAGUUUACCUAAAUCAUUUGCCAUUUGGCUUAUCCCUCCUGGAACAUCAACCCUGUUACAUAUCUUAGUAUCAUCAGCAAAAAGACAUACCUUACCAUCAAGACCUUCUGCAAUAUCACUAAUAAAAAUAUUAAAGAGAAUGGGUCCAAGUACAGAUCCCUGAGGUACCCCACUGGUGACAAGUCCAAGCUUCGAAUAUAUUCCAUUAACUACAACCCUCUGUUGCCUGUCACUCAGCCACUGCCUUACCCAUUCAACAAUAUUGGAAUCCAAACUUAAAGAUUGCAGUUUAUUGAUAAGCCUUCUAUGUGCAACAGUGUCAAAAGCCUUACUGAAAUCUAGGUAAGCAAUGUCUACUGCACCACCCUGAUCUAUAAUUUUAGUUACCCAAUCAAAAAAAUCAAUAAGAUUAGUUUGGCAUGAUCUCCCUGAAGUAAACCCAUGUUGUCUCUGAUCUUGAAAUCCAUGUGUUUUUAGAUGUUCAUCAAUCCUAUCCUUUAACAUGGUUUCCAUUACUUUCCCCACUACUGAAGUAAGGCUUACUGGCCUAUAGUUGCCCGACUCCUCCCUAUUACCUUUCUUGUAAAUGGGCACAACAUUCGCUAACUUCCAAUCUUCUGGGACUACUCCUGUUAACAAUCUAAUUUUUUGUAAAGUCCCUCCCCCCCCCCCAGUGUUUUCACCCCAUUAAUUAUCUGUAACUAAAACUUCUCUAUAUUUUGUCUCAAUUUAAGGAAAUGGGAUGGUGUUGAAUAAAUCUAAUUUUAGAUGUUCCCAUAGUUUGCUUGUGUUUAUUCUCUGGGAUGUUUCAUCAGAGUUUUAAAUAUAAUAAAUAAAUAAAAUAAAUAAAGUGAAUCUUGAGAAGAAAUCUGUGUUUUAGCAAGAUAAGGAUUCCAAGUACAAGGGCAAACAAAAACUGUGGUGGUUUCUGAGGGCCCCGCUCCUUCCCCUCUCUCCCUUCUCUGUUUCUCUGACCUUUCUCCUUUUCUCUUCUCUUACUUCUUCUCAUUUCAUAUCUCCUCAUACCCCCUUUUUUAUUCCCCCCCCCCUUGGUUUACAGGGGUUUGUUUUCUUUUUUCAUUUUUCUCACCCAGGCAUGAUAAAACAGUCCGAGAAACGAAGAUGCCUAAAAACAAAUCUGGUCUGUAUAAAGCUAGGACUCCUUCUUUAACUAGAUUGCCUGGAAUAAAAAUAAAAACCUCGAUAGGAGGCAAGUCACAAUGGGUUUAAAAAGAGGCUUGUAUUGUAAGCCUAUAUUGCAUACUGUAUUUCCAAGAAUGUUCUCUCAAAUAUUGGCUUCUGCGCAAGCCCAAAAGUGAAACUGUACUUGCUGUACCUAUCGAAUGAAAAAAUAAAGAAUAAUAAAAAAAAAAAAACUGUGGUGGUAAUGAACAAAAGUGACUGGUCUACAACGUCCCAAUCACUAUCCCGAUCUCAGUAUUUACUCACUACUUUCUUUUGCCACUUCCCUCACUCACUGUCUGUAUCCCAUUCUCCAUAUCAACCACUUUAUCUUCCAUAGCACCUUCUAAUCCACCAAACCCACCUCUUUCUCUUCCAUCACUUCAGCCCCAUACUGUCCACAGAUAAGAUUGUCCGGGUCGGUAGGCAGGAUGCCAGAUAGAGACCCUCUCCUAGUGCAUUGGCUGUUUUUGUGAGUGUUGUGUGUGUGUUUAGUGGCUGAGCAUUGGGAACAGCAACCCUGGUGGUUUGGUGGAGGAGAACUGUGGUCUGCACCAGAAUUGAUGCAGCCCGCUUUAAGAGCUCUCUUAUGGUCCUAGCACUCUGUGAAUCCAGGGAACAGCCAGGGAGCUCUUACAUUGACCAGCACCAAAUAAAUGUACAGACCACGAAGAUUCCUCAACAGGUAAUCCACCAAACCCACCUCUUUCUCUUCCAUCACUUCAGCCCCAUACUGUCCAAAGAUAAGAUUGUCCGGGUUGGUAGGCAGGAUGCCAGAUAAAGACCCUCUCCUAGUGCCUUGGCUGUUUCUGUGAGUGUUGUGUGUGUGUUUAGUGGCUGAGCAUUGGGAACAGCAACCCUGGUGGUCUGGUGGAGGAGAACUGUGGUCUGCACCAGAAUUGGUGCAGACCGCUUUAAGAGCUCUCUUAUGGUCCUAGCACUCUGUGAAUCCAGGGAACAGCCAGGGAGCUCUUACAUUGACCAGCACCAAAUAAAUGUACAGACCACGAAGAUUCCUCAACAGGUAAGGGUACAUAGUGCCAAGCAGUGAGAUUUGUUGAUCUCCCUGCCGGCUCAAGGAAAUGUCAGGAUUACAGAAUGAUCCAGCAUGUAGAAUUGUAUAACACAGAGGACUGAUAGGUAGCAUAUACCGGACCUUAGAAUGGCCGGACUAACGUAUCAAAGAAUAGUCGGGAAUAGCAGAGGUCAAGGGAAACAGAAAGAGACACAACAAUAAGGAAAAGCCAGGAGUCAGGGAUGCCAGAAAACAGGGAAGUCAAAAACAAUGCCAAAGUCAAAUAACCAGAAUUACCAGAAUCAAUAAGGCGCUCUCGGACAACCACAAGGGAAACCACAACAGGGCACUGAGCAGGAUGAGAACUGGGCCUAAAUACCCCUCCUCUAGAUCUGAUAGGCUGUAACCGGUCUUUGACCCCAAAGCAGUUACCAGGUUCCCAUUUGCAUAAUUGCUGCUCAGCAUUAACUCUUCUGUGGAUUUGGUUGCUGCUCGGCACAACUUUUCCUAUGUGGACAGUAAAUGUCAUUAACCACAUUUUUAUAAGCGGAUGAAUACGGGACAGGAAGGCCCACAAAGCUAGAGCUCUGGAUGUGACCGGACCCAAGGCUACCGCUUAUGCCACCUGGUGGACAAUCCAGCUCUGCUCUUUCACCAUGAACCGAAACAUACACAUGUAGAUACAUAAACUGACACACACAAACACUGACUCACAUGUAGAUACAUAUACUGACACACACAAACACAGAUGAAUACAAUAACACACAUGCACAGAGAACCACACCAAUCUCUUUCACCCCCACUAUGAGAGGGCUCAAAAUUUACACUCACAAACUGGCCAUUGGCAAAUAGAAAUUCAGCCCUGGUGAGGAUAAAUUCUUGAUUGUGAGCAAAUUUGCCAAGAAAAAUGAUAGAGACAGCUUAUGACAUAGUAGGCAAAGCUGGUAUAUACAUAGCCACCAUGAUGUUAACUUUUAUUGCUACAGGAUAUGUGAGCACAUAUGCACUGCACUUUAUAGUAUUUUAUAUUAUUUAUAUAAUCUUAUAAUGAUAUGUAUUUUGUUUCUGUGUUAGUGUGUUACAAUAUCUGUUAAAACAUAAAAAAUCCAAGUAAUCCCAUAUAUCAUCAGGGCUGGAUUUGCCAUAAGGCCACUGAGGUCACAGCUCCCUUACUCUGCCACAGUGGGGCCACACUGACGGGGAGAUGAUCUCCCUCUAUUGAUUCAGAGCGCUGCUGCAUGUUACUUCAGCAAUCUCUGAUACGUUCCCCAGCCGCCAACCAGAAGAAACUGCCUGCACCCACGGUAAUAACUCUCAUCCCUGGCCCAAGGUAAGCUUUAGAGAGUUUAUUUUUUUCUCUUAAAAUGCCCUGCCCCACAAUACAGCCCCUCAGCCACUAUCUAACUCCACAACAGCUAGUACUCCAAACUAACUAUCCCACCUACUAUAUCCAUCAUCCCCCAAAUACUGCCUCUUUCCCUAAUACUGCCACUACACCCACACUCUAGCCACUAUCCCCCACUUACUGCAGACAUUAUGACCCCACUAUAGACCCUGUCCUGCCAUUAAAGCCCCAAUCCCCCAACUACAACCACUAAUCCCCCUACUACAGAUCAAACUCUCUAUUAUUGCUACUAUUCCCACACUAUAACCACUAUCCCACCAACCACAGCUUCCAUCCAUUCUAUAGCCCCAUCCAAUCCACCCAAGCACACACACUGCAGCCAAUAUCCCCUGCACAUAUACACUACAGCACUUAUUCCCCCCUUAUACAUACAUUACAGCUCCAAUUUUUUCACAUGCACUCUGCAGCCCUAAUUUUCUUCCCAAACACACACAUAGCUAAAUGCACCCUACUUCUCUUAGAAAAAAUGCACCCUACAGUCUCUAUUCUCCUAAACCCCAUAUACAUUCUUCAGCCCCUAUGCUUAACAGCACACACACUAAAGCCUCUAUUUACAUGCACACACACAUACUCCACUGCAAACAGACCCACACACAAACAACCCCACAACAGUCCCCCUCCCUCACAUUCAACACUACAAGCAUAAUUCCCUGUGCAACCACACAAGCAGCAUAUCCCCCACAUGUGCAAUCUUAAAAACAUACUCCACCCACAUACACAACAACAUGAGCAGCAUCCCCACACAUGCACACAACCCCACAAGCAGCAUAUAUAUAUAUAAACAAAAAAAAAACACAAGCAGCAUCCUCACAAACAUACAAUACCGCAAGCAGCAUCCCCACAAACAUGCAACACCACAAGCCGCAUCCCCUCAAACAUGCAACGUCACAAACAGCCUCCUCACAAACAUGCAACGUCACAAGCAGCAUCCUCACAAACAUACAAUACCGCAAGCAGCAUCCCCACAAACAUGCAACACCACAAGCCGCAUCCCCUCAAACAUGCAACAUCACAAACAGCCUCCUCACAAACAUGCAACGUCACAAGCAGCAUCCCCACAAACAUGCAACACUACAUGCAGCAUCCCCACAAACAUGAAACACCACAAGCAACAUCGUCACAAACAUACAAUACCACAAGCAGCCUCCACGCACAUAUACACACACACUCUCUCCCAGUACCUAUUAUUCAACUGCCCACCUAGUUACUUUCACCAUUCAAUAAUACCCCAAACUAGCCGCAUUAAUGCAUCAUAACCCCAUUGCGGAACUACCCCGGUCGCAGGGAUCAUAACUGCGACCAGGCCUGGCACUAUGCAGGGGCUCCGGCUGCCCUGUCAACCCCUGCAGAAUCGUCUUCUGUGUGAGAGAGAUCUGGGUCCUCCCCGUGUGAUGGGCUCCAGGUACCCAUUGGCAGGCUGUCAGCAGAGUCGGUGUGCCCGCUGACCUGGUUGGUGUGGGAUUACUUGCCCCCUGCACCUGUCUCUACCAGGCAGCAGUUCCUCCAGUGUGAGUGUCAGCCAGGCCCAGGCUGCCACUGCCUGGGGGUGAGUGUGAGCAGCAUCCGCGUCUCCUCCGGGCGAGUACCAUGAGCACAGGCUGCCUCGUAGGAACCUGCAGGAGGACUUCGCACUCAUCCAGAGGAUUGGCAGUGGCACCUACUGGUGAUGUGUAAAGGGAAACACCAAGCGAGGGGCAGGAUUGUUGGGUAAUCAUCACUAUGUCAGAGCUAUGUCCAGGGCAGUGUGUGACAGACAUGUCAGAGGCAUCCUUAGACUUACACAGAGAAACACUGUGCCAGGGGCACAUCAAUAGGAGACAGGGCAGGAGCACAUAGGAGGGCACAGGGGAAGCCUGCUGAGAUUAGUGUGUGCCAGGGACAGAUUUAUUUAGAUAUGGGUUGUGAAAUUGUCUGACUCAUACAGGGAAUUAUGGCAUUUGAUAAGAACAAGGUAUGUAUGUUAUUGUAUGUAACUGUAUUUGUGUGUCAGUGUAUGUUUCUGUAUGUGUGUCAGCAUAUGUGAGUAUGUAUCUACAUGUGUGUCAGUAUUUGUGUGUGUCAGUGUAUGUAUUGGUUCAUGUGGAUCUGUGUGUGCAUGUCAGUGUUACUGUGGAUGUGUGUCAAUCUGUGUGUGUGUGUAUCUCUCAUAUUAUUUAUAAGUCUGUGGACAUCUCUGUGGCAGGAUAUGUGUGUUUCUGUGUAUGGCACUGGGCCCCUUUAUGUGUGUGCCAAUGCAAAUGUAUUUGCAUGCAAUCACCGAUAUUACACACAAACACCAACACUGUGCACAAUAACAGUCCUGCAUUCAAAUGCCAACACACAAACACACCUCGUAAUUCACGUGGCAUUACAGACACGCAUAUCAAUGCUUUCAUACACUAACACUACAUAAAAAAAACUUGAAUUCAAAUACUAAUACUACACACACCCAUGAUUUAUAUGCAAACAUUACACACAAACACACCCCUGCAUUCACAUGAAAACAUUACAGACAAGCAUUCCACAGCAAUCUUAACAGAUUCUUGCACCGGGGCCUUGAGGUUUCUAGUUACAUGUCUGAUCCCAAGAAUUACGCCAAACUUUUGCAUUUAUAUAUGGGUGCAUUGAGGAAACUAGCCUUGGGGCAGCAAGUAAGGUAAAUUCAGUCCUGUCCAUCAUAAGUUUGAGUUUAGGAUUUUGUUUCUUAAUCUUGAAACAAAAUGUUUGGUUAAUUGUAUGUUUGGUCUGCUGGUACUAACUUGCUGAAAUUGGCAGCAUAUUUAUUAGUACGUAUAUAUAUAUAUAUAUAUAUAUAUAUAUAUAUAUACACAUUGAUUUACUAUGGGAGAUUAUAAAACAUGGUGGUGCAAUAAUUAAACACUAUAAUUACUGUAAUACUCAUCCAAGGAAAGUAUGUGAUUAACUGGAAUGUGUGUGUUAAAGUUUAAUACCAGGCUCCAGCAAUUAGAUCAUGGAAAAGAAGGGAUUUUUCAUAAAUGAAGCAUAUGGCACGUCCUCAUUAAAAUUGUUGUUUCUUCCGUUUGUUGGCGCAAACUGCAAACGUGCCAAAUAUCUGUACAUUCCGCUCUGAACAAAUUGGAUGUUGAAAACAUUAUAUUAGUGAUACACAUCAUCUAUUAUCAGGGAGAAAGCAAUCAGAAGCGAAGCGUUUUGAAGUAUGCCGCUGUAGCGUGGAGUGAUUGUGAGCGAAUGUCCCGAAGGCGGCAGAGAUAAAAUCUGCUUUACCUAAUUUGCUGAGGAAUUUUGAACCUCUCUGUGUAAUAAUGUUUCUAUAUAAAUAUGACCCAGUAAUCUUCCCGAUCAGCGUACCCUGGGCUACCGGUGCAGUACUUUAUGAUAUCAUAAUGAGCACUUACUGACAUCUGUCAUCAAAAAGUACAACGUCUUGUGUAGUAUAGAUUUAAUAUCACAUUAAUUUACAUAUAAAAUGAUUUUCUAAUGCCUAUUGAGGUCCUCAAAAAACUGUGAGAAAGUCAUUGGUGCCACAGUCUAGAAGAGAUGAAAUGCUAUCCAGAAGCUGUUGUUAAAGAACUACUCCUGUGAUGCUUUGACAGACAUGUUUUGGCUAAUCUAAUCCACGAGACAGACAGACAGACAUCUUUGGCAUUUUAAUAUAUUCAGAUGCAGAGGUGACCAACCAGUAGUCUUCUCUAGCUGUUAUUGAGGAACACCCCCCGCCUCCCUCUGUGAGAUUUUCCUAUAGGUUGGCGAUUUCGCAUGGAUAGGCUGGCGGUGCAUUAUGGGAGUUGCCCCUGUUAGGGCUUCCAUUAAAAGAGGCGGACACGGCAUAAACUAGAACACGUAAGGUGAACUAGAAGCACUGAAUCUUUUGGCAAGCUGUUGUGCUCAUUUUCAAAAUUGUGCAAAUUGUAGGAGGUUUGCAAUUUGAACUAUAAACUCUAAUGUUACAACAGUUAAGGCCAGCUGAUGUGGUCAUCAUAUAUUGGACUAAUUUUAGUAAGGGGUGUUCGUAUACCAUUACUAUCACUUACUUGGUUACUAAUAAUCAAUGACCAUUUUAAACAAACUUUUUAACAUUCUACUUAUGGCUUAGUUUUGGCCCUGGGAGAUCUAUGAACAAUGUGAUUGAGCAUUCUAGUUACGGCGUAUAUUGAGAUUUAUUGAUACAGUUGUUUGAACAUUCCAGUUACGGUUCUGGUAUGGCAUUAGACAAUCUAGAUAUUGUCUGUUUGAGCAUUCUAGAUACAGUAAGGAAUUCAGCAUUCUAGUUAUGGCUUACUGUAGAUUUGGCACUGAGCAAUCUAUGAUCAGAUUAAACAGCCAGUGAUUAAAUUAUAGGGCAUGGAUGCAUUUUAUUUGCGCAGUACAAAUGUUAAAUUCAUGUUUUUUUUCCCUGAGUCUCCUUUGAAUUAACUGAUUAUGGUAGGAAUAGUUUAGAGCCUAAUUACAGAUGACAUUUGAAGAUCAAUGUGCGUUCAAACGUUCCUGGUAAUUUAGAUUUAAAAAAAAUCUAUAAAAUAAUAACUGAUGCAAGGCCGCCCAGAUUAUUUUCUUUACGUCUGCAGCGAUUAUAAUGUAUGGCGUCUUCAUCAGCAAACCAUGCGAGUUAGAGUUUUAAAGUCAACGUUAUCUUGGGAAGAAUUUUUUAUUUUAUUUUUUUUUUAAGUAAGGAACUAACAGAUGUCUCCUUCCCGGAGGAUUUUCCGUAAUGAUACAAUUAACUUAUUUGCCCAUAGAGUUUUGUGAUUCCAAGUGGCCAAAUCCUUAAUUAAUCUGAUUGCUAUGACAGCUACAAAGCCGGUUGUAGUUUAAUGCGUCGGUAAGCACUAAUUGCCAAGACGGCCGAUGUGGGAUAUCGUAUCGUCCAACCACAGACGCCGGUGGUGACGUUGGGUAUACUGUCUGCCCUUUACAGUGGACAGUGUUUAGCAAUUAACCAAAUUAUUUCUAGCUGCCCAGUACCUAAAGGCAAAAUAAGUGGCAUUUUAUUUUGCCAAGGAAAUCACAGAUUAUGAAUGUGCGGCAGGUAUGAACGCAGAGCUGUGAACGCAAGGACAUGUAUCACUGCUACCUGCACUGACCUAGACUGAAACCUUAAAGUGACACUGUAGGCCCUGUAAACAUUUAAUCUCAUUGAAUUCGUUAUGUUGUCUGGAGUCCCCUGUCACUGUCCCUCCAUUCAGUGUUAAACCAUUUUGAGCAGUUUUAUCACUGAAUGAGGGUUCCUGGCUUCCAAUAAACCGGCCCCCACUGAAGGUGUGGCUACGGCAGAGUUUACACACUUCCUUCUAGCCGUGCCAAUUCAUACCAGCAGUGGGCACUGAGAUAGGCUGACAGACUCUAAACAAUCACGCAUUGCUGCUAAUGCUUCCUUGUUAGCAUUAAAACAAUAAAACCAGUUUAACGUUGAAUGAAAAUACAUUCAGACACUAUAACCACUUCAAUGCGAUGAAUGCCUAAAUUGUACUUUAAAUGCAUUGACUACACGAUGGGUACUGUUCACUUGCCGAAGUGAUCCUAUUAUUUUCUGUUAAAAAAAAUGUGAACCAAAAAUAUAAUAUAUUAAAAUUAGAUAAGCAAAGGUAGCCUGUCUAGCCUCAUAUUCUCUAUCUACCAGCAAUCCUUAUUUUUUAUCCAUAACAGGCAUUUGCGAUCAGGAUAAAUUUGGACAAGGAUUAAUAAACCUCAUUCUGGAAGACUUUUCCCUGAUUCCACAACUCUUUCUGUUCAACAGUUCGAUAGAGAGUUAUAUAGAUUGGUUUGAUUUAGCUACAUUAGCCCAAACCAUAUUGACCACAAAUUAAGGACUGUCCUCGCAAAAUAGGGACACUUGGGUGGUAUGUUGGCUGUGCUAUAUUCUAUGUAUAUUUAUUUUUUCGUUCUUCCAUUUAAAUUGAACUGUGAGAUGUCGUCACCCUUAAUGCUUGCUGUCCAUUUUAUACUAGGAUUGAAUUAUUAUAUCUGCAUGCCCGCUAUGUGAUGUAAUACAGCGUGCCAAUGUAUAUGUGCUGGUUACUAUCAGCCAAUAAAAAUGUAAAUUAAAAUAAAUAAUCUGCAUAAAACUCCUGAUUGCUGGUAUCAUUGGAAACUGGAGAUUAAAAAAAAAAAUUACUUGAAAACUUCAACGUAUUAAAGUGGCUUCACAAAUCCAGAAGUCUUUUUACUUGAGAAAUAGUUAAACAUUCACAGUCUUAAUCAAAUCCCUAGAUACAUCGGUACCUUGAAGGCAGAACUAGCUACCAAGUUGUAAUUUAAAAAAAACAGAAUCCACUAUCUCUGACUAAUUGAUUCAUUUCAUCGCUUCUGGAAAAGGCAUUAUAUUAAUCAAAGAGAAAAAAAUACGUAAUUCUCGUAGUUUAUUACGGCUGCGGUUAAUAGCAUAUACAGUCAGAUCCAUAAAUAUUGGGACAUCGACACAAUUCUAAUCUUUUUGGCUCUAUACACCACCACAAUGGAUUUCAAAUGAAAUGAACAAGAUGUGCUUUAAAGGACCACUCUAGGCACCCAGACCACUUCAGCUUAAUGAAGUGGUCUGGGUGCCAGGUCCUUCUAGGGUUAACCCAUUUUUUCAUAAACAUAGCAGUUUCAGAGAAACUGCUAUGUUUGUGAAUGGGUUAAGCCUUCCCCUAUUUCCUCUAGUGGCUGUCUCAUUGGCAGCCACUAGAGGCGCUUGCGUGCUUCUCACUGUGAUUUUCACAGUGAGAGCACGCCAGCGUCCAUAGGAAAGCAUUAUGAAUGCUUUCCUAUGCGACGGGCUGAAUGCGCGCGCAGCUCUUGCCGCGCGUGCGCAUUCAGCCCAGGAGGAGGAACGGAGGAGGAGGAGGAGGAGAGCUUUCCGCCCAGCGCUGGAAAAAGGUAAGUUUUUACCCCUUUCCCCCUUCCAGAGCCGGGCGGGAGGGGGUCCCUGAGGGUGGGGGCACCCUCAGGGCACUAUAGUGCCAGGAAAACGAGUAUGUUUUCCUGGCACUAUAGUGGUCCUUUAACUGCAGACUUUCAGCUUUAAUUUGAGGGUAUUUACAUCCAAAUCAGGUGAACGGUGUAGGAAUUACAACAGUUUGUAUAUGUGCCUCCCACUUUUCAAGGGACCAAAAGUAAUGGGACAAUUGGCUGCUCAGCUGUUCCAUGGCCAGGUGUGUGUUAUUCCCUCAUUAUCCCAUUUACAAGGAGCAGAUAAAAGGUCCAGAGUUCAUUUAAAGUGUGCUAUUUGCAUUUGGAAUCUGUUGCUGUCAACUCUCAAAAUGAGAUCCAAAGAGCUGUCACUAUCAGUGAAGCAAGCCAUCAUUAGGCUGAAAAAACAAAACAAACCCAUCAGAGAGAUAGUUGAUUUGGUGUGGCCAAAUCAACUGUUUGGAACAUCCUUAAAAAGAAAGAGCGCACCGGUGAGCUCAGCAACACCAAAAGACCCGGAAGACCACGGAAAACAACUGCCGUGGAUGACAGAAGAAUUCUUUCCCUGGUGAAGAAAACACCCUUCACAACAGAUGGCCAGAUCAAGAACACUCUCCAGGAGGUAGGUGUAUGUGUGUCAAAGUCAACAAUCAAGAGAAGACUUCACCAGAGUGAAUACAGAGGGUUCACCACAAGAUGUAAACCAUUGGUGAGCCUCAAAAACAGGAAGGCCAGAUUAGAGUUUGCCAAACAACAUCUAAAAAAGCCUUCACAGUUCUGGAACAACAUCUUAUGGACAGAUGAGACCAAGAUCAACUUGUACCAGAGUGAUGGGAAGAGAAGAGUAUGGAGAAGGAAAAGGAACUGUUCAUGAUCCAAAGCAUACCACCUCAUCAGUGAAGCAUGGUGGUGGUAGUAUGGCGUGGGCAUGUAUGGCUGCCAAUGGAACUGGUUCUCUUGUAUUUAUUGAUGAUGUGACUGCUGACAAAAGCAGCAGGAUGAAUUCUGAAGUGUUUCGGCAAUAUUAUCUGCUCAUAUUCAGCCAAAUGCUUCAGAACUCAUUGGACGGCGCUUCACAGUGCAGAUGGACAAUGACCCGAAGCAUACUGCAAAAGCAACCAAAGAGUUUUUUAAGGGAAAGAAGUGGAAUGUUAUGCAAAGGCCAAGUCAAUCACCUGACCUGAAUCCGAUUGAGCAUGCAUUUCACUUGAUGAAGACAAAACUGAAGGGAAAAUGCCCCAAGAACAAGCAGGAACUGAAGACAGUUGCAGUAGAGGCCUGGCAGAGCAUCACCAGGGAUGAAACCCAGCGUCUGGUGAUGUCUAUGCGUUCCAGACUUCAGGCUGUAAUUGACUGCAAAGGAUUUGCAACCAUGUAUUAAAAAGUGAAAGUUUGAUUUAUGACUGUUAAUCUGUCCCAUUACUUUUGGUCCCUUAAAAAGUGGGAGGCACAUAUACAAACUGUUGUAAUUCCUACACCGUUCACCUGAUUUGGAUGUAAAUACCCUCAAAUUAAAGCUGAAAGUCUGCAGUUAAAGCACAUCUUGUUUGUUUCAUUUCAAACCCAUUGUGUUGGUGUAUAGAGCCAAAAAGAUUAGAAUUGUGUCGAUGUCCCAAUAUUUAUGGACCUGACUGUACAUGAGUUGUGUGUGUACCCCAGCAGCCAGAGUCAAUGGCCCAUUUGAUUGAAAGACACUUGGAAUAAGAAACGUAUCAGAACUGUGGGUUUGGAUUUCUGGGUAUUAAGCUAAAAAAAAUUAUUUAGCUCUUUUAUAGCGAAGAAUAUUUAAAAAUAUAUUAAAUGCACUACUAUGAGAAAUUAGAGUAGUGACUAAAUAUAUAUAUAUAUCGGUCAACCUCCUGGAUUGGGGGGAUAACCCCUAGUGUAGAAUCUUCACCAAUAAUAAAACAAAUAGGAAGACAAAGGUAGGAGGGAAGGGAUGAUGAGGUAGAUAGUGUCCCUAUUGGCUGGAACUAGAAAUCUGAAAAAGAAAACGUAACAUUUAAUGCAAACAAAAUGUAUAAAUCAAUAUAUGGUGCCCCCACCCAUCACACCAAAAAGGGUUCUACAAUAUGUAUAUAUCUAACAAAAUGCACCAAUGGACUGAAUAUAUUCCAUAGGGGAUUAACCAUGAUGCUGUUCCUAGUGUUAGGACAAUAGCUGCAUCUAGUUGAAAAGUGCCAGAAGGCCCCUCUAGUGGCAGGCAAUUGUAAAACAAGUUAGUCCAAAUUCGUGCGUGUAAGUCACUAGGGGACUGAUAGUGAGGACUUUUCUCCAUCAGGACUUUUACCUUGCCAUGGUCUUUCUUAUCAAUUUGGAACUCUCUGUAUUUCUCCUUGUCCCCAAACCAUAUGGUGAGGAGCCCCAAUGAACGAGACAAGACAAUGUAAGGUUCAAGGUGACUUCUAAUGUUUAAUGGACUGUGUAACAGGUUAUAUUCAAGAGGAAACAGGGGUGGUCUUACAAGCAUUAUCCAAUCCUAAUAAAAUCAUCUAUUUUAUCUUAACAUCUUAACCUAUAGCUAGCUUGCAGGUGUAUCUUCAUGUUCAGGCCUUGCACAAAGCUAAGUUUCAAUAUAACUACGGACUUAGAAUUAACACUUAGAAUUAAAGAUAUUAACCACGCAGUUCUAAAUUACAUAUUACUAAGCAGUUAUGAUCAAAAGGAGUAACACCGAAAACAAGGCCAACGGCAGAAGCACACAAGAAAUAACACUAACACCUGUUACACAAUGUUCUAUAGCUGUUGUCUAGGGGUAUAUUUAUUAAGCAUUGUAUAUAGACAAAGUAGAUUAUUUCCAAUAGCUGACAUGCUCCAAGUUAGCCAAUUUUAAACAGACUGGACAUCUGGUCAUCUGUAGCUUGAGCCUUGGGUCACUAAACAUUGUAUAUGGGCAUAGUGUAUUAUUCCCAACAGUUUCCCUCCUUCAUUCACAACAUGAACGCAUAAAGUCAAAGUGGGAAUAAUACCCGUCCCUCGUCCAUGGACCAGGGUAUAGGAUUAUCAGUCCACCUGGUAAUCUAGGGCAAGGAUAAAAAAAACCAGUGGCAAAAGCUCAUAUGUGAAGGAAAAAGCACAUUUAGGGAAACCCUGAGUGGGGACCUCGACCGUGUAGACAUGUAAUUCCUCACGUUGACACCACUUGUGACCUAGGAUACCCGCACCUGUGAGAACAUAGCUCAGGUAUCGAGAGAAAUUGGGAAACACUUCUUGAUAAUUGAAAAGGCCCACUUACAUAUUAAAUCAUGAGUUAAAUUAUAAUCUAGCUUGCAAUUCUGACAAUAAUCCUAACCUGCACCUUGCGUCCUAUGUCUCCUAACCAUGUCCCUAUUCCAAUGGUCCAGUCAAAACCAGUCAUAUCCACACUCAGUUGCUCAAAACAUGGGAAUCCAUCCUUGGCACACUCAACAUACAUCAAAGACACACAUAGUACAUUCGUCCCUGGGUCAGCUAACACUUCCUCUCUCUCCAGCUAACUCUACAAAAAUAAAAAUAAAAUAAAUAGUUCAGCAUAGUUCAGAAAAAUCUAAAAAGUCUUUCAAGGAGUAUAACGAAAUCAGUUUAGACACCAUAAAAUAGCUACAGCAAGAUGGCUGACAACAAGACAAUGUCAGCUUCCACAUAGUUCUUAGUUCUUCUUUUGUUUGCUGGAUGUUCACCACAAUGCUCUGUGCAACACCCCAAUUGUUGAAUGGGUUAUUACAGAACCAGCGGAAUUAGACAGCACUGCACCUUCAGGCAGUGGCGUACACACAAACCAUGGUGCCCCAGUGCGAAAAUGAUCCGUGGGCACCCCCCCUCCCUAUUCCCCCCGACAGACACACACACAUACAUAAGACACACACACAGACACAUACACACAGACACAUACAUACAAACAGACAGGCACACAUACAUACAGACACACACAGACAUACAUACAGACCGACACACAGACAGGCACACAGACACAUACAUACAAACAGACAGGCACACAUACAGACACACACACACACACAUACAGACAGGUACACAUACAGACACACACACAUAUACAGACAGGCACACAUACAGGACAGAGAGACACACACAAGACACACAUACAUACAAAGACACAUACAUAAAAAAACAGACAGGCACACAUACACACAGACAUACACACAUACAAACAUACAGACAGACACACACACACAAGACACACAUACAUACAAACAGACAAGCACACACACAUACAGGCAGACACACACACAAGACACACAUAAAUACAAAGACACAUACAUAAAAAACAGACAGGCACACAUACACACAGGCAGACACAUACAGACAGACAGACAUACAAACAUACAGACAGACACACACAAGACACACAUGCAUACAAACAGACAAGCACACACACACAAGACAUGCAUUGUCAGCACAAAUAAAAGUUUUGUAAGUAUGUUGAAAACAAUAAGCAGUUGAAAACAUGUUUAAGAGAAACUGCUAUGUUUACACUGCAGGUUUAAUCCAGCCUCUAGUGGCUGAUUCCCUGACGGCCACUAGAGGCUGGUUCCGUGAUUUACACUGAGUAAAUCGCACUUAUUUGACGCUGGACGUCCUCAUGGAGUUCAGUGUAAAAAAAGAUCCCCAUAGGAAAGCAUUGAGUAAUGCUUUCCUAUGGGCGGGUUUGAAUGCGCGCACGCCUCUGGCAGCGCAUGCGUAUUCGGCUCCACUCGGAAGCUGACAUUGAUCGAGGAGGAGAGGUCACCAGUGCCGAGGGAGCCCAGCGCUGGAUUAAGGUAAGCAAAUAAAUGGUUAAUUAACCAUUAUUAGCCGCAGAACACCUAAACGGUGACUAGGGCUCUAUAGCGUUAGGAAUUCAUAUUUGUAUUCAUAACGCUAUAGUGUUCUUUUAAGUUAUAUAAACCUUAUAUCUGAAUACUCUUCUAUCCAAUCCCAGUGGGCAUUAAUAAAAGAAAAAAAUGGAUGGGUUUAUGAAUUAAAGGAGUAAAAUCGAACUCUUCAUUGAGACCUCGAGGUGACAAUGAUAGGUGUUCUUGAAUCCAUUUGGAUUCUCUUUUUAAUAAUCUCAUAUUGAAGUUCCUCUUUCUCAUACUCGUGGUUAUCAUUUCGAUUGCUUGAAAUUUCAAAUGGGACUACUAGGAGAAUAAAUGCAAGGCGUAUGUUACAGUUGCAGUAUGAACAUUAGCAGUUGGUGCAUAAUUAAUUAUGACUGCUGCUGGAUUUGCUCUGAUUAGAGGAGGAGACUCGCAUAUGGAUCUGAUGGAGGCAUCUGGAGGUUUCUCAGGCGAGGAAUAUUCCUUCCAAUGAGAACGCAGUCUUUUUAGCAACUAAUCACGACAUAUUUAUUGAGAUAAAUGAAUCCGAUUGAAAAACAAACCUGAUAUUAUAGAUAGUGUGGUUUAGAUGUGCACUGCAGCAAUUUGUACAGAAAAAAGAACAAAACUAACCUUUUACAUUUGUAUCAUCUUGUUAUUAUGCUAAAAUCUCAUUUUAGGAGACAUGUGAGGUCUAAAGAUCUUCAAAGUGGCUUUGAUACAUUUUAUAUAGAAUCAUGCCUGCCCUAAUUGGUAAAGAAUAGAGUUGAGCUGACACCUGGAUGUUCGGGUCCGGCAGGAACCCCGAACUUGACCCCGAACCACAUUGAAGUCAAUGGGGACCCGAACUUUUGGCUACAAAAAUGGCUCUAAAAAACUCCUGGAAAGGGCUAGAGGGCUGCAAAAGGAAGUAAAAUGGGGGUAAGAGUAAGACAAGUGCCCUGCAAACAAAUGUGGAUAGGGAAAUCACUUAAAAAUAACAUAAAAUAAGCAGUCGCUAAGUAGAUAACUCCCUAAUUCAAACGGUAUUAGGGAGCUAUCUACCAAAAGGCUGAAAGACCUAAAUUGGUCACUUAAAUUGGUCUUUCAGCCACAUUUACUAAUACUAAGUAAAGAUUACUUAGUAUUAGUAAAUUCAGCCCCUACUGGCUUCUCACUGUAAAAAAAAAAAACCCAAAAAACACCUAUUGCCCCCACCUCUUUGCGACAGGUGGGGGCCCUAAAUAAGAAUGUGGAGGGGGGACCUACUGUCCUCCCCUCGGCCCCCACCCCUGCGCGGUGGGUGGGGACCCUAAAUAAGAAUUUAGGGGGGGGACCUACUGUCUUCCCCCCUGGCCCCCACCCCUGAGCGGUUGGUGUGGGCCAUAAAUAAAAAUCCCCCCCCCCUCCAGGUUACUAGGGGUCACCCCAAUCCUCCCCAAAAAAUUACCCCUACUUAUCCUAAAAAUAAUGAGGGGGGACCCUUGUCUAAAUAUCUGUAAAAAAAAAAAAUAGACUUACCCUUUGAUGUUUUCUUUCUUCUAAAAUCUUCUUUUUUCAGCCCCAAAAAAGGCCAUAUAAAAAUCCAGAAUAACCGACGCACUUUAAAGAAAAAAAAAAAACGAGCACAAAAAAAUAAUAAUCCUUCUUCACCCAUGGAGGGCUCCACGCAGACUGAGCUCAGCAGGGCGGGGGAAGGCUUCUAAAGCCUUGCCCCGCCCUGCAAUUAGGCUCAGAGCACUCUGACUGGUGGGUUUAAGCCAUCCAAUCAGAGUGCUCUGACAGGUAAAUGAAGAGUCUGACAGGUAUGUAUGUUGACUGGGGCUUACGGUCCCAUUGACCCUUGCAAACACACAAACACACACACACUGACCCAUGUAAACACACACUGACCUAUGCAGACACACACACACAUUCACUGAUCCUUGCAGACACACAUGCACUUAUCCAUGCAGACACACACACUGACCCAUGCAGACACACACUGCACCUAAAUUAGAAUAAGGCCCCUUAUUCUUAUUUAGGGCCCCCACCCACCGCUCAGGGGUGGGGGCCAGGGGGUAGGACAUUAGGUCCCCCACCCAAUUUUUAUUUAGGGCCCCCACCCACCGCUCAUGGGUGGGGGCUCAGGAGGGGGGAACCUUUUUUUUUAACAGUGAGCAGCCAUUUAAAAUUGAAUACAGUGUAACAUUCUUCUUCUUCCACUGGGUAAGUAUAUUAGUACUUAGGCAAUACAGUGCUUCGGAACUUCGACACUUUGGAACUUCGGUAAUUUCGGAACUUCGACAAUUCGGCAAUUAGGCAAUUCAGCUAUUCGGACAUUCGGAAGCACCCGAAUGUCCGAAUUACCCGAAAUUCAUCCAAAUUCGUAUUCGGACCGAAACGAAUUGCACAUGUCUAGCAGACAUACAUUCACUGACCCAUGCAGACACACACUGUGAAUAUCAAAAACUACAGAAUGUUACUAUCAAAGUGUCUCUGACACUAAGUCUGGUGAAGUUGUAAAGAAAUAUUAUUUUGUAAUAUAUGUAUCAAAUAUUCUGAGAAAAUUAAAAUACACAAAGUAGCCAAGCACCCUCUUAUACAUUUUGUGGCUCAAGUCUUUUACUCCAGCAGUCUGUGUAAAAUGAAAGGCUGUGCUCCCUUAAACGUUAUUGCUUUUAUGGUCCGUGGAGUUUCACCAUCACAAAUUAAUUACACAGUUAAAUUCUACGCUGUAUUUAGAGGCAAAACAAUUUAAAUAGGUAAAAUAGUUGCCUAUUUUGCAAUUGAGGUAGAGUGUAUGUGUUUUCCUUCACUAUAAAUAUAAAUCAACACUAUAUUCAACAAAGAAAUUCGAAAGAAGGAAAAAACAAAAAAAGAGAGAAGGCAGUAAUCCGAAUAAAUGUAGGAAAGGUACAGCUGUGAGCUAAACAUAUCUACAAUUGCUAAAUUGUAGCUAUUAACUCGCUUGCUUAUAAGAAAUCUGGACCUGGAUAGAUGGAUGACUGGGAUUAGUAGGUGUGGUUGAAUGGCUGAGAUUAUGAGUGUAGAUGUCUGGAGAUCAUGUUGAGAAACUGCACCCUGUUCAUGUAUAUCUGCUUUGUACCCCUCCUAUUUGUUAAAGAUUUCACUAAAUAAUAGCUCCAGUGACAACAGCAGUGUCCAACCUGCUGGUUCUCAUAUUUUCACGUUGGAGGUCUCUGCUCAGCUGUGUGUCCUCUCUCCUUGUCUUUUACUACAGCUCUGAGCUGUGUGAGAUUGCACAGGGGAUUUACCCAACUUUUGCUCACAAUUUUCAAGUAAAAAAUUCCAUACUUGAUUUUCAUUGAUAUUUGGAAGUAAAACUAGCAAACAAGCAUAUCACAGAAAUACCUGCAAGAUAUAAAUAAAAAUUUUUGAGUAAAAUAUACUUAUUCGAUUUUUGUUCAAACCGUGAUGUUAGCUAAAAGACAGAAACAGGCCUGUUAGGUACGUUUUAUGAAAAUGUAGCAAUGCUUUUAAUCAGAUAUCCCGUUAGCACUACAGGUUGCCAAAGGCCACGUUGGCAUCAGUUCUCAUAUUUAAUGUUUGUUCUCAUUGUGUAAGAGUAAGAGUCUUGUUGUUUAACAGUUUUUAUUUCUUUUGUGGAGACGUGGAAUGAAUUCUUUGUCCUCACGCUCUGCGUUCUGUCCUACCAGGUACCUACGCCUACUGUAGACCCACUCCAAACAGCUAUUAUUAGUUUGUCUCUGAGUUCUCAUAUUCCAAGACAUGCAAUCUGCUUGCCGAUACAACCUCUAAAUAACUUCUCUGUGAAAGUAAUCUGCGGCGGAAUAUCUAAUCUUUUUUUCUCCUGUAUCUAAAAAUAGACAUUUCGAAUGAUAAACUAAAAUGGCGAAACGGCACAAGAUUAGCGUAUUUUGUUAAUUUUUUGUAAUAUAAAAGUAUAGAACACAUAUAGACUCGUCACAUUUCGGCUAAUUCGAAUGCACAGUUAUUUAUUUAAUUCAUAAAAACAAAAGACAGCAAAUGCUGGAUGAGCAAAGCUUGGCCAUGUUUGGGUUAGAUCGCAGAGCCUUCAUUUUCCGUAUUGACUUUUGGGUCUGGCUCACAGUCUAGCGGUUACAGUUUUAGAGUGUAUUUAAUUCUUUGAUAUCUGGUAUCUCUCAACCCGAUGUGCUUUCACUCAGCUACCAAGGGCUCUGCGAGGCCGCUCACCGAUGGUCAGAAAAUAACGAUAAUGGACUAUUACAAAGCGGAAGGAGGUUUCAAAAGAUAUGUAAUGCUUUCUGCUUGCUGUUUGCAUUAUGUGAAGUGUCAUUAAAAAAUGUACGAAGAAUACACUGGUCAGUAAUAUUGCUGUUGCUCAGGGUAUAAACAUCCACGAAGGAAUAUCGUCUACUCUCACUUUUCCCCUCGUUCUCGUACUUAUAGUUCCAAUUUACUUUUCUCAUAUGCCUCUCCAUCUACUGUUUAUUAUUUUAUUUUUUUUAAAUUGUGCGGAAUUUUGGUAUUUUGUAUGCAUUUGUCCUGUAAAUAUGUGUUAUUUUCUGUACCUUUCCGAGCAUUAUGUACCACUUUCAGUUUUUAAAUAAAUAAUUGAACAACAAAAAAAACAAACAAAACAAAAAUAAAAAUGGAAGUUAAGUGGAAUUGUUGACGCAAAAGGAAGAUCUAGACAAAAAUUCUCCAAUCGAUUUUCUCCCAGUGUUAGCCCCUUCUCCCUGCCACAGGUGCCUUGUUUAAAUUGCUGCUGUCGUUUAAUAUGGAUUAAUAUCCAAUAGAAGUAAUAAUAUUCAAAGGAAUUGGAAGGCACACCUGCCACAAGUGUUUUUUAAUUAGAUUACGUGAGGCGAGAACCUGUUUACUUCAAUGUCGCCUGCAGGCUAAGCAAUGGUAUGAUUCUAAUAUAUGCCGAGCUCCACGUUUCUUCAGUUAUUAUGUAACCUUGAUAAAGCACUAGCUCGUUAUGAAUGAAUUUAUGAAUUUUCCCUCGGUGAUACUUUCCCAGUUCUGCCAAUUCUAUCUUGCCAAAGAUGUCAUUUUACUCUCUAUAAGGACAUUGUACUAUCCUACAUAAACUAAGUUUAUGUGACCACUGUCAUCAAUUCUACUUGUUUUGGAAUUUUAACAUCAUCACACAGAGGGUCUCAGGUUUUGUUUUCUAUAAUAAUUUUAUUAAUAUUUUUUUCACCACAUUUUCAAAUCCAGAACUCGGAUUGACAAUGUAAAGUCUCGACUAUAGAAAACAAGAACCUAAGACAAUUCAGUAUUGCUUCCCUAACCAUUUGUUAAAGCCUGUUUGUGAUGCAUCUGAUUGCGUGGUUACAUGUAUUCCAGUGAUACUGGUAAACAUUACUAAAGGAACUGGUUGCGUAUGCCUCUGACGAAGUUGUGCUACAUAGGAGAUAGGGUAAAACGUGUCACCCAGCGAAAGGUGCCAUAUCAUACACUGGCAAAACAUUUUAGUUUCAAAAUUUUUAUUGUCAGAAUCAAUCUGCUAGAUUCAGUAUAAUAUAGACAGAAGUUAUUUUGUAAAGUAUAAGUUUAAAUUUAUAUACUGUGCAUACCUGACUGUGUUCUCUAUUCGACUGAGAACCUGGGAGUGCGUAAUAUUUGAGAUUUCAGGCCUCUACUGAAUUUCACACUGAGCAGCCAAGAUGACGUUUGGUCCGUUCGAUGCAGUCCAGGACUUCUGGGGGAUUCUCCUCAACAUCUUGUGCGGCAAAGGUGGCUGCAUUAAAGUCAAGAGGCGGGCGUUUAGGCCGAUGCAGCAUUUAGGGGAUCGGGCAGGUGGUACAGAGCCUUCACAGAAUUACUUGGUGUCGAGCUUUCAAGAUAGCGUCUACUUCCCUUGGUCACUCUCCAGGAAGUCCUAUUAAAGCAUUUUAAAGUUUUAAGUAUUUCUUUAUUUUGAAAGAAAUGCAUAAUUCGCAAAUAAUGUAGAUCUUUCCUGUGAAAAAAACUAAUGACUACAAACAUAUUAUCCUUUUCACAAAUACAUACCAAAGCCUGCAUCUCAGCUCGGGGGACACCCUCACUGCCCCCCGGAGCGGAACAAGCCUGCAAUUCACGAUCCCAACAGGAACUGGACCUGCGUGACACCCGCACCAACACACGAGGUAGGGGAGAAGGCCGAUCCCCGGCCUCGAAGUGGACUCAGACGGUCAGCUUGGGGCACCAAUUCCCCCCCCUGGGCCGGCCGAGAGGCUCCCCUGGACAAGCGACAAAGCAUCCAGCCAAACUUAACUGUCGGGGCCCACCCAAGAUGGCAGCACGGCCAACGAUGAUGAACACACACACCCAGCCACCCAAGCAUACCUCAGAGGUUUUUGAAAAGCUCUGCGCAAGCCUCUGGACUCGUGCUGUACUCUGGGGCAGUCCUUCAAGCUAGUGAUCAGGGAAGUGGCGGCAUGGAUUCACCCUCCAACCCGGCGCCGCCUGUGUGGAUAUCCACCUCGAACCUCCAGAGCGGCCACCCAAUGACAUAGCUCAGCAAGGUGGGAAGCAGCAUUAUGUUCCUCGGGCGCAAGCCCUUGUUCCCACGAACACUAGAGUGGGACCAGCAAGCAUGACAGACCUGCAUACUACUCAAAGGAAUCAGAGUCUCCUACCCAGCGAAGCACAACUUUGCACUUCAGGACUCCUACCGAACGCCGCGAAACUCAGAAAACCUGCUGAGAUCUACCUGCGCUCACCGCCUACAGGAACGGACUAAUAUAUGCCUUUCUAUACCACCUGGCUGACACACUGCACGACAGCACUCCGCUGAAGAUACACCUCCACCCCGGGUGGCUACCUUAGGCCUCUAGGGUGGGCAUCGGCUGGCUGCCAUGCUGAAGGAGGGAGCUGUGCGGGACUUGGUGGGACUUGCUCCCUCCUGAAAAAGCGCGCUUGCAGCUGGCAGCAUGGAGAUAUCUUUUACACAAAAGUAAUGUUACCAUCCGAACAUAAUGUUUAUCUGCAAAUCUAUAUGGUUCCACUGAGCUUGCCACUGGCCACUCAAAACAUACAUAUUACACCCUAUAUCUUUCCUGCUUAGUGCCUAGUGGCAUCUCUUGAAACCCACGUGACAGUCGACACUGGCGAGCUACCUACCAAUCUCCAACACUUACUGACACAUAAAACUCCUGUCCUACUACUAGUAUACUCUAUGACUAUGCUGAGCAUCAUAUAUACAUAAUGCGAGCAACGAAACUGACCUACAAUGUCUUGAAUUUCAAAACUUUUACAUUCGUAUGCAUAUGCAGCUUAGUACCCUCUCUAUACUUUAAAAAUGUUUCAUAGCAUGUUGUUAUAAUCAUUCUUCUUAUACCAUAAAAUUGUGCACUGAAUAGCGAAUAUCGCACUUAUGUUUGAUGAGCAGCUAGAUGAUUGCCAUUGGGGUACCUCCAGCCAGUUUGUAUCCUUUACAUGCACUGCAAAAAAUAAAAAUAUUAAAAAAAAUAAAAAAAUGCUAAGCUUAGAGUCAUGUCUACAAAUGCUUGCAGUUUAGGGAAUAAGAUCCAUUAAUUUGUGGGAAUAAUGGCAACUGAUAAUGUAGAUUUAGUCACUGUUAAUGAGACAUGGUAUAAUGAGAAAAAUGACUGGGACACCAGGGUAAUCUUUAUAUAGAAAAGACAUGGAAGUCAAGAAAGGGGGAGGGGUGGCCCUGUAUGUGAAGGAUAGCAUAAAAUAUAGCCUAAUAAAAGUUAGUGAGGCGAACAUAGAGUCUGUUUGGGUUACGUUAGAAUUUGGUAAUCACACAGUAACUCGUGUAGGUGUGAUUUAUAGGCCCCCAGGACAUAUAGAAGAGUUAGAUAACCUACUAGUUGAGGAAAUAGCUAAAAUGACAAUGAAGGGGGAAGUUAUCAUCAUGGGUGACUUUAAUCUUCCGUAUGUGAACUGGAAAACCAAAAUAGCUGCUUGUGCCAGGAGCACACACAUUCUAAACUUCCUACUGGGAUUGUCUCUAAAACAAGUCAUUGAGGAGCCAACUCGUAAAGAGGCCAUACUAGAUUUAGUGUUAACAAAUGGAGAUUUAGUAUCAGAUAUUACUGUAGGAGAAAGCUUAGGAUCCAGUGAUCAUCAGUCAGUGUGGUUUAAUAUAAGAACAGUGACUGAGUCAUACCAGACAAAAACAAAAGUUUUAGACUUUAAAAAAACAGACUUUUCUAAAAUUAGAAUAUGUGUAGAGGAGUCAUUAUCAGCCUGGAGCAAUUUAAAUGGAGUCCAAGAGAAAUGGGAUUAUUUAAAAGUUGCACUACUGAAGGUAACAGGAAAUAGCAUUAGGCUUGUCAGUAAAAGCAAAAAACAAUUAAGAAACCACUGUGGUACUCUGCAGAAGUGACCAAAAUAGUAAAAAAAGUUAGCAUUUAGUAAUUAUAAAAAAAAGAAAACAGAGUGAGGAAGAUAGAUAGAUUUGUAAGAAAGAGGCUAAGCAAGUUAUAAGAGCUUCUAAAUCACACCCAGAAGAGAAAAUAGCACACUCAGUAAAAAAAGGGACAAAAUAUUUUUUAAAUACAUAAAUGAGAAAAGGAAAGUAAAACAAGGAUUAGUUCGAUUAAAAACAAAAGAAGGAAGGUAUGUAGAAGAGGAUAAAGGUCUAGCUGACUGCCUCAAUUAAUAUUUUUGUUCAGUAUUUACAGAUGAAAAUGAAGGAAAGAGACCUCAGUUAGGAAAAAGGACAAAUUAGUAAUUUAUUACAUGUGAGUUUACAGAGGAAGAGGUUCUAUUUCAACUAUCAAAACUAAAGACAAAUAAGUCAAUGGGACCUGAUGGAAUACACCGAAAGUUAUUAAAAGAGCUUAGUGGUGUACUAGCAAAACCAUUAACAGAUUUAUUUAACCAAUCAUUGUUAACAGGAGUAGUCAAGUUAGCGAAUGUUGUGCCCAUUUACAAGAAAGGUAAUAGGGAGGAGUCGGGCAACUAUAGGCCAGUAAGCCUUACUUCAGUAGUGGGGAAAGUGAUGGAAACCAUGUUAAAGGAUAGGAUUGUUAAACAUCUAAAAUCGCAUUAAUUUCAAGAUCAGAGACAACAUGGGUUUACUUCAGGGAGAUCAUGCCAAACUAAUCUUAUUUAUUAUUUUUGAUUGGGUCACUAAAAUUAUAGAUCAGGGUGGUGCAGUAGACAUUGCUUACCUAGAUUUCAGUAAGGCUUUUGACACUGUUGCACAUAGAAGGCUUAUCAAUAAACUGCAAUCAUUAAGUUUGGAUUCCAAUAUUGUUGAAUGGGUUAGGCAGUGGCUCAGUGACAGGCAACAGAGGGUUGUAGUCAAUGGAGUAUAUUCGAAGCAUGGGUUUGUCACCAGUGGGGUACCUCAGGGAUCUGUACUUGGACCCAUUCUCUUUAAUAUUUGUAUUAAUGAUUUUGCUGAAGGUCUUGAUGGUAAGGUAUGUCUUUUUGCUGAUGAUACUAAGAUAUGUAACAGGGUUGAUGUUCCAGUAGGAAUAAGACAAAUGGCAAAUUAUUUAGGUAAACUAAAAAAAUGGUCAGAGCUGUGGCAACUGACAUUUAAUAUGGAUAAGUGCAAGAUAAUGCAUCUUGGAUGUAAAAACCCAAGGGCAGAGUACAGAAUAUUUGAUAGAGUCUUAACCUCAAUAUCUGAGGAAAGGGAUUUAGGGGUGAUUAUUUCAGAUGACUUAAAGGUAGGCAGACAAUGUAAUAGAGCAGCAGGAAAUGCUAGCAGAAUGAUUGGUUGUAUAGGGAGAGGAAUAAGCAGUGUACCUGUCGUCCUGUCUCUGUUGGAGUCCCCCAUGACUCUGUACUUGGUCCCCUUCUAUUUUCUCUUUAUACUGCCUCUCUUGGCAAACUUAUUACCUCCUUUGGAUUCCAAUGCCACUUGUACACUGAUGACUAUGAUCUCUUCUCCCUGGAUAUCUCCCCUGCCGUCCUGCAACGUGUCACUGCUUGCCUUUCUUCCAUCUCUGAUUGGAUGUCCUCCCACUUUUUGAAACUCAAUCUCUCUAAAACUGAACUCCUUGUCUUUCCUCCUCCUAAUACUGAUGCUCCUCUUUCGCUCUCCCUUCAAGUUAGUGGUAUCCACAUCAGUUCAUCCUUGCAAGCACGCUGUCAUGGCGUUAUACUUAUAUGAGUCAAUUCAAGGUACUAAUCCACACCUAUAAAGCACUGACCAAUUCUAGCCCCUCCUAUAUUUCUUCACUGAGCCACAGAUAUGCCCCUUCUCCUGUCUGCUGCAUGCACCCAUACAGUCAACUUACACUUGCAGGACUUCUCGCGGGUGGCUCCUUUCCUUUGGAAUAGCCUGUCUACGACCAUCAAGCUCUCCCUUCGUAUUGAAUUAUUUAAAAAGUGCCUCAAAACACAUCUCUUUAUGAAAGCUUAUGGCCUCCCAGAGUAACCUCUACCUCACAUACCUGUCCCUUGCUCUCCCCUAAAGGGCAGCACUCUACUCUCUCCUCCAGCUCUGCUUCACUCCCACCUUAUUUGAUUAAUAUUUCCUGUCCUAAUGUGCUUUAUACUCCACCUCCUAUAGACUGUAAGCUCGUUUGAGAAGGGCCCUCUUCAACAUAUUGUUAAUGUAAGUUUUUGUAAUUGUAUAAUUUAUUGUUAAAUCUCCCCCUUUGAUAAAAUUGUAAAGCGCUACGGAAUAUGCUGGCGCUAUUCCAGUAAUAAUAAAAAUAAUAAAAAGAGGGAAGUGCUCAUGCCAUUGUACAGAACACUGGUGAGACCUCACUUGGAGUAUUGUACGCAGUACUGGAGACCGUAUCUUCAGAAGGAUAUUGAUACCUUAGAGAGAGUUCAGAGAAUGGCUACUAAACUGGUUCAUGGAUUGCAGGAUAAAACUUACCAGGAAAGGUUAAAGGAUCUUAACAUGUAUAGCUUGGAGGAAAGACGAGACAGGGGGGAUAUGAUAGAAACAUUUAAAUAUAUAAAGGGAAUCAACACAGUAAAGGAGGAGACUAUAUUUAAAAGAAGAAAAACUACCACAACAAGAGGACAUAGUCUUAAAUUAGAGGGACAAAGGUUUAAAAAUAAUAUCAGGAAGUAUUACUUUACUGAGAGGGUAGUGGAUGCAUGGAAUAGCCUUCCAGCUGAAGUGGUAGAUGUUAACACAGUAAAGGAGUUUAAGCAUGCGUGGGAUAGGCAUAAGGCUAUCCUAGACUUAAGAUAAGGACAGGGACUAAUGAAAGAAUGUAGAUCAUUGGACAGACUAGAUGGGCCGCAUGGUUCUUAUCUGCCGUCACAUUCUAUACUAAUAUUCUAUACUAUACUAAUGGCUUUGAUUUGGGAUCAGUUCUAUCUCUGCCAUGUCCUUCUCUCAUCUAUGGAAGAUCUUUAUUUAUUCACAAUAUGACAGAGCUUCAACAGCAUCAACCUGCCGCAUGUUGGCAAUUCCCUUCAGGAGACUCUGCCAUAGAUCUUCCAGGAUAUGAAAAAAGAUGGCGUACUCGUGUUGGCUGAUUUGAAAUGAAUCAUUUGGAAAGCUUAUCAGACAGUUUUAAAUCGAGGUCUUAGAUCCCUGGAGUCCCACAUUGUUGGCCACACCCCCUGAAGGCUUGCCCACCUGACCCAACUCCAUAUUUGCCGAUGAUGGGAGCUAUGCAAUUUCCUGGUGCAAUAUGUUUCAAUAAUGUUAAUAGUUAUAAUUAACAUGGAUACAAAUAUGGGACUAGCAUUUAACUCUGUCUGUUUGACUCUUGAAAUUAGUUGCAACUAGCAUAUAAUUUAGAGCAUCUGUUAAUUAGCAGUUAAUGAAAUAUUUGGAUAUUUCUGAAAAGUGUGUUCAGAAACCUCUCACCCCUAAAUGUUUUUAGCAGGGUUUUUUUUGGCACUGAUUCGUUAUUUGGAUUACGGCCAUAUUGAUGCAUUGAUGUAACGUGGAGUUAAUAAAUGAACAUUUGAAAUUAGUUAAUUUUUUUUCAUGUGGGCGAAAGGGCAUUUUCACUGUCGGCAUGCAGAAAAAAUAUUAGUGCGUUUGGGAAAAAAAGUUUGAGAGCUGGAACGAGAGAGAUAGAGAGGAUAAUAGAAAGGAGGGAUAGUGGAGAGGUCAUGGGGAUAAAAUAGGUGAGCAAUUUCAAAUGAAGCAAUUUCAAAUGUAAGCCCAAAGUAGUCGAUCUGGAAACUUAACUGACUUGGAGAAUUGUUCCAGUUUGUCUACUUUGUCUUUAGAUUUGGAAUUCACACUAAAUUCACUAUGAAUUCCCAACAAAUCUCAAUUUAGUAAGUUACCUUCAUGAGUCCUAGACCCAGAAUCUACUGGCCGUGAAGGGUCUUGGGGGAUCCUAAAAUAUUCUGCAGUUCUGCAGAGCUAAUCCCAAUAUCCAACAUUUUAUGAUGUUUGCACUAUCCCGGAGGGUUAACCGAGAGCCCACGAAUAAUCCGAUGUUACAUGUUUAAACAAAUCUCUGAAUAUACUGUUUCAUUAUAUUGUUUUGUCGCCUUCCACCUGCCCUACCCCCCAUCUUUCAUUUUACAAGGUGUCUGGUGCGACAAGAUGCAAGGGAAACUGUAACCCAUUGCGUUGGAGUGUCUGCAGGUAUCGAUCAGACCAUUACUGCAUCAAAGAGAAUAUUAGAUGGAGUAACUAGACUUACAGCUUUUCAAGAGGGAAGAAAAUACCAAUUAUAUUAGAGAGUAAAAAAGUCAUAGCUUCUCAGCAGCAAUCUCGCUGGAGAUUAAAGCCAGAGCUGUUUUAUUUGAUACUUUGUAUUAGAUGCUGUGAAGGCCGUGUUUCGUGACUUAGAUAAAUCAUACCAAGAGAAAAUGCCUGACAGCUUUCUGACAGUUAAUCACACCAACAACUACUCUGUUAACUUUUUAAAAAAAAAAUCAUAAAAUUUACCUUUAAUUUACUAGUAAUGAGAAAAUGAAAAUCUGCAGGUAGAAAGAAAAAAAACAGUUCCAUGACCAUAUAAAAUUGCAUUCAAAUUUUGUUCUAUUCUGCUUCAAAGAAAAAAGUCCACGUAUUAAAUAAAAGGUUACGUGUAAACAAAGGCAUCUUCUGGCUUUCCCUUGCUGUAUGGGGUCAGCCAUCUUUCAUCUUUUAUUUGUGAAAAAUACUAUUUAUCUGACCAAAAAAUUUGCAUUGGUAAUUGGGAACAAAAAUAUUGGCACCGUGAUCAAGCAUUCCGAACACAGACUCUGGCAAUACCAGUUCUCUAAACUGUGCUGUGUCUUAGCAGAUAAAAGGACAUUAAAUGGCCGCCCUUACUAAGCAAGUGUAAGGCAGGAAAAUUACUUGUAUGAAAUUAUUACAAAAUAAUUCACAACUUGUCUAUAUUACAUGUAAAAUUUUAUUUUAAGUAGUGAUAAAAUUUGACGUCAGUUUUCAUGUAAAAACAACCAUUUUGUCCACUGUUUGAAUCCACCUAAGCAGGCCUCCUCUUGUCUGUGUAGAGCCCUGUCCCAUCGAUAUCUCUAACUGUUACUUGUAAACACAGACCGGCAAGCACUUUGUCCAAAUGAACCCGUACAUACAAUCCCGAGCUGCCAUAUUCUGCUUCGCAUUUGGCAAGUUAAUCCCUAAGUUUAUCAACUUGCACUGGUGCCUUGUAAUUAAAUCUCAAUGAGGCAGGCAUAACCCUUGGAUUAUAGACAAACUCUAUAAGGUAAUAAUCCCUUAAUAACUAGCAUUACCGCCGGCUUAAUACAGCCAUUGCACCGUUGGCAAUAAAACUGCCUGAGAGUAUUAUUUACACUGAAUGGGGCCUAGAAAUCCUGUUUAUGAGUAGAGCUAAAUCUCUUUGAAAGUCAUUGUGCUCUUACCUCUAACAUCUGCCUAAAUAAUUGUGUCAAUGCCAAACUAGGUCUGCCCAUCAAACCAUCAAUUUCUGUCCUGCUUUAGUGUGGCUUGUGUGAGCGAUUGGGCUGUACACAUCUGUACAGACGGCCGUCUCUUUACAACUGUUUGCUAUAGCCGGCACAGAGCAAGUCUGCUACAAUAUUUGUUUUUUCAUAAUUGUCUGUAAGCAUUUAUUGUCUAACUCUCUCGCUCUCUUUCUCCGUCUGUUUCUUGCUGUCUCUCUUUGUCUGUCUGUCUCUCCAGCAAACAAUGCACCUGAUUGCAGUAAUCUAAAUCUCCGUACUGUAAUUAUAGAGACCGCGAGCUGCAUUUAAGUCCGGUCAGCGUAUUGUCCCCCACCGCACACGCUUGAUGGAUUGUGUGUUAUUUCUCAAUAUUGCAUGUGUGAGCCAUUAAUAAUGGAUCUCAUACAGAUAGCAUACAUUAUUCAUCCUCAGACAAUGUUAACAAAAGCAAAUCCUAAUUUCUGACCUUUCCUACCGUAAACAAAAAAUAACAAAAUGGAGGGGGGAAGGCGGUCACACGCCGAUGAAGUUUGAAGGAUAAAUAUUAAAUCUCACCUGAGCUGCAAUAACUAGAGUGGAUCUUUUGACCUAUAUAUGGCACUAACUAUUUCUAUAACAAACACAGAUUUACAAUACUGACUUUUAUUCACACAGAAACAGUCAUCUAAUCUAAGCAGCACAUUAAGCACUACAUUAUCAUUUUAAACUGUGACUAUUAGAAAACAGAAACUGAUAGACAGUCAGAGAUGGCUGGGUCUUACAUCUAGUGUACUUAGCACUUUACUGGUUGCAUUUCCACACUGCGCAGGUAUUUCUACAGAGCUAACAGGUAUACUCAGCACAUUAAAGGUUACAUUACAGUAGAGGGAGGUACAGUAAGUGCAUUAGGUAUACAGUGUAUGUAUAUUUUAUUAAUAUAGCGCUAACAGGUGUACUCAGCACUUUACAGGUUACAUUACAGUAGAGGUAGGUACAGUAAGUGCAAUAGGUGUACAGUGUAUGUAUAUUUUAUUUAUAUAGCGCUAACAGGUGUACUCAGCACUUUACAGGUUACAUUACAGUAGAGGUAGGUACAGUAAGUGCAAUAGGUGUACAGUGUAUGUAUAUUUUAUUUAUAUAGCGCUAACAGGUGUACUCAGCACAUUACAGGUUACAUUACAGUAGUGGGAGGAACAGUAAGUGCAGUAGGUAUACAGUGUAUGUAUAUUUUAUUUAUAUAGCACUAACAGGUGUACUCAGCACAUUACAGUAGUGGGAGAUACAGUAAGUGCAGUAGGUAUACAGUGUAUGUAUAUUUUAUUUAUAUAGCGCUAACAGGUGUACUCAGCACAUUACAGGUUACAUUACAGUAGAGGGAGGUACAGUAAGUGCAGUAGGUAUACAGUGUAUGUAUAUUUUAUUUAUAUAGCGCUAACAGGUGUACUCAGUACUUUACAGGUUACAUUACAGUAGAGGGAGGUACAGUAAGUGCAGUAGGCAUACAGUGUAUGUAUAUUUUAUUUAUAUAGUGCUAACAGGUGUACUCAGCACAUUACAGGUUACAUUACAGUAGAGGGAGGUACAGUAAGUGCAGUAGGUAUACAGUGUAUGUAUAUUUUAUUUAUAUAGAGCUAACAGGUGUACUCAGCACACAGGUUACAUUACAGUAGGUUAAGUGCAGUAUAUACAGUGUAGUAUAUUUUAUUUAUAUAGCUAACAGGGAGGUACAGUAAGUGCAGUAGGUAUACAGUGUAUGUAUAUUUUAUUUAUAUAGAGCUAACAGGUGUACUCAGCACUUUACAGGUUACAUUACAGUAGAGGGAGGUACAGUAAGUGCAGUAGGUAUACAGUGUAUGUAUAUUUUAUUUAUAUAAUGCUAACAGGUGUACUCAGCACUUUACAGGUUACAUUACAGUAGAGGGAGGUACAGUAAGUGCAGUAGGUAUAAAGUGUAUGUAUAUUUUAUAUAGUGCUAACAGGUGUACUCAGCACUUUACAGGUUACAUUACAGUAGAGGGAGGUACAGUAAGUGCAGUAGGUAUACAGUGUAUGUAUAUUUUAUUUAUAUAGCGCUAACAGGUGCACUCAGCACUUUACAGGUUACAUUACAGCAGAGGGAAGUACAGUAAGUGCAGUAGGUAUACAGUGUAUGUAUAUUUUAUUUAUAUAGCGCUAACAGGUGUACUCAGCACUUUACAGGUUACAUUACAGCAGAGGGAGGUACAGUAAGUGCAGUAGGUAUACAGUGUAUGUAUAUUUUAUUUAUAUAGCGCUAACAGGUGUACUCAGCACUUUACAGGUUACAUUACAGUAGAGGGAGGUACAGUAAGUGCAGUAGGUAUACAGUGUAUGUAUAUUUUAUUUAUAUAGCGCUAACAAGUGUACUCAGCACUAUACAGGUUACAUUACAGUAGAGGGAGGUACAGUAAGUAUACAGUGUAUGUAUAUUUUAUUUAUAUAGCGCUAACAGGUGUACUCAGCACUUUACAAGUUACAUUACAGUAGAGGGAGGUACAGUAAGUGCAGUAGGUAUACAGUGUAUGUAUAUUAUAUUUAUAUAGCGCUAACAGGUGUACUCAGCACUUUACAGGUUACAUUACAGUAGAGGGAGGUACAGUAAGUGCAGUAGGUGUACAGUGUAUGUAUAUUUUAUUUAUAUAGCGCUAACAGGUGUACUCAGCACUUUACAGGUUACAUUACAGUAGAGGGAGGUAAAGUAAGUGCAGUAAUAUUAUCAUUAAUAACCAAUAUAUUCAGCGUCAGUUAUAGAAAGAAGAUACUUUCACUUAUGGUGAGACGGUGUGGUUUGAUGUUAGCUCUGCGAUAACCAGCUGUAGUUACACACUGUGUAUUAGAAUAAUAUGUAUGCUUAGCUCCUGAAAUUUGCACAGUCCCACUCUUCACAACAGCUAAUAUGGACAGCGAGGUAUACUAUGCAAUGUUUGCUAAUUCCGUUUAUUUUCAUCCUACGCUGAAAAAAAGGAUCAAUUAUGCCUUUAAUCUGACAGCCUCCAGUCACUGCCCACCUGACUGUACCUGACCGACCUCCGCGCACAGUUGGCACUCACUGUCAGAGACAAAGCAGUCAACAUGCCGAAUAUUAUAAUUUGUAAGAAACAAGGACUGAUUCUCUGAGCUAUUUAAAUUCUCGUUCAUCUCAUCUCCAGGCAGUCAAUCAGCAUGCUUCAUUCACUGCAGCCAAAUAACAUGAUUUGAAUGAUACGUCGCUGGUUUCUGUAGGGCGCAGUGACUCAGUGGCAUGACUAAGCUCAGUAAAAUGACAAAGCACACAGCGUACUUGAAACGGGAAAGGCUGAUAUUAUUUUUCAAGCUUAACAUUCUUCUUGCUCAGAAAAUUCUAGAACACCCAAAAAAAUUUCUGAUACCUUGUAUAACAUUUAACAUUGCUAAACAAAUAAUAUACAUUCUGAUCAGUAUUUUUUUCCUCUUAGUAACCCAUAGGAUGGCAAAAUUGUUAUAAAUUGGGUUUCCAGGUCAUGUAUGUGUACCUGUGAUAUGUCCAUAGCAGCAGGACGCAAACACCAAGAAAUAGCUACGCUUUUUCAGUCCUGUCCUUUGCAUAGGUUUUCAGAGGGCGCACUAUUGAUUUACUAUAAACCUCUGCAAAUAAUUGCAUGAAGUACAUUAAACACUCUGACAUUCGAGUCUCGAGAUUAGUUAUACUUGCCUGUCAGAGAGCUCUGAUUGGUUGGCUAACAAGCCAACCAAUCAGAACGAUCUAAUGAGAAUUCAAAGCAUAGGAAAGGCUUUAUAAAUGCUUUUCCUACUUUGAAACCUCAUUCGGCACCGAACUCUUGCCGGGGAAAGAUCAAUUUACUUUUCUGAGUUGCAGUUUUGAAUUUUUCAGGUGUGUUUUUUUCAUUAUUUAUUUUAAAAAAUUGCAUUGUGGGGUUAUAGUAUUUUAUUUUGCAUUUUUUUGAAGGCUGAAUUUAAGAAUAUUUGUAAAAGAGAAGACUUUAGAUGGUAUUUUUUUUGUACAGCUAUUAGUUUUAAUAACCCUCUCACUAAUGUUAGGAUGAGGGAGGUAGGAAGAAUUUGUUUAUUUUAAGGACUUUUUAUUUAUUUUACUUUUUAUGUUGUGGCUGCUUGCAGCUACCACAUAAUUAACACAUAGACAAAAAAAAAGAGGAAUACUGCUCACUUACUACAAUCCUGGUGUAACCUGACCAGGGGUUGGCUAACCCUCCUGUGAUAUAGCUGAACAAACAUUGUAGUUCAGGCACCCAAGGAUCAAUUCAGCAGGUUUAUUGGAACGAAGUGCAAAAUUUCAUUCCAACAAGGGAUAUUUCUUAAACUAUUAGCUAAUUCUCAAGCUUGAGAAAGAUCCCUUGUGGGAUCGAAAUGUUGCACUUUGUUCCAAAUAAACCUGCUGAGUUGAUCCUUGAGUGAAUGAACAACCAUUUGUGUUCACAUAAUAAACGCUGACAUUACUGAGGGUUUAAAUGAUCAAUUCAUUUUCAAAAAAGCAAGUGAACAAAAAUUAGCAAAUGUGUAGCCUGGUGGACACAUUCGAUUCUGAAUUUUGUUACUAUCUGGUCUUUUUGGAUCUUCCGAAUCCUAUGAUUUGUUUUAAUCCAGACACCAAUGCAUCGAUUGCUGCAACUUUGCUCGGGCUGUACGAAUUCUGACCAUAUUUCGCUUUAGUGAAUAUGACUAUUGCCAAUGCAGUAGAAACUUAGUCAAUUUGUCUGGGUUUGUUCUCUUCAGAAUAGCUUAUGGCCUCCCAGAGUAACGUUUCUUUCACAAUCCUAUCUCUCUCUCUCUUUUAAAGGGCCACACUCCACUUCCACCUUCCAGUUCUGCUACUUUACUACCCCGUUGCUACCCCCUCGAUGCCCUUCCUACUGUGAGUUUAUGCUCCACCUCCUCUAGAUUGUAAGCUCUUUUAAACCAGAGUCCUUAACAAUCUAUAGUUCUGAAACAAUGUCUAACUGUCUCAUUUAUUGUUAAAUUUCCCCCUUUAUAAUAUUGUAAAUCGCUACAUAAUAAGUUGGCACUAUAUAAUUGCCAAUACUAAUAAUAGUGAAUAACCCAUGUUUAAACUCUGUUUUAAAUUCCCCAGAAUUGCUGUUUAGUGGAUAAACCCCAAUGAUUCAAGUUUAUAUCUCAUAAUUUAGCCUUCUAUACUACUUUGACAUCUACAGAAGAAAACACAGUGUUAAUUAGGGUGUGAGACAAGAGAAGGUGAGGAUCAGUUCACAGUGUGUGGGAAAAUAGCUGUCACUGGGUUCUAAAGCAGUCAGAUCGAAGAGAAGGCAAAAAAACAAACGUAUUCUCUAAACCCGUUGUUUAUUUUAGGUUUGUGCAUAAUUUGCAUUCGUACAGAAACAAAAUUACACGGUUCAUUGGUAAGUAUCUGUUACUAGAUUUGGACGGAGUUCAGUUCUGCCUGUUACCAGAGAUGCAAUAAUUGGUAACAAAUUGAUCCAGAGCUAUACAAAUCCAUAGGUUAGCAAGGCUCCCGCUGGAUGUAAUUGAAGACACGUAUCAUUUCAGAAAGCGAGGUUUAGUGUGCGUUUUCUAAAACCUUUAAAAGGGUUUCUGGCCUGGUUUGUUUUUAACAUAAUCAAACAUCAAACUAGCCUUGCAUGCUUACCAAGGUGUGAUCGUGUCUGUCAUUGCCUUUCCUUGCUUGCAUUGCUUCUAUACAUUGUACUCUAUAAUUACAUGUCGAGCUAGCUUUUGCAAUUAAAGCGGUCUAUUGAUGUAACAUUGCAGGCUUGGAAUCUUCCUCUAAGAUUGCACCAGCAACAGAUUCUAAUCUUUUAUGGUGUAAAUAAUAUCUAAUCUGAGGACAAUUAAACACCCCCCACUGCUAUAUCAUACAUACAAAAAUGAAAUAAGUUAUGAUUAAGAAGGUAUCCCUUUACCCAAUUCACUUAGGAAAUUCACUAAUGUCAGUAAAAGUAUCGCCUUUAAAUAUCGACAUAAAAUAAAGCGACAAAAUCACUGGUAUGUGCUAGCCUUAAAAGGUUACAGUGGUUUAAGGUUUGGCAUAGGUACAGCACCGUGUACACUGAUGUGCCUGGCAUGGUAAUGAUUGUGCAGCAGUUAAGGCAUCCUGGCUUUGAUGUAGCUCUAAUAAGCUAGAGGAUAAUGUGUUCCCUCUAAAUCUAAUUCCAUUUAAUGACACAGCUCCCUAGCUCCCCCUAACCCCCCAUAGCAUUAACCUUGCCCCAACUGUCCCCUUGACCGAGCCACAUUCUUAUAAUUGUUAUAUAAUCACCAUUGUUAAUGACACUGUAAUAGUUCUGUUCUUAUAAACACAAUUAAUAUUUCACACAAUGGAUAUUUCUAGGGGUGAUGUAAUAAAUGUAUACACUGUAGUGGUGUAUUUGCAGUGGUUAUGGUACAAUGAUUCUAUGCAUGCAAUCCCUAUACUUUGUAUAGUACUUAAAGUGUCCCUUUAAGGGAGUUGCACUUACUCAAUACCUUACAUUCUUGCUACCAACAUGUUUCAUUAAAAUUCUGCUUUUAUGAAAAGCUGUGAAAGUGACAGUGCCGCUUUAAGAUGUGUUUGUAAAUACUGUUACAUAAUUAGAACGCUAAAUGAUUCCAUUGUUUCCCAUUCUUACACCAAUGUAUAAUUCGAACGGUUACUGUUUAUUGUGUGACUAGCGAGGAUCUAUUUAUCGUUCUGCAGCCCAUGUUCUAGUGGCAUUCUGGAAGCAUGUGUAUCCAAUUGGAUGAGUCUUGAUUUGAAACAAACGAAGACUGAUGGCAGCCCCCAUGUUCCUCCCGAAUAUUUCAUUUUCUUAAGUGAUUAAUGAGGCUCUUUAUAGCUGAUUGCAAUAAUACUCACAUUUGUUCUUAUAGGUAAUUAUGUCUUUUUCUGUGAUAGCUAAUCUUGACACCCCUAGAUGUCUGAACUAUGUUUACUAUAAUGCUCAGUCAAGACGAGAUAAGCCUCUUGGGGAAUGUGAAUAAAAAAUACAAAGUAAAAUAUCGGUGAUUAUGUUUUGUCAUGCCUAGGGCAGCACAAAACCAGGAUACACCACUGUGUACCGUGUGAUCUCACCUCUCCCUUCGACCAUCAAUUCCUUUUCCUUCCAAUGCUUACCACCAGCCGACCUUUUCCUUGCUCGGUGGGCACGUCCUAACCCUUCAGAGCAGGGGAGGUUGAGACCUGAAACUUGACCACAUCAUUCCACAUAUUGACAUAGCCCCUCAAACUGAAUUGGCAAGGACACACCCCCGACUAGCUGCGACUACAUAACAAUGGGGCAGGUGGGAGGGAAGCUGUUUGCUGGCCCGAAUACCAAGUGGCACUGAGGUAAAACCACCCACACCAAACUCACACACCACAUAAUCCCACCCACACAUACAUACACAACCAAUCACAAGCAUCCAUCCCCACACUCAUACAUGUGCCCUUGUCCGCUUAGCUCUGCUAUCUCCCCAGGGCCUAAUUUUAGAUACACACAUGCUCACAUCUUUACAGGUUUUGCACAAAAUAAAAAUAUGUUUUGCAGAUUGCUGCACCAUAAGCCCACCUCCUUAGCCACGCCCCCUCAUACCAGAAAGACUUCCUUAUCAAAUGUAUGUACACAGUCUACUUCCCAACAGCAUUGAGUAAGCAGCUUUUAAUUCACAACCUGGCUGCAGACAGUCAGAGAAACUACAAACAGGUAGUGCUAUCCUUACUAUAUGCCUCCCUGGGUGUCCUCUCCUUCUAAUUCAAGUUGUUUCAUGGUUCAAAUCCUUUAGUGCUUUCAGUGACAGAGCUGUGUACAUACCUUUGAUAAGGAAGUCUUUUUCUGGAGUGAGGGGGUGUAGCUAAAGAGGCAGGCUUAUGGUGCAACAUUUUGUAAAACAUGUAUUUAUUUUAAGCAAAAACUAUAGAUUUUUGACCAUGCAAAUUAUUUUUAUCAUAACCACAUAAUUGCAUAACCAUAAAAUAAAACACUAAAGAAAUAAUUAAAAUUUAAAAAAUGAUAUUGAUUUGAGGUUGUCUAUUCGCUUUUUUUUAAAUUCUAAUUCAUCAUGAAAAAUGUGCCUGAAGUUAGCUCUCACAGCUAUAUUCCUUUAUUUAAAGGGACACUGACAUUUUAAAACAAGUUAGCAUCAUGUACCCCUCUUAAAAUGCGCUUUACUUUGUCACACUUGCAAUAUUUUUUUUAUUUUUUUUAAAUUCUUUAUUUUUGAUGUGCAAAAAGAUUAACAAUCAUGCUUGCUAUGCCACAACGGCAGACAUAAACAUUUCAAGAAACAGAUUAGUAUGGCAUGUAAUUGAUAACUGCACUUUUUUUUUUUCUCACAAAUUAAGUUACGCAUUCAAGCUUACUAUUACAUGUCAAAUGGAAGUAAACGCUGUAGGUACUGUCGCAUAGUUGCUACCUGACAUGUGAAAAGACUUUCACAUUUUAUGGUAUGUAAAGUAAUAGAAAAACAUGACUAAUGACAGACUUGGGUAUUGCAGGCUUCAUAUGAAUUUUUAACUAAAAACGCAUGAGGAGAAACACAUGAGAAGAUCCACCAGGUUGUUAUGGGAAAGGUGUUAAAAUGAGUGUGGUGGCCACUGGUACUCUUCAAUGUAAUGUCGUUACAACUAAAUGCCUGUGGCAAAUUGGGAAGCAUGUGACAGGAAUCACAGACAAAAAACAGAAUAAACAGAAUAACAUUCUUGGCUAGUCUACUUAGCCGAUGCCACAAGCAGGCUUCUUCUGGGAGCCGAUUCUGCACUUCAUGGUUUGCUUGGUGUUUCUGCUCCAGAAUCCCCUCUGUGUCAAGAGGCCCUCUGGUACAUGAAGAACUGUAUUUUUGUGUGGAUCAAUCGAGCGGCGUUCCAUCAUCCGCUCCGCCCGCUGAACCCGGGUUCGGCCGACGAGCCGGUGCCUGGGAACCACCAGCCCCUCCAGCUCCCUUGAAAAGGUUAAGGUCCUGGGGGUUCUCCAUACCACAGGCAGUUUCCCCCUUGUGUGGCUGCUUGAUGGGCACCGCGCCCAUUGUGACUCCUAGCCCAGAAGGUACGGUGGGUGCCGAGGGUACCUAGGGUACGGUGAGUAUCCGUUCUGCUUGACGGGCCUCCAGUCGGCUCCAAAAUGCUGCACAGAUCGCGUCAAAGGUAGCAGUAAAUUUGGCUUCCCAGCUGCUCACUGAGUGUGUGGUUGUUGUGGCGGCCAUUUUAACAGCGCCAUGCAGUGCUCUGUCCCAGUAGCUUUUAGCUGUAUCGCCACAAGGUCCGCUGUUGCUUUUUCCCUGGUGGGGACCAGGAUAACCCCCACUGGUCCAAAGGGGGGGGGGGGCUGAACAGGGCAACCUCUUCAGUUAUUGCAGAAGGUCCAGGAGGGAGAAUGGCCGCUUCUCCUCCUCAAGGCCCUCCUCAAGCUUGUAGGCCCAAAUUUAAUUUCGAGCCGCAGGUCGAUAAUAAAGGCUCCAGACUCGCACAAGAGAGCUCCUCUGCAUACCGGAACAGAUAUUGAACUGUUUGGUGGUCAUUUGGGGCAAUAAUCCACCAUAAGGUAAAGGUUUGGAUUACAAGAUUUUUGUGAGGAGCUCACUUUCAGCACGUCUGGCUGCCUUGCUGAUCAGGCCCCGCCACCCCACACUUGCAAUUUUUUAUUAAAAAUAGAAUAAAAUUAAUAAACGGUACAUGAACUUGUGGUGCUGUUUAUAUUGGGCAUUGUGGACAUGAGGCUAGAGAUGGGGUUAAAAUAAGAAACUGGAUGGAAGAGGAAGAAAUAGUAUACAUUGGACAUGGUGAUUCUGUCAUAAUUAUAAAAUUAUUUACAAACAAGUUAUUAGUCAAAAAAACGCAGAACAAAAAUUGUCUGAGAGCAUAUUCUGUUUCUGUAGUCCUUACUGUCUCCCUGCGUCUCUCUCAACUCUUUCUCCCUCAAAUAAUUUCAAGAGACUGCUUGCUUUUACAAACAGUAAAAUUAGUUCUAAAUAAAGUGUUGAAAUAAUUAUAUAAUUCUAGACACGCUAACUGCAGAGACUCACUGAAUGCCUUUUGUUUUCCUGUCUAUUGUCGAAUAUUUUAAUGGCUCACAAACAGGAAAAAGUGCAGAAUCAACAGAAUUUGAAAGUCAUUAAAGUUUUCUGCAGCUUGUGGCGCUUUUUCAUCCUUUAGCUUGAGAUUUAUAUAUAUUUUUUUUUACUCUAUACAUAUCGCUGUGCUGUUGGAUCACCUUGUAACUGACCAUUGAAACAUUUCAGUGAAUGGUCAAUCUAUUGAGUCCGUCCCUAUGGUGACAAACCGUUGGCGGAAUGAAUGACACUUAUUGCAUCGGAAGGACACUUAGGGACUAUCUAACUUGACCCCGACCCAUAUCAAUAUUAACUUCAUAUUGAAAACAAAAGCUUAGCCAUCUCCGAACUAUAGCAUAGAUAUUUUAAUGACAUUAUAACUCUUUCUGUUAAGGAAAUAUCUCCAUAUAAUGAUUGCUCUAUGAUUAUUUUACAGAUACGUCUGUGCACUUUAGGGUUAUCUUUAAUGUCUGGCUUGUUGAUGGCUUCAGACAAUGUGGUACAGAUCCAUUUCUAGAGAGGGUCCUAAACAUAAAUAAACAGAUUAAAGGACAACUGUCACCUCAAAAAAAAAAAUAUAAUAAUUCUUUCAUCAUUCUUUCAUUAAAUGAAGUAUAUGUAAAAAAAAAGAAAAUUAUGUAUACUAUAUGACCGGGUCCUUCAGCCAUAUACAUACACCUUGGGUCAGACAGCGAUGGAACACUGACAGUUAGUCUCUAUGGUCUUUCCUUGCACAAAAAAUGGGAAGACCAUAGAGACUAAUUGUUGGUUUUCAAAAACUGUACGACAAAAGGUGCACAUGUACGGCUGAAGGAGCCUGUCAUAUAUUAAAGGUAGGGAUGGAUUUUCUUCAAUUUUUUUUUUUUUAUACUAAAAAUAGUUUUGAAGUGACAGUUGUCCUAUGAGGUGUUUGUUGCAAAUGUUUCUUAUGUUACCAUUUUUCUUUGCUACUCUGGACAAUAUUACAAUACCUCAGCUUACCGGCCUUCUGUGCUGCACAAACUAUUCCGGUAACUCUUUGUCUAAUUACUUAGUAGAUCUCCAACUGUGAUUCACCAUAACUGUGAAUACAUUACCUUGAAUAUGUUACAUGAAUAUUCCUUAGAAAAAUGUCUUCAUCGUUCUAAGAUAUUCUAAUAAAUGAUUAAACUAUAUUAAAUCUGCAUAUUGCGAUUCUCAAGAUGAUUGAGAAUUGGCGAGCCCAAUACUUUAAUGUUGUACCUUUUGACACUUGAAUAGUGUAUGUGAUAAAGGAAAUUAAUUCAGUGUUCCAGUGCUUAUCUUUUGUCCUAGAAAAAAUAAAUAUAUAAUAUGAAAUGCUAGUCUAAUUUUGAAAUGUAAGUAUUUUCAGAGCCAUUCGCUUUUUUUUAAUAUUAUAAGAAAGUUGCCUAAUUAUUUUUAUUUCAGCCGUCUUCCAGUGUGUUAAAAUGAAACUAUAGGAAAAGUGCACGUUUUUAUACUUUAGAAACCAUUAUAUUCACUGGGAGCUCGUUAACAGGAAUCUGAUCCCUGUUUAUACAAGGCUCAAAGCUAAUUUAUGAUGGACUCCUUUAUUGUGCUCUGCGAGAUAAUAUCACCCAAGCCAAUAUAGCAGUAAUUUUCGAAAAGAAAAAUCAAGGGACUUUGAAACUGGGGAUAUAGGCAAGUGAUGUUUGUGAAAUCAUUUUUUUUUACCUUGAUUAAGAAAGGAAUAAGCAUUUCACAGGCAUGAACAAGCAAUAGCUAAUUUUGGAACCCCAGCCAUUUUAACACCCCAGAUAUUUCUGAUAUUUAGCCAGCACAGGAUAUCCGGGUUAGUUGCCACUACCCUCGGCAGCUUACAUUCACUAUUCUCUAAUGUGGGGCGUGUGUAUUAUUUUGGGUUAGUCCUAAUAAUUCUAUACGGCAGGGCUCAAACAUUUCACUCACCACCAGUCUUUAGAGAGUACAAAUUCAGCCCUGGCGAGUAUAGCUUCAUCCUGUGAGGGUAUACUAUGGCUUUCAGUGGCUAGUAACUUUUAAGGCCUGACUAGAAGCAAAUUCCAAGCCCUGCCACAGGGUACUUCUAUAAUAAUUUACCGAUUUCAAGUGGUCAUGGUGCCUGGAGUCUGUUUCUCUGUGAAAUGCUGCACAUUCAGAGUUUAACCCCUCUGUUACGGCAGGUGUAACUCCACCUUCGGGUGCAACAUUGAGGCACUAUUAUCCAGCCUGUAACAAGAGUUCCUGGCUGGCUAAUGUCAGUUCUGAACAAAUUUGUCAUCAUGCCCCCUCAGUAUCACCCAUGUCCUUCCCUCAGCAUGCAGUCCCUGACAUCCGUCCCUUAAGCAUUGGUAGAGUAAUGUCAGCAGAGGGGGAACGAGAUGCAGGUAGAAAUUACGUUUUAGCUACAUUCUUUGUUUAGUAUGACCAAAAACACAUUUUUGGGGGGUUGUAAUAACCCUUUUAAGUAUUCAAAACAAGCUGACAAUAUUAGGGGCACAUGUUGAACGCAAUGCUGUUAUUUUAGGUACUUGCAAAGGAAAAAAUAUUAACCGUAUAUUUUGAGUGAUAUACUAAAAUCAGGUAUUAAGAGUUUUAUUAUUUUUUGUAAAGCCUGGAGAGGUACAUUUGAGGAAUCUAUUUUCUUUUUUAUCUUCCUGAAACUGUGGUGGGAAUGAGAAAUGACUUUUCAUGUAAUAGUUUUUUGCUCUGUAAUUGCUUAGGAAAGAAAGCAAGUGGGAGAGACAGAUGGCGAUGUUUCUUUUACUCGUGUUAAAUUGGAGGAGAAUUGUGUCUGGCGGCCGGGUGUAAGAGCAGGGAGCAAACAAGAAUGAAUAAUACAUGGGGGUCAUCCUCAUAAAUAAUCGAAGAUUUUCUAUCAUAGUUCUUAGUGGAGCCUUUAUUAGACAGACACUACGUGGCUUUCCAUUUGUUUUCAAGUAUAGAUUAUUGCUGUAGCGGCAAACAGACAUAAGGCAGCUUAACUACGUGAAGGAAAAUGCGUACAUCAUACUAGGAGAAAACUAACUUCCUCUUCCCCCAUCUAGGUGUUGGGAGAAUUUAUGCUAAUAUAUGCCAUACAGUUGUAGUCUAUAUAAUCCUUCUGUUUAAUAAUGCGAAAUGCCAGAUUCCACUUUUUUAUUUAUUUUAUAACACCUGUUUUAUAAUGGCUUUGUCAACACUCCUGCAGAGUUAUUCACUAAUGUGUGAUUUGUUGGGAACUCAAAGUAAAUUCCAAUUGAGGUUCAUAUUUUAAGACAAAUAGACACAUUUGAAAAGUCGGUAAUUUUAUUAGUGUAUAGUGACUGAGAAAGGACCAAGCAACCCACCUUAGAACCCUCAGUAAUUCCAACAUUAAAAAAUAAAAUAAAGUGGACCGACAACGUUUUUGUCAAUGGUUUUUAACCCCGAUGUUGGUGCAUCCGUCAGAGCUGUCCCCGGUCUUUCUUCCUCUCUGCUCCUGGUUUACGAGGAUGGUUUGCAAUAAUUGAAGGGAAGGGACUUAUCUUUUUUCCAGAUUGGAAUAAUGCCCAGGACGGACAGUUCCAUGUUUUCGGCUCCUGUCACAACAAACAAGUGUCUCAGAACCAGGAGUAGAACUACUGGUGGUAAAGCAAGUGUAGCUGCUCCAAGGCAAGGAAUGUGUCUAGAAAUACUUUUUCUUUCCUUGUUUCUUUGUGUUCAUGUCUGUGGGUGUCAGUGUGUCACUGUAUGUAUCUGUGAGUUGUGUCAGUGUGUGUCAAUGUGUGUAAUUUUUGCAUGUAUCUCUUUGAGUGUAUCCGCAUGUGUGUCUCAGUACAUCUGGGUACCUUCUUGCCAUCAAAGUGUCCCUGGAAUUUAUUUUCAAUGUUGUCAACUAUGCACCUUAAAGGUGAACUAUAGCGAGUCGACCCCUGCGAGGCAGGAGACAAGACUAUAUCUCCUGGCAACACAUGGUGGGAACUACCCACUACUUAUUGGUGGUGAAUUGGUUUAAGUUCUGGUUGCAUAUUAAUGUUACAGUGUGUUAAUUGUCAAUAAAGCAGGGGUCAACGCCCUUAACCCACAAUUAUGGAUCAGAGUUUUUCUAUGGGUUGUGGUAAUGGUUGAGUAAUCAGGUCAUAGAUCUUUGCAGGUAUACCAUCACAAUCUCUUGACCUUCUUCUCACCCUGAGUUCUGUUCACCGAGUCUUUGCCUUUAUUCAGAUACUGAAUUCUAGUUCUCUUAAAACUCAAGGCAAUAGCCCAGAAAACAGGUUCAGAGAACAAAGCACACACUAAUGAUAUUCUGUACAUGACGCUAAAAUGACUGGCAGCUCUGGCUCUCCUGAAAUAAACGUCCCUGAAUGUCAACUUGGAGACAUUGUCAUCUUAUCUGCAGAGUUUUGAGGAUGCUGCGCCAACACACUUCGAAAUAAAAGAAAAAUCCGUUCAGCUUCAGAGCUUUUAUCGCGCCAUCAAUACGGCCUUUCUGAUAGAUGGCUGUGUAUGUGAUACUAAUUUCACCAUAUCUAAUGCUGCAUGAUAUUUCCCUUGUUGUGCUGUGUGAAUGACAGACCCAUUAUUACACUUCUGUAUUGUACAUGUUACGUAUUACACUCCGUGACAUUGAAGGGUCAGGGGGCAACGAUGAAAAAUAAAAAUGAUUAUAAGAAGAAAAAAAACAGAUUGGACUGAAAUUUAUCCUUGAAAAAAAAUUUUAAAUCUAUAAAUUCUAAAUUCCAAAAGAAAUAUGGCAAGUUGGACAAUAUAUUCUGUAAAAUAUCUGCUGGUUAAAAGGAUUUGAAUGUAUUAAUGUUAAAUAGAUCUAUCUAUCUGUCUGUCUGUGUGACUGUCUGCCUCUUUGUUUGUCUGUCUGGCUAGCUGGCAAUUGCAGCCAAUCCUUGGACACGAAUGCACUUACAGUUUGUCACAAAGUGAGUACACCCCUCCCUUUUUAAAAAAUAUUGUAUUAUAUCUUUUUAUGUGACAACACUGAAGAAAUGACACUCUGCUACAAUGUAAAGUAGUAAGUGUACAGUGUGUAUAACAGUGUAAAUGUGCUUUCCCCUCAAAAUAAUUAAACACAGCCAUUAAUGUCUAAACCGUUGGCAACAAAAGUGAGUACACCCCUAAGUGCAAAUGUCCAAAUUGGGUCCAAUUAGCCAAUUUUCCCUCCCCGGUGUCAUGUGACUCAUUAGUGUUACAACAUUUAAGGUGUGAAUGGGGAGCAGGUGUGUUAAAUUUGGUGUUAUAGCUCUCACACUCUCUCAUACUGGUCAUUGGAAGUUCAACAUGGCACCCAGGGCCGGUGCAAGGAUUUCUGCUACCCUAGGCAAAGAUCCAUUUUGCCGCCCCCUCAUGUCACUCACUCACUGGCAGACACACACUGGCAGACACACACACACUCACUCACUGACAGACAUUCACGCACUGACACACACAAACACACUCACUGACAGAUAUGCACUCACUCACUGACAGACACACACACAUACGCUUUACUGGCAGACAUACACUCACGACAGACAGGCACAUACACUCACUGACAAACAUACACUCACUGGCAUACAGACACACACACACACAUACACUCACUGACAGACAUACACUAACUCACUGACAUAUAUAUAUAUAUAUAUACACUCACUCACUGACAUAUAUACAUACACUCACUCACUGACAGGCACACACUGAUGUACAUACACUCACUCACUGACAGACACACACACGCAGACAUUCACUGACAGUCAAACACUCACACACUCACUGACAGACACACACAGACAGACACACACCCUUUCACUGACAGUCAAACACUCACCUCCCUAGUGUCCAGUGUGGGGCAGCUCCUCACUGCUCCCGUCCACUGUUUAGUAUGCCGGCGGAUGGAAUUACGUCAUAUUCUGGCAUCACAGAGGGCGCGCGAGGGAGGAGUGAGAGGCUUCAAGAGCACCCUCCCUCUCCGACUUCUCCUCAGGUAAAUGGCAUUUGUUGGCAGAGCAGGCACCUGCCAUCAAGGUAAUAAGGUGCCUGCUCUGCCUUACCUAGUGCAACAUCAAUGGCGCCCUCCUGGCACCCCCGUGAAAGGGCUCCUCUCGGGCCUCCCACUUUCGGGUGCCUGGAGGAUCGGUCCUGCACUGGGGCCGCCUCAAGAGCCGCUCACCCAGCACUGCCACCCCCAGACAGGGGGAGCCCAUGAGGAAAUAUCCCAGUGGGCACCCCCAGCAGGCCGGCGAACUAGGCACGGUAGCGCCGGCCCUGAUGGCACCUCAUACCAAAGAACUUACUGAGGAUCUGUAAAAAAUAAUUGUUGCUCUACAUGAAGAUGGCCUAGGCCAUCUCGUGUACCGCAGAACCCUUGCGUUCUGCAAGAACAAAAUUGGGGAUCCACGGCAUUUUGUCACAUCCAAAUGGCUGCCGCUACCUGCUGUUACCAGAAGGUUGGAAACAGCAGAGAUCGCGCAACCGCGAUCUCAUAAGAGAUCGUGGGAGCGUGAUCUUAAGCCCACCCUGCCAUCAGUCUGCGAUGCCGUCAGCAUGCCUUGCCGUCAGAGCCCGCCCUACCAUCAGCCAGCCACUUAGCUCGGCCGUGAGAGAGCCCGCCCAGCCCUCAGCCAGUCCACCCAGCAGUCAGCUAGCCAGCCCUGCCAUCAGCCAUUUUCGAUCACUCGUGGUGGAGGAAUGAUAGAGUGGAGCUGAUAGUUAAAGCUCUGUUAUUGUCAUAGAAAACUCUGUUGGGUAGGAGCAUUGAAAUUCUCUGUCGGGGCAUUGAAAGACUCUGUCAGAGGCAAAAAACUGUUAACUGUAUUUUUCAGUGUUCAAAUCUUUUUCCUCCAAGUCUAACUCAAAAAGUCUGCUUUAUUUCAGUUCUUUCUAAGAGGGAUAUCAAAAUCAGCAUCCUUUUCAGUCAGGUUGUGAGUUCUGUAUCUUUCAAAGUUUUUAUUUUUAUUUUUUAUAACCAAUAAACCACCAUGAAUUUGGAAAUCUGGUUAAAGCAGGAAAAAAUAUUACUACUCCUACCUGAUCAGAGCCAACUGAAGAAGCUUUCCCUGCGAAAUGUGUUUUGACAUACAAGGACUUCACUACCAUAGACUGAUAAGUCCCUUUUUAUUUUGCGUUUAUGUAUUUUUAUUCACCUUUGAUUAUUUUUUUUUUUUAUGAAUAAAUAGUGGAUUUUAGUACUAUUUGGUAGUGUGUCCGAUUCCAGGUUUCAGAUUGACAAAUUGACACCUGAGAGCCAAGGCACAUAUGGGCUCUUAUUAACGUUAUUUUAUGUAGUGAUUUUAGCUUGUUAUAAACACAGACAUACUGCACCAUAAUCUCCUAUGUUUUUCUUGCCUUGAGAUUCCUGUUUAUCCAAGAAGGUGGGGUGCUACCUAUAACAGAGCCUUACCCUCAGGCUCUGAAGAUUGUGAGUGUGUCUACCUUUAUUUAUUUGUUUAGUAUCUCGCAUAUUGCAAAUACCGUCUGCACUAGAUUUGUUUUAUGUUUUUUUUUCUCUUUUAUGUAACACUCCACAUCAAGAUUUAUAUAACCAUACAGACGGGUAAGCUAAUAUCUGCCUGUCUAUUAUUCAGCGCUCCACCCACUGAUUAAAGGGUUUAUCUUGUUAAGAAUUUUUCACUACUUCUACCUGUUCAACACAUAUAGAAACUGAGAAAGAAGAUCCAGAAAACAUGCCGAAAUAGUUGUAUCUACUGUUCCUCAAAUAGCAGAGACAAGUGACAAGUCAAAAAAAAAAAAAAAAGGACACAAUGCUAGCCAAUCUUCUUCUCAAACAAAGAAGAGAAAAUAUGAUGAUAGCUACUUGUCAAUUGGAUUCACAGGUGCCAAAAAUGAAGAUUGUCCUGAAGCACAAUGCGUACUUUGCAAUAAAUUAUUGCCAAACAGUUCGUUAGCACCUGCUAAAUUACGUCGUCAUUUUGAGCAAAACCACGCAGAGUACGAAGAUAAAGACAAUGACUUUUUUAAGUGAAAGCUAAAUGAGUAUCAGAAGAGUAAACAAUUAAUGAGCAAAGCAUUUCAAAAUGCUAAUGAAAAGGCCAAAGAGGCUUCUUACAGAGUGAGUUACCGCAUAGCACUUGCGGGAGAAGCACACACAAUUGGGGAAUCGCUAAUAAAACCAUGUGCAAAAGAAAUAGUGUUGUGUAUUUUAAGUGAGAAGUUCAGUAAAAAAAGUGAAGCUGUGCCACUUUCCAACAACACAGUUUUGCGCCGUAUUCAUGAUCUUGCUGACGACAUCCAUACUGAACUAAUUUCUGGACCGCAUCAAUGUGAUGGAUGCUCACUGCAAUUAGUCGAGUCCACAGAUGUUGCAGGAUUUUCAGUUUUGUUGGUUUUUGUUAGAUAUAAUUGUGACAAACAGAUUGAAGAAGACUUGCUUCAGUGUGAAAUUUUGAAAACUCAUACUUGUGAGAACAUCUUUAACUGUAUCCAGAAGUUCAUGAACAUACAGUAUAAAUCGGGACAAGUGUGCAGCGAUGGUGCCAAAGCAAUGGUUGGGAAAGUGGCCGGCUCUGUGACAUUAAUAAGAAAUGUAGCAAAAAACAGCACCAGUUCUCACGGUGUUCUUCACAGACGUGCACUGGUAGCUAAAAAUAUGUCAAUCUCACUUAAAACUGUGCUAGACAAAUCAAUCCAGAUUAUUAAUUUUAUAAAAAGUUGACCAUUACAGCCACGACUAUUUAAAAUUAUAUGUGAAGAUAUGGGUAGUCACCACUCUGCUCUGCUUUUGCAUUCAGAAGUCCAUUGGCUAUCACGAGGUAAAGUCCUUGUUCGAAUGUUUGAAUUGCGUCAAGAGUUGUUCACAUAUUUCCAGGAUCAUAAAUUUGGAUUAUCUGAUCGAUUAACAAACACUCUGUGGUUAUCCAAAGUAGCAUAUCUUGCAGACAUAUUCACAAAAUUAAAUGAUGUAUUUUUAUCACUCCAAGGAAAAUUCAUUCAAAAAAGACAAGCCAGCCAAUUUUUCUGAUGUAGAUUUUGAGAAUCUGAUCGAUAUAACUUCUGACAGUCAACUAAGCCAAAAAUGUAAAGAAGUUUCUCUUAUUGCUUUCUGGGGUGAUUUAUGCAAAGAAUACCCAAAAUUGGCCAAGCGGGCAAUCAAAGUUCUGUUGCCAUUCACCAGCACGUACCUAUGUAAAACUGGAUUCUCGCUUUUCUCUGCAACAAAAACAAAGUAUCAAAAUCGACUUGACACAACUGCAGACAUGCAAAUACAAUUGUCAACAAUUAAACCAGAUAUAAAAAAAAAAUUGCUAGCAAAAGUGAACAUUACACUUUGCUCAUUUAAAGGUUUGCGCUGCGCUACUCUACUGCACAUAUUUUUUUGCUGGGGUUCUAAAGUUUUGCUAUACCAUGUCAAAGGGUUCCAAGGGAUAAAAUCAUUGGGAAACCCUGGCCUAGGCUAUAAGAAGAUUGCCAAGACCCUGAAACUGAGCUGCAGCACAGUGGGUAACACCAUACAGCGAUUUUUACAGGACAGGUUCCACUAGGGCUUCAGCAUGUUAAAAAGUAACAGGCGUCUACAUAGGUAGUGUCACAUUUCUGUUCCACUACCUGGUAUGAGCCCUGCCAAGCAGCCUGUCCUGCCAGACAGGUUUUAGAACCAAAACCUUCUGACCGACUUGAAAGCUAUGGCUCCUGGCUCCCUGAUCAUACCAUGUGCGCUGGUGCCUCUGGGCUGCCCGCAGGUUCCCACGCACCAGGUGAGUGAGUUCCUCCAGCACGUAUGGAAUGAUGGGGGUCCCUUCCUGCUCCUCCUCUUCUUCCCAGUGCUUCCAAACAAGGUCUAGGGGCCCCCUAAACCUCCAUCCAAACAUUAGUUCAAACGGGGAGAAUCCUGUAGAUUCCUGGGGCACCUCCUGAUAUGCGAACAGGAGAUCCGGCAGGAAUCUCUCCCAGUCUUUGCGAAUGGCUGCAAAGGUACAAUCGCUGUAUGAAGUGCUUGCACAGGCCAUUCGUCUGGGAGUUAUAUGGGGAGCUUAAGAUCGAUUUAAUGCUGCAUAACCUCUACAGCUGGUUAGUCAUCUUGGCAGUAAACUGGGAGCCCUGAUCUGAGAGCAUCUCCCGGGGAAAUCCCACCCAGGGGAACAUCAGGGCUUCGGCCACAGUCUCAGCCUAAAUGUUUCUCAGGGCGACUGCCUCAGGUUAUCGAGUCAUGUAGUCCACAAUGGUCAGAAUAUACUUCUUUCCAGAAGCUUAGCCAGGGGACCUAUGAUAUCAACAGCUACUCUGGCAGACAUCACAGGCCUGGCAAUACUGCCUCAGAUCCUUCAAGAUAUCUGGCCAGAAGAAGUUUUGGGUGAGCCGAUGCUCAGUACGGCCCCUUCCCAAUUGCCCUGUCAGGGGGAUAUCGUGAGCUAUCUUCAACAGCUUGUGUCGAUAUUUUCUGUGUGCCACCAACUGUUUGGUGAUAGUAGGAGCUGUCCCUGAGUUCCCUUUCUCUGCUAUGUGGAAUAGCAAGCCCCUCUCCCAGAUAAACCAUUCACCGUCCUGCCCCACCUGUCCAGGAAGACCUAUCCUAUACGUCUGGAGGGUCAGAUACUACCUCCCUCCCAAACUCAGCACGGGUAUCCCAGGACACAGGGACUGGUGCAAGGGGGAACCACGGGGCACAGGGGUAGGGGAACUAGCAUGGGGGGCCUGCCUGCCAGGGGGACUAGCCCGGAAAGCCUGCUUGGAGGCGCAACUGUGGGGGGGCUGGGACCUGGGGACGGGUAUGUGUGCCUACUUGAGCCUCAGAGUGUGAGACGUGCCGAGUGGUGCGGGCUCCACGGGGGUCUGGAGGUGCACAAAGGUAGAGGUGAGGUGGCCCAGAUCGUUGACGAGUAGCACUUCUGCGGGUAGAUCGACUUGCACUUUCUUGUCUCCGGUGCCCCAGUCGAGAUGGACGUGGGUCGGAGGUAGGUGGUAGAUGUUUCCCCCGCUACAUAAAUAGCUACAGUCUCGCUGUUCUUCUCCACCUCUGCAACAAACUGGCUUUGUACUAGAGUCUCGUAGCCCCUGGACGGUCUCUCCAUUCAGCUGGGCCAGCUGCCUGUGGUAAGCACGGUUGUCAGUGGCAGCUUGGAGAGGGUCCACCCCGUGGAUGAUGAACCAGGCGUCUUCAGUGGUGGUUGGUGGGUACUUGGAGGCAGCCUGGUAACAAUGGGCUGUGGCGCUUGGGGCUGGGGCGACCACCAGGCGAACCCACCAUGGUUGAUCUUUAAGCGGGGGGCACUCUCUUUUGAAAUGUCUGAGUUGUUGGCAGUGGUGGCACCUGGAGCCUGCCUUUGAUGGUACCCUCAGGUUUGGCCCCGGGCUGGUGGGUUUCUGGGUGGAGGGUAGGUCAGGGCUGCCAGAUGCAGGGGGGGUCGGUAGUUGGGCGUUGGGGCCGCCAGGCGCCCUCUGGCUUCCAACAAAUCUUGUAAUGUUGACCUUUUAUCGUAUAGUCAAUGGGUCUGUUCGGCUUACUGAUGCUGGUCCCGUAAGGCCAGGAAGUGUGAUCCCACUGCUUACCAGUUGUUGCAGACCACGGGUAGCAAAAAACUGGGAGAAAGAGAAUACUGAGAAGGGUCAGCAGCUGACCACGGGUAACCCGACUGGUUACCUCCACUGAUUUCCUUCCUUUAACCGACCAGGAACCAUUUAAAAUACAAAGAGAUCCAUCUUCCCCCAGUAACUGGAUGACACACAGUCCUGGAGGUACAACAACCACUUUAUCUAACAACCACACACGGCUUUAUACAUACCCCAUACAAGGGGUGUAUCAUACCAACAUCCAGUGUCCCCUCCUAGGAUCCCCCCUCCCCCCUCCCUGGGUCCCCAGCGCGGGAAAGGACUCCAACUCCCGGCACAAAAGGUAUAGGGUUUCCCACGCCCGCCGCCAGGGAGUUUUCUUCCCAGGAGCCAUCCCUUUGUCUCCCAGGCACCGAAAGCCUGCCUGCGGGAAAAGAGAUGAUUUUUUUUUUUGUCCCUGCAGGCACCGAAAAGCCCGCCCAACUCGCCAGUGCCCCAGCAGUGCCCACACCAAUCUCAGGGACCCUCACAGCGGUACCUCCCUCAAACGGUCUCUGCUCGCGAGGUUCCUGUGUGAAAUCCUGCAAGGAAAGCAUCUCCUUUCGGGACAUGAAUGCUCCCCCUGGACGGCAUUCGGCUAUACUAAAUGGCAGCCACCCAGGGGAACAUUCACUAAUUACUUCCCUUGCAGUUUCACACUUAAGUUGCAAGUGAGAACAUUCUGAUUAAUUGGUGUGAAUUAAGUUAGCAGUGUUUUCAUGCUGAACCUAAAGACCCUAAAUACCGCUACUGCAAUCUUUGCAGGAACGGAAUCAGGAAGUCCCUCUAGUGGCUGUCCAAGUGACAAUCGCUGGGCAUAAUGAGAAUUAAAGUGGUGCCAUUCUUGUCCAUUGGAAUGAAUAAUUCGCAGAGCCUCAGCUCUUUGGCUUUCUGUUCGAAAAAAAUGAUCCAUAUUUUAAACCUGCUGCAGAAACAGUUAUUAAUAACUUCAUUACUUUCUACAAAUGAAAAUGAUGAUGUUAAUGUGGUACAGUGAGUAACUGAUGUGCUUCCAUAUUAAAAUACUAUUAAUAUCGGAGCAGGCACACUUAUUAUCCUACUGUAGAAAUACAAUUAUACUCUUCUAUUACAUUCGCCAAUCACGUAACGUGGGUGCGUCCUCACUAAAAGGAUGUUUUUACUGUAGAUAACAUUUUUAUGUUUCGGAAGUAAUGUUCACAAUUAUUGAAUAGAAUUCAAGACUUAAUAACAUCUGGCCAAAUUAUAAAUAUAUAGUACAGACAUCCAACAAUGUAUAACAUGCCUCUCAUUCCGACCAGAAAUAAAUAUUAAGGGGCAUUGUAAAAUGGAUGAAAGGCGUUUGGAUUGUGACUACAUUUUUAGUUAGUGAGUGUGACCCAGUGGGUAAAGGAAGGGUGAUGAAGAAAAACCCCAUUGCCAGGGAGUAAGCUAAGUUACCAAAACUACCUUUUUAAUUUGUACAAUGGUCAUCAUCCCAUUGUACAGUGUUACGGAAUCUGAUGGCGCUAUAUAAAUAAUAAAAUAAUAAUCAUCUAUCGAAUAUCCUGUGUUGCUGUUAAUGAAGUCUUGUUUUUCUGUAUUGACUGACAAAUGUAGAACAUAGGAAAACGGAUGUAGCUACAUGAUGGAUUAGGAAGGAUCCAAUGAAAUGAUAUACUUAUAGAGUUAUGGGUUUUGGCUGUGAAACAGCUACCAUUCUACAUGACCAAUUACUUAUUGUUUUUAUUUAUUUAUUUUUUGUUUUGUUUUUUGUGGUUUGAACAAUUUUUGGUUUGAUCAAAGUCAAAUGUCUCGACUGUUUUCAUGUUAAUAAUAGUGUGUGUGUGUGUGUGUAAUAAACAAAUUAUCUGUAAAAUAAAUCAUUUACAUUUAUCAUUAGAUGUCUUCUUUUUCUAUCUUCUUUUCUUCAGCCCCCAAAAAGGUCAUAAAGUCAUGUUGCAAGCAACUAUUUAAAUAAAAAGGGACCCGUUUGCCAAAAAAAUACCACAUUGUAAAAAAAAUCCAGACGAAAAGACAAUCCCUCUUGCCCUACGUGGGAUCCGCCGCAGACUGAACUCGUAAGCCUUAUAAAUGCCAUGCAGUUUGAGUCAGAGCGCUCAGAUUGGUGGGCUAAGUCAACCAAUCAGAGUGCUCUGACAGGCAAAUCUUAGACUGACAGAUUUAACCUCCCUUAUACUAAUAUGGGGGUCAUAUUGUUAUAAUUGGCCAAGGGAGAGGGAGUCAUGGGAGGGGCGGGGGGUUUGAAAGUGGCAGGGAGCAUAGCUCCCCACUGCUUCUGUUUUUAAAUAAUAUAUGGAAUGAACUGUGAGCCGGUAGCUCUUACCUUGUUAUAACUAAAACAAAUGAUUGUAAGAAAGAAUGAAUUGCAUGGAUGAGGUCAUAAUAAUCCUAGCUAUAGGAUAAGGCCAGGGACUAGUGAAAGUGUUUGGAGGAUUGGGCAGACUAGAUGGGCCGAAUGGUUCUUAUCUGCCGUCACAUUCUAUGUUUCUAUGUAAUAAUACAUAAUUUCGAUAAAUGUAGUCAUUUGUUUGGCUGCCAGUUUUCACGCUUAUGCAGCUAAAGGUGUAGCAUGCUUACCCCCGAUACCAGAUUGUAGGGAAAUGUACAGUUUGUUCUCGAUCCCUGGUUACAUUGUAUGACUAUCUAGUUACUUACUUACGCACUUUACGACAUCUAGUGGUUACUUUGUAUAUUGCAACAUAGGCAUCUUUUUAUUGCUAGCUACAUUGUAUUGCUAAUUCAGCACAUCUUCAGCUGAAUAUCAUUUUGAUAUAUGAUAUAUAUAUAUAGCUUACAGUCUAUCAGAAUACCAUUAGUAUAUUUUGUAUUUAAUUUGUAUAUAAUUAUAUUCUGAGUAAAGCUAGUAUAAGAUUUCCUGCAUUGCAGACUCCAACUUGGCUAUCAUCAUUUAUAUUGAGGGACUAUGUGUAAUGAUGUCUUUUGACAUGCAAUUCUUUUGUAUAUCUUUUUAGUUCAUUGGAAAUAAAGGUUAUUUCACCACUUAUCUUUUCUUGUCUGUUACUAUAAUUGUAUAAUCUUUCUGUAAAGCAGAGGUAAGGAACAAAAUCAAAAUUGGGAAAUGUGUCCCUCUUUAUACUCUACUUUUGGUUCUUGAUUGCUUGCUGACCGUGUCACUUUAAAGGGACACUGUAGACACUGUAGCUGUUAUAUCUCGUUGAAGUGGUUAUAGUGUCUGGAGUCUGCUGAAGCUGUCAUUCCAUUUAUUGUUAUACCAUUUUUAAUGGGGGGUUUUAAACGCAAGUCCCAGCAGCCAAUCCCCUCUGUGCUGCUUUGGCUAAUGGUAAAGAGAAUUAACCUGAGCAGCAAUGGGCAGCUGUGAUUAGCUGAGAGUAUCAGCUGACCACAUUCCACCUAUCACAGCUCCCAUUGCUGGUAUUAAUCGGUAUGGCUAUAAGGAAGUGUGUAAUCUCUGCCUUAGCUACACCUCUGGUAGUGGCUGUCCCGGGACUAUUAUUCAGUGUUAAGAUGGCCGAAAUAUGAUUUAAGAAAUGAAUUCACAUGAAAUGGCUGUGCAAUGUCCGUUUAAAACAACGACCAGUAAGCCAUGUGCAUAAUAUUGAUACGUUUUGUAACUCUGUUUCCUCCCCAGGUAAGGAGAUGAACUUUCACAGAUUAUUACAACAUUAUGCUCAGGAGGCGAAACCUGCUCACCACACUGCUCAUCGUGCUCCCGUGGGCCCUUCUGUUCACGUUAUGGCACCAACACCCAACCACUCGCUACCUCUCUCUCCUAAGGAGUAAGUCAGAGACACUGUAUGUGACUGUAAUACUUCACAGGGCGUCAGUUCUUCCAAUCUCUGGAGAGAGGCAGUAAAGGGGACUUAUCACUUUUUUAACCCGAAGUUUAAAAGUAUUUCUGUUCUCUUACUCUUGUAUCCUAGACCGUUACUAAUCCAGUAACAUUAUAAAUUAGUAAUCUUCUUGCUACUUUAUACAUCAGUGAUUAUUAGCCUGUUUUGGAAGGGGCCCAAAUAAUAUACUUUACACUAGUUUGGGAACCCAUUCUUCAAUUGCAAAAUUAACUCAGUGACCCAUUCUAGCAGUAUAUUAUAAUUAAAGGAUCACUAUAGUGUCCCCCCCCACCCUCAGGGUUCUCCUACCGCUGGGCUGAAGGGGUAAAAAUCCCUUCAGCUACUUACUUUAAUCCAGUGCCGGACUCCCUCUGUGCUGGUGACCUCUCCGCUGACGUCAGCUCCCGAGUGGAGUGGAAUGCAAGAGCCACGCGCGCAUUCAAACAGUCCAUAGGAAAGCAUUUCUCAUGGCAGCUUUCCUAUGGACUUUCUGCACGCUGAAUGCGAUUUUCGCAUCCAGCGUCGCAGAAGCGCCUCUAACGGCUGUCAGGAAGACAGCCACUAGAGGCUGGAUUAACCCUGCAAUGUAAACAUAGCAGUUUCUCUGAAACUGCUAUGUUUACAUCUGAAGGGUUAAAACCUGGGGGAUCUGGCACCCAGACCACUUCAUUGAGCUGAAGUGGUCUGGGUUACUUUAGUGUCCCGUUAAUAAUACAUUUACUUUAGCAAAACAUCUCUGUUAGACUCUUUAUCAUGUCAUUGAGGUCUCAGUUGGCCUGGGGGUGCCGUGCAGUUACUGUAGCCUAUUAAUUUGUGGAUGUUUUCCUGGGAUCUUCUGAAAAGGAUUGGCUCGUCUCAACCACAGUAGGGACACAAUCAAAUACCAUAGAGAUAUAACACAGGGACCCACAUUUCAGUCCCAACCCUGGGUGUAAGAACCACUUAUAUCAUUUGUAUUUGCAGUCACGCCACUUUCCCAAAAUAAAAAGCAAUAUUAAAACAUUCGUAAUAAAAAAAUGAAACCACUUUAAACCUCUUUCUCUUUGGACACCCCUUUGCCAUAUACAUCCUCAUAGAACAAUGUUAUUCACCAACAUUUUCCCAGCUAUUUUCUUUCCUAAAAUCUCCAUAUCCUGGGAAUGUCUUGCAGGGAUACUGUGUUUUCCUUCAGUCAGUGACUGAUCUAUGCAGCUUGGCUUUGUGAUUACUUUUUUCUGCUUCAUAUAAAUGUUGUUGACCUUUUUAUAGCAUCGAGUAAAAUUGAGCAGACACAAUUUCACUAACUCGAUGAAAUGUAAUCUUUUUUUUUCCUGCUUCUUCUCUAAAUGCAAUAACCUUUAGGAAUGGUGGCUUGGUAAUCCUUUAAAUGAUUAUGUAUAGUCUUCUUCACGCACAGCCAUUACUUUCUGUAAUGUACAUUACCCACUGCUCGCGGACAAUUAAAUACCUGAAAACUGAUUUUCUACAGUUCCCCCUGAGGCACGUCAUUAGGAGAGCUUCUCCUUUUAGUACUGUAUCAAGAAUCAAAUUCCAGCCACUAGUAUCCAAAAUAUGUUUCAUUUCACAAGGUUUCAUUGGCCAAUUGAGCAAAAAGCAAUGUGUGUUUGGAAGUGAACGCAAUACACUUAAAAAGAGAAAGAUAUGAUAUGUUGUCAUUUAUAAGGUCCUGUUAGUUCAAUAAAAUUGGUAAAUCCUUAUUUAAAGGGUUACUCCAAACAACAUAACCACUACAGUGUGUCUACUCUUAGCCAAUGAAUGGUACACUGUUCAAAAACAGGCUUUUUUUUAUUUUUUAUUUUUUUUACAGAAUUGACAUUAGCUAGCUUGGAAAUUUAGUUCCGGGCUAGCUGAUGACACCCCACGAUGCUGACAUAGGUGGAGUUACAUCGCCAGUAGCCGAGGGGUUAAACACACCACAUGCGUUGCGUUUCACAGCGAAACGCUGCACAUACAGACUCCACCCAUUUUAGCACUGAGGCCUCAAUUUAAUAUUUUUUCCAUAAGCUUUUCAGUUGAUUUCAGAUUUUGAAAAAAUACUUUUGUAGUUUAAUAAUUUGAUACUUUGUUUUACAUGUUGAUAUAUUUUUUAACAUUUUAAUAUUGUGAAUCAUUUGAAAAGCCUAUCCAACAAUAUUACAUUGAGGCCUAAAUUUGAAAAUCAGUUUGAAUUCAUGUUAUGCAUUAAAAUCCAAAUUGUAGGGAAUCAAAACUGAAUCUAAAAUACUAAAACAGUGGCUUUUUAAUCUCAAAAUCGGUUAUUUUACAUUUUGCCAUUUAAAUUUCAAUACUCUACAAUUCCGAGUUGAGGUAAAGAUCUCCUUUACUGAAUCACCCUUCGAGUUUUUAUUAGUUUUAAAUGUUGCACUAGAGAAUAAGAGACUCUAGCUACACCCGGGGUAUGUGCGGAUAUUUCUACCUACACGUUCCUCUUUAAUUGUAGUUGUUAGUCACUGUAAGCAUCAGGCAGAGGGAUCGGUAGUGCCAGGAAUACAGCUUUGUAUUCCUGGCACUACAGUAUCCAUUUAAUGCCUCCAUUAGGGAGGAAGAGGUAAAGACAGGAAAAGCACAGUGACCUGAAGGGUUUACAAUUUAUUAUUAUAAAAUUCUAAAAGGCCAAAUAACCAACAUACUAACCUCAUUAUGUAAUGCUGUAAAUAUAUAGAUAACAUACCGGUCAAAACUCUUAUGGACUCUAAAACAAUUUUACUUCAAAACCUGGCAAAGUUCCUGCCCUCUUACCCUCCUACAGACCAAUAACAUUACUAAAUAAUGACUUUAAACUUCUCACUGCCUGCCAAAGAUGGGGUACAUUGACGUUGUGGCAGGCUUAUGCAAUGUAUGAUCAUAUACUGUAACUAAACCCCCAUUAAAUUUUUUUGCCUAGAUUAGGUGUUUUUAAUAAAACUGAAAAUUGUUCAGCAUUAAAAUGACUGUUUAGUAGAUAAGCGAGUGCGCUGGAUUUUCAUUUUAAACUUCUCACUAAAAUAUUGGCCUAUAGACUGCAGCAGUUCCUAACCUCCAUUUUAUAUCCCUAACAACUGGGGCAAUUCAUCCAGGGAAUUAGAACUGUGACAGCCACAGCUUCUAUAUAUGACGAUCACUUUAAUAAAACGCAAGCAGUUGUUUUAAGUCCAAAUACCCAGAGAGCAUUUGAUCAUGUGUCCUGGCCUCAUCUCUUAAAAAAAAAUAAUUUGGUAUUAGGUUCUUAAAUUUCAUGAAAUUCUUAUACAGGUAUAUACCCAGCAAUUCACAAAAAUAAACUCGAAUGGCCUAGACUCAAAAGAUCUUUCGAUUAUGAGAGGGGAUUACAACAGCCCUGAGAUUAGGCCCAGACCCACCAAUACAUUAACAGACACCAACUACUUUGUCAUGGACAUGUCAAACUUUAAAUAUCUAGAGGUGUUAAUCCCCAAAAAAGGUCCACCCUACGCAAAAUCAAUAUGGCACCGCUUAUGACCAGGGUGAAAGAUACUCUUUUCAGAUAGGAUCACCUCCCUUUAACUCUCUAGGAGAGAGCCACCCUUUUAAAAUCAAUGAUAGUAUGAAAACUCAUAUAUCCACUACAAGCCUUACCAAUACUACUCUCAUGUUCAGAUGAAUAAACCCUAAACAAACUAAUUUCUACAUUUCUCUGGGAACAAAAACAUCCACAAGCUAUCUCAACCAAGAUUUAACCUGGGUUUAGAUCUUCCAAAUAUAAAAUUGUACACAUUAGAAGCACGCUUCUGACAGCCUUAGACUGAAUAAAAGGACCAGGUCAAUUCAGAGUAGUACACACAGAAACACAGCUCUAUCCUAAUGUGGCACUCUUGCAAUUGCCACACACCCCAUAUAAUUCCCUUCCAGAGGAGGCACAAGAAAAUCCUCUAUUAAAACAUGGAAAUUGGUGAGAAAACUAAUGGGACUGCAAUGGCAAUAUAUCGGGUUUAUAACUUACUUACGCAACCCAUGCUUUCAGGAUGUGGAAGCCAAUAAUCUCAUACCGCUCUUGGGAAACCGCAGGCCACACCACCAUUUAUAACACAAAAAAACAAUAUUAUAAUUUCAACAAAUCAAACACAAAUUUCCUGACCUUGGUUUUCCCUUCCUUCCAUACUUACAGUCAGACAUGCAGCCUAAUCAACUCGAUAAUUCCACAUCUUAGUCCGGAAGAUUGGAACCACUCUAUAGACUACCCACUUACACAAUCAGCGACUUCAUCCUAUUUAGUUAGCUCACUUUAUUCCCAAAUCAGGCCUAACUUAGACCACUCAACUACACAAUCACGAUUAUCAAGAUAGAUAACAAGUUCCAACAUGGACACAUAAUACACUCAAAGCAACAACUAUCAAGCUGCUUAAAAUACACCCAACAGCAAACACACUUGAAGAUUGCACACCCCGCAUUCUACUCCCCUCAAAAACUAUUUUCCUUAAAGCUGAAGGACUCGGCCAGAUGCCAAAUAUGUGGGACACACAGAGCAGACCUAUAUUACUGUUUUUGGGAAUGUGCACAGAUUAAUGUAUUCUGGAAACAUAUAGAUAAUUAUGUAACACAAUUACUAGACUUCUCCAUUGCUGGCAGCACUAGGAGUAAAAAUUGCAAAAACAAUGUUCUGAAACGAGUCCAUAUAAUCAUAGCAGCAGUUCCAUCAUUGGAAGUAAGAACGUUCAGGUAGACCUGUGGAUGACAGAGCUUCUUUUAGUGAAUCCCAAGUGGAGUAAGCUGGAAGACGGUCUAUAACAGAAAUACUCUGUAUCUGUAUAUCAAUGUUCUAAAUAGAACACUCUGCAACCAGUGGAAGGAUGGCCUAGAAAACACAUCUCUCUUUGGUACAUACAAAAACCCAGGUUCUGUCUGUGUGUGUGCAUAUUGUGAACAGCACUAGAGCAUAUCAAGGAAAUGUUAUUUGUGACUGCAAAUAAUAAAAUAUAUAUACUUUUUUUUACUCUCCAUUAUUACAGAAGAUAUAGGUGACAAUUCUACAGCCAAACCCAUUCUCAGCAAUGUGACAAAAGAAGAAAGUCUUCAAUGUAUCCACCAGCAAUCCACUCAUGAGGCACCUGUGGUCAUAAGGACGUAUGUAUAUUCCCGACCUCCUCCUUGGUCUGAGGAUGUCCCUAUUAUUUAUGUGAUAACUCCAACCUAUUCUCGGCCUGUACAGAAGGCUGAACUGAUAAGACUCCUAAAUACUUUUCUGCAUGUUGUGAAUUUACACUGGAUUGUGAUUGAAGAUUCCCCGCGGAAAACCAAACUGGUGGCCAACUUGUUGGAGAAAGCAGGGCUCAACUUUACCCACCUGAACGUGGAGAGCCCACACAACUUAAAGAUAGGUCUUACAAAGUCUCCCAAUCAUACACCACGAGGGACAGUGCAGAGAAAUCUCGGUCUACGAUGGCUUAGAGACAAUAUCAAUGCUUCCAAUCCAUCUGAUGGGGUUGUAUACUUUGCUGACGAUGACAACACAUAUACCCUGGAACUCUUCGAAGAGGUAAAACAUUUAAAACAGCUUCUAGCAAAAAAUAUAUAUAUAUUUCACCAUUAGGAAUGACUCUGAAUUCUUUAGUUGAUUCGGCAUAAUAUAUAUGUUUUUUGAUUGUUUAGGGCACUUUUGAUGCACUUGUUUGCACUUUAUAUUUUUAAAGGUAUAGCACACCUUUUUUGUAUUUUGAUAAUAUAUCUUAAUUUAUAUGUGUAAUUAUUUUUUUGAAGGAGGCCAAAUCACUUUUAACGUGGAAAUUUCUAUUUUACAUGUGACUGAAAAAUUAAAAAGACUGUAUUUUUUUUUUUUUUGCUUUUUGAAUUGAGGUUUAAUUUCUGCUUAGUGCACCUUAAUAGUUAAGGUGCCUCUAUCACUGUGUUCACAAUUGGAAGUAAUUCAAAAAGUGAUCUUCAUUGAGGAAUUUCAAAGAACUCUUUACGUAAAUCUCUGCUUAGGUACGUUGGCUAAAAGCAAUCAUAGAGAUAAAGGAUAUGAUUUUGGGAGUCAGGUUUAAGAGGUAUUUUAAUCUAUAAAGAGUAUUUUCAUAUCAAGGAGAUUAUCACUCAAACCAAAUCGUUUGGAAUAUUCAAUAAAUAUGAUACUUUGGAAGAACAUUAAGUAUUUAUUAUUGCAAGGAACACAAACCCAGUGGAAUAUUAAUAAGUAUAAAGAAAGACAAUGAUUAAUGUCCCUCAUUAACAUAUCAAGCAUUUUGUAUACAAACUACAUUCCAGCUCCCAUAUGGUAGCCACUUCUACGUGGGGCUAUUUAUCAAAAUCCCCCAUGUGCACAAAGGAUUUGGGACUUUCAUUUUCAUUUGAUAAAUAAGCUACUGUGCUGGAAUAUUUCCGUGAUAAUUAGUACACGUGUUUUUGCGUGUAUGUAAAUCUUGUUCUGUUGUGUUUCCACAAAGCUCCUGGGAUGCUGUGCAGAGUAAACGAACAAGAACAAAUGGCUUUGUAGAACUUUUCGAUAUUCUGUCCACAUUUUUGCUGUAGCCUGCCAUUUUCAACAUAGCUUCUCAACCAAGGUGUAGCCUGGCACAGCUGAUUUAGUUAUUUGAGGUUCUUCAGUGUGCUGCUGGACUUGAUCACACAUGGUAAUCCUUCAUAUAACCAGCGUACAGACUUUACAUGUUUUUUUAAGAAUGUUUAAAAACACAAUUUUCAGAUGAAAAAAUAUGUAGGUAUGGUUAUAUGCUUAGUUGUACAAAUUCUUGUACAGCUUAUAAAUAUCUUUGAAUGCUCUUCCAAAAUAUUCCCUGGGGACUCAGGAGGAUAGACCAUAUAUGACCUCUCAGAUUUAUUUAUUUAUUUAUUUAUUUAUUUAUAAAAUAUUUUACCAGGAAAGAUACAUUGAGAUUUCUCUCGUUUUCAAGUAUGUCCUGGGUCCACAAAUCAUUGCAUUGUUACAUUAGGUACAACAAAAUACAAAAACAAUAUUAAUACACAAUAUAUACAAAAUUUAACAUAGAACAGGCAGGAAAUAUAUAAUCAACCAUGACACGUGCAUUCUGUUUUGAGGUAUGAUGGUAUUGAUGCUAUCAUUAUUUUUCCAGUAAUCUGUGUAUUGUAAAAAUGAAAAGUGAAAGCGGAAAAGCAAUUUUUUCAGUCAAAAUGGGCACAUUGCAAACACUCUAAGUCAGUAGUUUUACCAGUUGAAUAGAGAUCUAGAACGUGCAGUUCCCCUGUUAAUUCUCUGCAGUUCCCAGAUAUACUUAUUAUAACCCUGUCAGUAUGAAUGUAUCUCAGUGUUCCGUUCCCUCUCGUACGGACAUGUCAUUGUAACUAGGGUUCUCUUCUCCUACUGUUAAUGUAUGCUCUACAUGCUUUGGUAGAAUUAAAUGUAAAUUUUGGUUAACUUUUGCCCAACAUUGCAGAAUAUGUUGGUGCUAUAUAAUUGUGAUUAAUGCUUGUCCCACGGCCUCUCACUCAUAAUUUUUCUAUUGGUUUUACAUUUUUCUCAAUUUUUAUCUUCAUCCCUCUUUCGUCGCUCGGACUUUGUUUCUUUUGUUUUUUCUUGUUGAUUUUCAUCCUCUUUUUAUCCAUUUCCAUCCUCGCUGUAGUGAGGAAUUCCAUACACUGCACAGGGAGGCCUCUUGCACCUUCUUAUAAUGUAAUGUCUUUUCAAAUAUUUCCUCCCAGAUUUCCUCCACCUGCUGUAAUUGUAUAAAAUGUUAUUCACAAGUCACCCUGCUACUGGCCACACCACCACUCAACUCCCUGUUCUAAUUUAGAACCCCAUACCACCAGUGUGAUACGCUAAGCAAAGUAAAGAUUCUACUGUCAAUCUGCAAUUCGCAUUCAUUCUCUAUGUGACAUCUAGACUUUAUAUAACGUCAUAUUAUGGGAUCCAUAACACAAGCUAAGAGAACGUACAAGAACAUGUGUCAUAAUAUUUAUAUAAGAAAUUCCAUUUUCAUUUUUUGUACAUAUUCUCAAAUUAAAGGGGGGUUUGUUCACCAGUUUGUCAUUUGUGUUGCAUCCAUUGUCACCAUGGCAACAAAAUUUGCAACAUAAAGGUUUUUGAGUGACAGAGUGGCAGGUGCUCUUUGAAUUACCUAACGCUGAAAUAUAUUAACAGCAUCUACACUAAACUAUUUCAAAUGAAAUAAAUAAGUACACAUCAUCGGAAAAUGCACUUUCCUUUGCAAAGCAAAUUUUUUUUAAAAGUUCGUCUUCAGUGAACGGAACCACAUUUUGAUCUAUUAUUUAUCCCUCCAGGGACUGUAAAGUAUACAUUAAAGGAGAAAGAGCUGACUUUUUAAUGCGUAGACAUUAUAAUUGGUGCAGAAUUUUGGUCAACCUUUCCCUUACAUUCCUUUAAGUGCAUUAUUCAUUGGAUGGAAUUGUACUAAAUGUUACUCUUGUUGCACACAGAUGAGAUACACAAAAACAGUAGCUGUGUGGCCAGUGGCCUUUGUGGGAGGCCUAAGAUUUGAAUCCCCAAAGCUCGAUCCAGGAGGGAAAGUUAUUGGCUGGAAGACAGUUUUUGAUCCUAAUCGACCAUUUGCCAUCGACAUGGCGGGCUUUGCUGUUAAUCUCCGACUGAUCCUCGAAAGGCCACAUGCUAAUUUUAAGUUGGAAGGUGUUAAGGGUGGCUAUCAGGAGAGUAGCUUGCUGAAAGAUCUGGUGACCAUGGAUGGACUAGAGGCCAAAGCAGCCAACUGCAGCAAGGUAACUUUUAAAGAUUAAUCCAAGUAUUGAUGUUUUCAGUUAAAUCAGCCAAGUGAUAUGCAGGCAGCUUCUUACAGAAAAACUGCCACAUAUAUAUAAAAGUUUAUAAUGAAUUUACAAAACUUAAAUAUUCACUUUUAGUUGCUUUUUGCUAUAUACGUUAAGUUUCUUGUUUAAUUUAUUUUUCAUCCAAUACCUGUCAACAGAGACAUUGAAAGACAAAUGCAUUCUACUUCUAGACUUGCCCAUGUUCCUCGUGACUGUACUUGCUUAGCGAGGGGAAAGGCAAAGGAACUGAUAAGUUGCUAUCCAUGGUAUAUCCUCUUAACUGUGAUUUAAUUUCUUGGAUUUAUCUGAAUGUGGUAUUUUUUACUUAUGCAAAUUUAUAUAGCAGAUAAACAGAGUAAGCCUGCAAAAAUAGAUUAUAUCGUCAUAGAUAGAACCACAUUCUUCUGAACCUGUAACCUUUGUCAUCUUAAUGCACCUACCAAUAUGUGAUCCACGUUGGAACCCAUUGUGGUGCUCCUUAGUAUGAAUAAAAUUUUUAAAAACUAUGUGCCACUGACUCAUUUAGUGCUUCAGUUAUAUGAGAAUGUGGUCUGUGCUGUUGUUGUACAGUUAGAGAUCUUCUUCGGCUCCUAAACCCCAAGAGCUUAUCAUCGACUGUAAAAAUCCCUUCUUCACUAGUCAGAACCACUUUCUAUAAACGCAAAGAACUUAAUCAUUAAGAGACAGAAUGGAAACUGUUUAAUUACAUCACCCUCAAUCUCAUCUAACAUAAUGCACCAUGUGAAAUUCAAAGAAAUUGAGAGCUCUAAAUAAAAAGGCAAGCUAAUUAUAUAAAGGUGACAAUGUAGAGGUCGUUGUAGGAUGUAAUAGUCUCUGAUGUGUGGCUUCAAAUGCAGUAAAAUUACCCGUGAAAUUAAACAUUUGUAUUUAUUUUAAUUGCAAGGGUUUUUUAAAGAAAUUUAAAAGCUGGGGGAAGGACCCAUUUAGAAUAAAAUGUUUUCCUUUAUAAUGCUAAAGAAAUCACAAUUCUACUACUCGGAGGGUUAAAUACGCUAAUGGAAAUCGAAAAUAACCAUGAAAUUUAUUCCAGACUGCGGUCAACACAAGGUUAUAGGAAAAAGCUUAAAACAAAUCUUAUAAACUUAUUCAAAAUGAUGAAAAGAGAAUUAUAGAUUAUUUUAAAAAAAAACUUUUUAAAGGACUUUUCUUUAUUUUCAUGGCAAUACGACUUUUCUUUAUUUUCAUGGCAAUACGUAUUAGCGCACACUAUACUUACCUCGGAAACUGAGAUCCUGAAUUAAAAAAAAAAAAUGAAAAGUCUCUUAAAAAUCCCAGAGGUUUAUGUUCACUGACGUCAAGCUCUGUUUAAGGUUUGGACAGCUUAAGCCAAGAAGAUGAAGAUACUCGUUCACAUUCAGUCCUUAUUAACAUCAAAUUGGGUCUGAGCUUGAAACCCAAUUCAGCUAAUCUCAUCUUAAUGUUUAAAGAAUACCAAUAUCUCAAGUAUCCUUCUUCUAGUUCUUUUGUGAAUAGACCCAAGAUGCUCCACUGUGUAUAAAAGCAUUCCAAUUGGGAUUCCUGAGGAGUCUUAAUAGCUACAAUCCAGGAAGCUCAAAGGAACAUUAUAGCGUCAUGAAUAUAAAUGUGUAUUUAUAAUGCUAUAGUGCCCUGUUGGCCAUUUAGGUUCCUGAACCCUGUCCCUGCAGGGAAUAAAAAAGGUAUUUUACUUACAUUUUCUCCAUCACAGUGCUGGUCUCUGCAGGGACACUCUGCCUCCAUGGCUAAGAUCAUCGAGAUUGAUAAUCUCAGCCAGUCCAAUGCUUUCCCAUAGGAAAGCAUUGGGAGGCUACAGAGCAGACGCUGUGCUGCCCCAAUAAGAUGGUCUCUGUGAGACAGACCAUCUGAUUGAAACAUCAGAGUUUUACUCUGCUAUUUUGAUGAAAGUACCUAUAGUGGCUGUCUGCGUGACAUCCACUAGAAGCAUUUAAAAAAAAUGUUUUCUCCUGCAGAGUUAAAAUAGGAGGAGGGGCGGGGGCGGAGAGGUAUGGCACCCAGACCAAUAAUUGAGAUGAAGUGUUCUGGCUGCCUAUAGGGUCCCUUUAAACAUGUCCUCCAUUGGAUGGACAGGCCCUUAUUUCAGCUAUAAAUUUACUAAACAUUAGGACCAAGUUAUCAUUAUCAUUAAAUCAGCACAGAUUAUUAUUGAGCCAAUCCUCAGCAUCUGGCAUUUCAUUCUAAGACCCUGAGCUAGUGUCCAUUCACUGUUGACAAUAAUCAGAAUAAUUUACAUGUUUACUCGAAGACAGCGAUAAACUAUAAAUUCACUUUGAAACCCUGAGGUACCAGGCCAGACAUCCUGUGAACAAACAAAAACACGGACACCCGUGAAAAAAGUGAUAUAACGCAACAACUUAACUGAAAGGUACACAGCUUCCCAAGGUUAUUUCCCAGUUGAUAACCUUAUAGCAGAACAGUGUGAUUGAUAGGAUAUUUGGGAUUCUGCUGAUGUACCUAUAAUAGAGGACAAAACAUAGUGCAAAUAUUGCUACACACUAUAAAACCGCUGGUAAAAAAUAUACACUCACAUAUUCCAAAGAAUAUAAGCGUGUUCAGGGUGCCUCCCCCUAAGACUGAAAAAGGGGGACUUUUUUAUCUGUGAGCCAGAUAAUCUAUCCAUUCACUCUAACAAGUAAAAGGACUCUGUAGGCACUAUAUCUGCUUCAUCUCAUUAAUGUGGUUAUAGUGUCUGGAAUCCUCUGGCGCUGUCUUUUCAUUCAGCAGCCCAUCCACUCUAUGCAGCGCCAACCCAUCCCCUCUUUGCUGAUUGGGCUAAUGAGGAAGCAUUAGCCUUAGCAGAAAUAGCUGGCUGUGAUUGGCUGAGAGUGUCACCCAUUACCGAUAUGAGUUGGUAUGGCUAAAAGGAAGUGUGUAAUCUCUGCUUAGCUAUGCCUCCACAGGGGCAUGGGGCACUUAUUUAUUGUUGAACUGUUUGAAAAUGGUCCCAUGUCCCAUGUCGUGGGCAGAGAUGACCUGUCACAAGGCCCUCAGGUUACAACCGCCACCCACAGUUGGACAGUUAAUGCAGCAGUUCAGUUGCUAGUUAUCUGUGUUUCAUCAUAGGGGUCUGGUUUUGGGCGUUGGUAGAACCCUCGUAUUUUUAAAACCUCUCAUAUUGUCUUUAACAAACAUGUAGGUUAAAGGAUCACUAUAGUGUCAGGAAAACAAAUCGGUUUUCCUGACACUAUAGUACCCUGAGGGUGCCCCCACCCUCAGGGUCCCCCUCCCGUGGUGCUGAAGGGGUUAAAACCCCUUCAGUUACUCACAUUCUUUCACCGCCGGGCUCCCUUACCUCUCCUCCCACGCCGACGUCAGCUCCCCCGUCUGACGUGAGCGGAGCGGAAUGCGCAUGUGUGGCAGUGCCGCGUGCGCAUACAAAGUGUCCAUAGGAAAGCAUUUCUCAAUGCUUUCCUAUGGACGCUCUGCGUGAUGGAGGCAUAAUAUGCCUCCAGCGUUGCAGAUGCACCUCUAGUGGCUGUCCGGAAGACAGCCACUAGAGGCUGGCUUAACCCCAAAUGUAAACAUAGCAGUUUCUCUGAAACCGCUAUGUUUACAGCAGGCAGGGUUAACCCUAGAGGGACCUGGCACCCAGACCAUUUCAUUGAGCUGAAGUGAUCUGGGUGACUAUAGUGUCCCUUUAAUCUCUUUGCACCAUAACUAUUAUAACGAUCUCUAGAGUUCUUAGAGUGCCCAUUUAACAUAUUAAAUAAACAAGCUUGAGAAAAAUAGAAGCUUUGUAAUUAUAACAUUUGAAUAAAAUGUUACUUGAAUAAUUAUCAGAGCUGUUAUUCAAGUUCCAGAACUGUGUAGUUCAGAAAAGAAUUUAUAGAAAAUGUAAAAGUUGCUUUAUAUUGUCAAUUAGUGAAAAAUAAUGGGCUGGAAUAAAAAAAGAAAUUAAUUGCGGCUGGAAGGGUUUCCAUUUAGAAACUCGUGGUUUAUAUCAUUAAUUUGCAGGAAUAGUGAUAAGCCUGGCAUUUAUGUUUCAAAUUAAAAAUGAGAACCAUCUGUCAUACACCAGUUGGUGUGUAUCACCAUUAUAUCUAUCAACUCAAGGCCUUUUUCAGGUUUCACUGGGCUGGGUGUAUUUUGGGUGUAAACUGAAUCCUUAAAACGUAUAGAGGUUCCAGAAGAGCCCACAAUCUAGAGCAGGGUUAUCCAAAAGGUAGAUCCCCGGGUGUUGUAGACCUACAACUCCCAUGAUGCUUUGCAUUCUUGUAGAAUGCCUUUAGAAUUACGUAGCAAUAUGAUAAUCUCAGCUGGUCAGAGUGGCAGUCAUAGUGAGACUGUCACACUGUGUGUUAGAAGGUAAUUAAAAUGUUAUUUAACCAUUUCAGGAUGCAGUAAUCUAAACAGCCAUGACCACUCAAAUGGUUAAAAAGAAAGGUUUGUAUUUCUAAAUUGUGGUUUUAACACUAUUGGGUCAGGAAUACAUGUUUGUGUUCCUGACCCUAUAGUGUUCCUUUAAGAGUUUUCCUUUACGAGGGAGUGCCCAAAGAGAGGCUUAAUGUAUUUACAGUAAUUUUUAUAAGGAUACAAUUGUUUUAAAAAGUACAUUUCAGGAUAAUUGAAUUUAGAAGAUAACAACCUGUUUUGUGAAUAAAAUGUAAUCCCUGUUAUUUCAUCAUGACCGUCAUCUCUUUUAGAUUUAAAACAAAAUAACUGGUAUUUGGUGUAUUUAAAGGGACACUAUAGGCACCCACAUCACUUCACCUUACUGAAGUGCUCUGGGUGCAAUGUCCCUUUUUACAUUGUUUACAUUGCAGCUCUAAGUCUGCCCCCUGUGGCUGUCUACCACACAGUCACCGUGGGCUGUUCCUGGAACGAAACUGACCUUUGUUUCGGUAUCUGACACUGGACGUCAGAUUGAUUCAAUGCUUUUUUAUAAGGAUGUCUAAUGCGCUUUAGCACCCGCUUGUUGCGGGACAUCGGAGGAGGCGAAGUGUCGACCAAGUGCCGAGGGACAUCAGCGCUGGGAUCAGAUAAGUAAAUAAAGGGGGCAGGCAGGGGAGCGAUAGGAUUGUUUUCCUGGCAUAUAUAUCCCCAAUGACAAAAUGCAUGCAUUUGGGUUAUCUCUACUAAACAGUGACUAUUUUUUUUAUUUAUUUUGUAUUUUAGCAGUGGGAUGUCCCUUUAAAUAUAGAAAUUCAUGCUGCUGUAUCCCGGAACUGGGUGUCUCCAUUUAGACAGACAAUGUUAUUAGAUCUGUCCUUUGCAUCUAGCAGUUAGACAGAGCACAAAGAGAGGAGGAGACGCAGAAAAUACUUCUGAUCCAGAUCCAGUAGAAACGUUAUGGUUAUGUCCAUAAGCAGACCCAUGUUUGCCAUGUUUGCCAUGUUUGCCAUGUUUGCCAUGUUUUUAUAAAUUUUGGAAACCUUGACACCCUGUAGGACAUAACGUGAUUGUUGUACCUAUUGCAGGUCCUGGUUUGGCACACAAGGACCGAGCGACCUACACUUGUGAAUGAAGGGAAACGAGGAUUCACAGACCCAAAUAUUGAAGUCUAGCCAUACGGAUCCUCCAGCUGUGUAAGUGCCCUCACUCAGUGCCCUCAGUGACUUUGUACAACUGAAAGAUAUAAAGGUUUUUUACCAAAGUGAGUUUCAAACUAAGGUCAAAAUAUACAAAGUGGAAAAAAUCUCUAAGUCAGAUAUGGUUUCAGUUUAGCUACUUUGAAUUCUCACAUUAGUGAAUAACCCUGAUGGUCAGCUGCAGAGAGAUGCUGGAACGGUAUCAGGUGGAGAGGGUGGGAGUUUAAUGGCAAGUGGCCUUAUCAUCUUUGCUAGUGUAAAAAAAAAAGUGUAAACAUACCCCACUGUAAACAUACCCCACUUUCAAUACCUUGGGUUGUCUACUUUUUCAAAUGGUAUGCCAUUAUGGGGGUAAUUCUCAUUCCUGGGCUACCACACCGUCUCAAAAUCUUAUUUUCUCACAUUUUUUUAAAUUUUAUUCAUAAUAAAUUUUGUUCCAUAUAUGAAUAGUUAAUGAUAAAGUAAAGCCCAGUUUCUCCUGAACAAAAUGAUAUAUAAUAAGUGUGGGGGCACCUAAUGUGACAGCGGUGAAUUACGGUUGGACAGACAUAUAGCGCAAAUUCCAGUUUUUGUUUACGUUUUUGUUUUGAUCAGAACGUGCACUAUCGACUCCAUCCUGAAGGGGUUAAUAUAUUUUAUUUAUUACUAGUAUAUACAAUUCCUGCUUUAGGCAAUAAUCCUUUCUGUUAUUGUUUGAAUAAAUCCCCGUAAAACCAUUGACUGUUUUUUAUUUUUAUUUUAAUUAUAUUCUUAGGUAAGCACAAUGGAAUGAAAACGCACUAUUUCUGUACUUUCGGGAAAACAAGGGAAUACCCAUAAAAGAGACACGUGCACAGGACGAAGACAUACAUUUGUGGUUCUUCGAGGGCAACAGUGUUAUUAAUUGUAACUAUUUUUUAAAUCUUCGAAUCCUGAAUCAACAGUUGCAUACAUUUGUAAAAGGGAAAAAAAAAAAGAAAACCUGAUUUUUAGUUUUUUUUAGUUGAAAGCAAGUUGCUGCUGCUGAUAGUAUUUAAUAAAUAAAGACUGAAACUGAGAAAUAAAAGGACAGAAACUUAGUAAAAGACCUUAUGUUAAACCUCUUGUAUGAAGACAACAUAUGUUGAACCCUCUUCAGAGAUCUGGGUCUGUGUACCAAAGCUAAUUAAAACGUUCCUGUUCUUUGCUGUUUUGUCAAAUGUAGGGCGCUUGUUAAUCGCAUUUACAUAGGACUGACACAUUCAGAGACAGAAGGGCUUAUGCCCCAUCUGACGCAACAGAUUCUACUGGCUCUAAUUAAAAACAACAAAAAGGUACAAACAGAACCCCAGUGCGUCUUAUUCUUGUACAUGUGAAACAGAACUCAUUAUCAAGUCUUCCCGCUGUCACUCUCAGAACCGCACAAUGGCAGACACCCAGAACUAACCAGAGGCGACAGAUGGAGUUUCAGUGUCAGCUCUCCAAUGGUCCUGGCGGCCGAGGUGUUAACCGGAAAUUAGAAUAUAGAACAUAUCAUAUUAUAUGUGUAAUUCUAUCUUGGUUGUAUUGUCCCAAAUUUUACAAGCCAGGUGUUAGUUCACAACAUCGCUCUGAAUAAAUGCCAUAGUCUCAGGACAAAUCCAUUAGCGUCAUUAAAAUUUUUACCUAGGGAUCUAUUCAUAAUAGUUCAUUGUUCGCCAGGUUCUGCUGACACUAUAACAGCUUCCAAAUCCGUAAUAUAUAAUUUAGUCACCAUUUACCAUACAAAUGAAUUAUAUGUGUAUUUGCUUUAGAAGCUGCUGUGAUUAUACUUACCCUCUAUAAUGUGUGCCUGCGCAGUUACAUUACUAGCCCAUCUCUGAUGCGAUUGGUUCUGCUCGCAAUGAUCAUUCGUGAUUUUGAAACCACAGAUAGUAUCUGUGGCUAUUGGGAGUUGCAGGGCAUGUGCCCUUACCCAAAUCAGUGGCUGUACUGGGAGUUUUUAACAAUACUGAAUAGCAACCAGAUAGACAGACAGAUUUAUAGGACAGAGAGAUCGUAAGAUCAUUUUUUGCUGCACUCGAACAAAUUAUAUAAAUAAAAUGUAUAACGAGCUUCUCUAAUUAGAAUGUUUUGUUUUUUUUGUUUUUUUUUAAAUAUGUUCUAUCCAAAUUGCAUAUGUAGAGCUGAAAUAGUACUUCUAUUUAUUUUAAUUUUUUUAAAUUUCCUUAGCCUUCAUUCAUGUUCUAUAGUAAAUAUUGCAUUAAAUGAAUCCAAAGGCAGCUUCACAAAGUAUCCUGCAAGGCUAAGCACGCACCCAUAUUCUACGAUUGUUGAUUAUUGGGGGGAAGAGGGGUGCUCUUUCUGCUGCCCGUGUCCUGUCCAUUUCCAACUUUUCAUAUAGUACACAGAGAUUUGCAGAGGGAAGUAAAUUUAAGGCCUGGCUUAUAUCGUAGGACUUGAAACUUUGAGCCGUGUUGUGCGUAGAAUCCCAAACUAUCCCCCAACCCCUAGCUGCUAUUUUAUACCACACUGUAGCUGUGAGCAAUGCAGGCUCCUGAACAGUGUGGGAAGGGGAGGUGGGAUGAUAGAAUCUAUUGUCUUUGUAUGUGAGGAAGAGGGACCGAAUUUAACUCCUGAUAAAAAAAAAUGGCUUCUCAGUCAGAAGAGGACCUGUCCAGAAUCAGGGGGCAAACUAACCUUUUUUUUUUUUUUUAGGCUACUGUGUUAUAGAGCUUUUAAACUAAUCUUUGCACCUUUUCUAAUCAUUAUUUAUUCUUGCUUUGCUCUUAAGUUGUAAGAUGGGAUGCCCGUUACAUAUUUUUAUGCAUUGUAUAUUAAUAUUAUACAUGUCUAGUUAAAAAAAUCAAAGUGUUAUGAAUAAUUUUUUCCCCCCAAUAAUUAAUAUGUUCUGCCAUGAAAUCUUUUCAUGCAUGAAGUUACAGUCUUUGGAUUUGUAUCAGUAAAACUGGAAGACUGGGCACCGACACUAUCCGUUUCUUGUAGAAAAUGAGAUCAUGUUAUUUAACAGUUUACUGAUGGCUGGAAUUGUCUCAGUACUUUAAUGCAUUGCUUAGAUAAUACAUUAGCAAUAUGUAAGAAAUAAAAUACAAGAUGCUUACUUUUAAAGUUCCUGUUGCUUCUUCCAAUAUAGUACAAGCUGAAGAAACAGACAGGACCCUUUAAGGCAAGGAAGAGGCUCCACCAAUCAGAGACGCUGAUUCUUUCUUAUCCCAGCCAUAAGUCAUAUCGGCCGAGUGACUACUAUCCUCCUAUUCAGACCUUUUUUGCAGGUUUAUGAGCUUUUCACUGGGCUACGUUCUUCUGAACCGCACAUCUGCUGGGAGAGCUUACAUGCACAGUUUGGCAUAAAAGUAAAUCCCAAGAAAGUCUAAAUAAUAUAUAGUUAGAUUAAUGUUCUUAAACAGAUUUACUGGCAAGUCCAAUGUAUAGAAUAAAUGUUAUUUUCUUUAACCCCUUAAGGACCAAACUUCUGGAAUAAAAGGGAAUCAUGACAUGUCACACAUGUCAUGUGUCCUUAAGGGGUUAAAGGGACACUCCACUGCCCAAAUUAAAAAAUAAAGAAAUAACUAAAAUUCACUGUUUUGUACAAGGGGUGCCCAAAAGGUAGAUCCCCAGAUGUUUUAAAACUGUAACAUCUAUGAUGCCUUGUCAUUUUAAACUCACGCAAAGCAUCAUGGGAGUUGUAGAUUUACAACAUCUGGGGACCUACCUUUUGGGCAUCCCUGGUUUAGUAGAUAUCCCUCAUUAAAAACAUGCAUGCUUUAAUCACGUAUAUUUUUAUUGGGGGAUAUAUCUAAAAAAAAAAAGCUUGUAAAAGUUGCAGAUCUCUUGUCUGCAGCCUUUGCAAACCCUCCCCUUCUAACCCCGCCCAGACUUUCUGUGGCUGUCCAAUCACAGACUUCCCAGUGUAGCUUAAUGAGAAGUCUUUGCUCUGGGCAAUUUCUGUCUCUUGAGUUUAGCUCCACUAAGCUAAACAAACCAGGAAAUAACUUGAGUCUGAAGAGUCCCUUUACACUGAAAAGUUAUGCUGAUCUCCACAGGUGCACUUUAAAGGGACACUAUAGUCACCUGAACAACUUUAGCUUAAUGAAGCAGUUUUGGUGUAUAGAACAUGUCCCUGCAGCCUCACUGCUCAAUCCUCUGCCAUUUAGGAGUUAAAUCCCUUUGUUUAUGAACCCUAGUCACACCUCCCUGCAAGUGACUUGCACAGCCUUCCAUAAACACUUCCUGUAAAGAGAGCCCUAUUUAGGCUUUCUUUAUUGCAAGUUCUGUUUAAGUAAGAUUUUUUUUAUCC